Molecule: messenger RNA, 92458 nt
Organism: Oreochromis aureus
Lineage: Eukaryota; Metazoa; Chordata; Actinopteri; Cichliformes; Cichlidae
Gene: ttn.2
Product: titin, tandem duplicate 2
Biological process (GO): protein phosphorylation
Molecular function (GO): protein kinase activity; protein binding; ATP binding
Source: RefSeq, a predicted model, not a curated record
AGGCUCAACUGUUCCCCUUUUGGAUUUUCUGACUCCGUUUUCUGGAUAAAGAUUUUAGAUUUCCUGCUGAGCGCCCAAAUCUGGGCUUCCCAGGCAUCCUUGUCCAGACAAGGUGCCAGCCGACAUGUCAACACAAGCACCGACAUUCACACAGCCGCUACAGAGCGUCGUGGCACUUGAGGGUAGUGCCGCGACGUUUGAGGCUCAAAUUAGUGGUUCUCCAGUUCCCGAGGUGAGCUGGUUCCGUGAUGGCCAGGUUCUUUCCACCACCACUCUGCCAGGUAUACAGAUCUUGUUCAGCGAUGGCCGCGCUGUUCUGAGGAUUCCUGCUGUGACGGCUGCACACAGCGGAAGGUUUUCUGUUAGAGCCACGAACGGAGCUGGACAAGCCACAAGCACCGCUGAACUCCUCGUUACAGUGGAGACAGCACCUCCAAAUUUCCUUCAAAGACUUCAGAGCUUAACAGUGAGACAAGGCAGCCAGGUGAGGCUGGAUGUGCGAGUGACAGGAAUCCCGACACCAGCUGUUAAAUUCUACAGAGAAGGGGCCGAGAUUCAGAGCUCAGCCGACUUCAGGAUUCUCCAAGAUGGAGACCUGUAUACUUUGUUGAUCGCUGAAGCCUUCCCAGAGGACUCUGGGACAUAUUCUGUGACUGCCACUAACAACAGCGGACGGGCCACCUCCACUGCUGAAUUGCUAGUUCAGGGUGAGGAAGCUGUGCCAGCUAAGAAACUGAAGACUGUUUCCACAUCCCAAAUAACGGCUUCCCAGAGUCGAGUACAGAGGGUGGAGACUAGUUUCCAGGCCUCCACUAAGAGGGAGAUCCAUGCAGGGGAAGUAAUGAUCACUCAGCAUUUGGCUCACAAAACCCCCCCACGGGUUCCUCCAAAGCCGACCUCCAAGUCCCCGCCGUCCUAUGUUUCUAAGGUGACGGCAGGACGUCAGCAGUCCCCUUCGCCUGUCAGACAUGUGAAAGGGCCAACACCGACACCCGUCAGACCAGUGUCUCCAUCCACCAAACUGUCUGUUUCUCCCAUCCGACCAGUCAAGUCUCCCAUCAUGACCAGGAAACAGGUAUCCACCUCUGCAGAGGUUCUGCCACCCUGGAAACAGGGAGACUACGCGACUGAAGCGAGCUAUACCAGCAUGGCAAGCAUGACCGCUGUCAGCAGCACCACUCAACUUCAUAUGCAGAAGCACUGGGAGCAGCAGGUGGCUGCCACCAGAGAGGAUGUGGGAGAAAAAAAGGCUGAGGCAGUGGCCACAGUGGUGGCUGCUGUUGACCUUGCUCGUGUCCUCAAGCCUGUGCAUGGGGAGGGUGGUCGGAAAGAGGAAGAGGAGGAUGUGGAGUUGAGGAUAAAGCAGCAGGCGGCAGCAACUGCAGAGAAACAAGUUAUUGCAACAAAAACACUUCCUAUUGAGCCUGCUGUGUCUGCAGAGCAGCACAGAGUCCAGGUCUCUCAGAUUCAGAGAACAACAGAAAUCUUCUCCUGUGUGGACACUGGUGUCGUCCAGCCCCCAGUUCCACAUUUCACAGUUUCUAAAGUUUCUGUUCCUAAACAUGAACCUAGACAUGAGGUGUCCCUUGCUGGCUCUGCCAUCGCUACACUGCACAAAGAGCUAUCCUCCCCUUCCACCCCCAGAAAGAUCAUCAAGCCUGUCAAAUCUCCCAGUCCGUCUCGACAGGCGGCGGUGGAGGUUCAUGUGAUACCUGAGCCCUUCCCACCGCCGUUCAGAGAUGUUCGAUAUAAGACUCAACUUGACAGCAGGGGCGCUUAUGCAUUUAGUGAGGAAGAAUUUGAGGAAUGGGAGCCUCAGGUGGCUGCAGUGCCUACAAGAUCCCAGGAGCCUGUCGUUCCACCAACUCUUAUUGCUGGACUGAAGAACCUGACUGUGACAGAAGGCGAGUCAGUGACCUUGGAGUGCAAAAUCAGCAGUCACCCUUCCCCUGUCAUAAUCUGGUUCAGGGAGGACUACAAGAUCGAGAGCUCCAUUGACUUCCAGAUCAGCUACGAGCACGGAUUUGCCAGGCUGAUUAUUCGUGAGGCAUUUGCUGAAGACAGUGGCCGGUUUACCUGCACUGCCACCAAUGAAGCAGGAACUGUGAGCACCUCCUGCUACCUGCUUGUAAAAGUUUCAGAAGAAAUUGAAAGCAGAGAGGAAACAGCUGUCACAGAAAUUGCAAUCACACAAGAAAAAACUGUUGCAGCUGAAGCAAAGCUGCAGACGGUGACAGAGUUUAGUGCAGGAGAACCUGCAGCUCCAUUCUUCAUCAAGAAACCCACUGUGCAGAAGCUAGUGGAGGGAGGAAGUGUUGUGUUUGAAUGCCAGGUUGGAGGAAAUCCAAGACCUCACAUUAUCUGGAAGAAGAAUGGCGUGCUGCUUACCACUGGAUACAGAUACAAAGUUGCCUACAAGGAAACUGGAGAAUGUAAACUGGAGAUCUCAAUGACCUUUGCUGAUGAUGCCGGAGAAUACUCCAUCUUUGCUAAAAAUCCCCACGGAGAAGCUUCAGCUUCCACCAGCCUGUUGGAGGAAGAGGAAUAUGAAGCACAUAUGAAGCAGCACGAUGUAACAUAUAAAACUGAAGUGACUACAACAGUGGUUCAGGAACCCUCUGUGGUUAUGAGUCAGUAUGAAUUGGAACAGAGGAGGACAAUAACCCCGAUGAGCUUUGUCUCAGAAACGGAAUUCCUCAUUUCAGCCUUUGAGGAGAGGAUAAUACAGAAGAUCGAACUGUGUAUCAUGAGAAUUACUUACAAAGAGCUUGUGGCAGAGGACGGCGAGCUGGUAGUGACUAUAGCAGAUGAAGAGGCAGCGCAGCCAGCCUUUGACACACCAGUGAAAAACUACAGGAUCAUGGAGGGAGCGGGAGUCACUUUCCACUGCAAGAUGGUUGGAAACCCACUGCCAAAGAUUGCCUGGUACAAAGAUGGCCAGCGCAUCAGGCCUAGUGGGCGUUACCAAAUUGAAGUUCUUCAAGAUGGACGAGCCAGUCUUCGUCUGCCUGUGGUGCUACCAGAGGAUGAAGGCGUGUACACUGCUUUUGCCACAAACAUGAAGGGAAAUGCAGUCAGCUCUGGAAAGCUUUAUGUGGAGGCAUCCGAAGCUGUAACACCGCAGAGAUACACACCACAGCCAGCAGUACAGAGGAUAAGAUCUACAUCUCCUCGUUCUCUGAGCCGCUCUCCAGGGCGUUCUUCCAGCCGAUCUCCUCGGCGUUCUCCUGCCCGUCGAUUUGACGAAACAGAUGAGGCUCAGCUCGAAAGACUAUACAAACCUGUUUUUGUCAUGAAGCCCUCCUCAAUAAAAUGUUCUGAGGGGCAAACUGCCCGAUUUGAUUUGAAAGUUGUUGGCAGGCCAAUGCCUGACACAUACUGGUUCCACAAUGGACAACAAGUGAUCAAUGAUAACACACACAAGAUAGUGAUUAAAGAGGAUGGUACUCAGUCCCUGAUCAUUGUCCCAGCCAUGCCACAAGACUCUGGAGAGUGGACGGUUGUUGCUCAGAAUAGAGCUGGACGGGCAUCUCUCAGUGUAACUCUUACUGUUGAUGCUCAAGAAACCCUGGCACGUCCUCAAUUUGUUGAAAAGCUGAAAAACAUCACUGUAAAGCAGGGCACUCUGGUUGAGUUGGCUGUCAAAGCCAUUGGAAACCCCCUGCCAGACAUCGUGUGGCUGAAAAACAGUGACAUCAUCACCCCACACAAGCAUCCACAGAUAAAGAUUGAUGGCACCAAAGGAGAAGCCAAAUUCCAGAUUCCAUCUGCUUCAGGCUCAGACAGUGCCUGGUACACUGCUACAGCCAUCAACAAGGCUGGUAGAGACACCACUCGCUGCAGAGUCAAUGUUGAGGUGGACUUUGCUGCCCCUCAAACCGAGAGAAAGCUCAUUAUUCCGAGAGGAACCUACAAAGCUAAAGAGAUUGCAGCGCCCGAGUUGGAGCCGCUUCAUUUGCGAUACGGUCAAGAGCAGUGGGAGGAGGGUGAUCUUUAUGACAAAGAGAAGCAACAGAAACCACAAUUCAAGAAGAAGCUGACAUCUAUCAGAAUGAAGUGUUUUGGACCAGCCCACUUUGAGUGUAGACUCACUCCUAUUGGUGACCCCACUAUGGUAGUGGAGUGGCUGCAUGACGGCAAACCUCUGGCUGCUGCUAAUAGGUUGCAUAUGGUCAAUGAAUUUGGAUACUGCAGCCUUGAUUAUGAAGUUGCCUAUGCUAGGGACAGCGGUGUUAUUACUUGCAGAGCCACAAACAAAUUUGGAGUUGACCAGACCUCAGCCACCCUGAUCGUCAAGGAUGAGAAGGGACUUGUUGAGGAAACACAACUUCCUGAAGGCAGGAAGGGAGCAUAUAGGAUGGAUGAGAUUGAGCGCAUGGCUCAUGAGGGAGGACCUGCAGGAGUCGGCGCUGAUGAAGAAUCUGAAAAGACAAAGCCUGAUAUUGUCUUGCUUCCUGAACCAGCAAGGGUGCUGGAAGGCGACAUUGCACGAUUCCGCUGCAGAGUGACUGGUUAUCCGGCACCAAAGGUUAAUUGGUACCUCAACGGACAACUUAUCCGCAAAAGCAAGAGAUACAGACUUCGCUAUGAUGGUAUUUACUAUUUAGAGAUUGUUGACAUCAAGUCCUAUGACUCAGGAGAGGUUAGGGUGGUUGCUGACAAUCCUUUAGGAACAGCUGAGCACACAGUAAAGCUAGAGAUCGAGCAGAGGGAAGACUUUAGAUCUGUCCUGCGUCGUGCACCAGAACCAAAACUUGCAGAGGCUACACACGAGCCUGGCAAGAUUGGAUUUGAUAUUGUGAAGAUGGACCGACCUAGUGAGGCUUCACAAGACAGGGAAGUGGUUAAGCUGCGUAAAACACAGAGAAUUGUUCAUGAGAAAACUUCAGAGGAGUCUGAAGAACUGAAGAGCAAGUUCAAGCGCAGAACAGAGGAGGGUUUCUAUGAGUCUAUUUCUGCUGUAGAGCUUAAGUCUCGCAAGAGGGAUGACUCUUAUGAAGACCUAUUGAGGAAGACUAAAGAGGAGCUGCUCCAUCACAUGAAAGAGAAAGAAGAAGCUGAAAGGAAGAAGAUGGAGGAACAGGGUAAAGUCACUAUCCCCACAAUAAAACCUGAACGGGUCCUGCUCUCUCCCAGCAUGGAAGCACCCAAGAUCCUGGAACGCAUUGCAAGCAAGACCGUUGCUCCAAUGGAUGAGGUUCGUUUCAGAGUCAGAGUAGUUGGUAGACCAGAACCUGAGUGUCAGUGGUUCAAGAAUGGCAUUCAGCUGGAAAAGUCUGACCGUAUUUACUGGUACUGGCCUGAGGACAACGUAUGUGAAUUGGUCAUAAGAGAUGUCGAAACACAAGAUUCUGCUAGCAUCAUGGUUAAGGCUAUUAAUAUUGCUGGGGAGUCCUCAAGUCAUGCCUUCCUGCUUGUACAAGCCAAGACAGCAGUUAGCUUUACCCAAAACUUGGAGGAUGCGAGCGCCAAGGAGAAGGAUACCAUGGUGACCUUUGAGUGUGAAACCAAUGAACCCUUCGUCAGAGUCAAAUGGUUUAAGAACAACAUGGAGAUCUUCUCAGGAGACAAAUACAGAAUGCACUCUGACAGAAAAGUCCACUUCCUGUCUGUGCUAAUGAUUGAAAUGAGGGAUGACGCAGAAUACACCUGUGUGAUUUCAGAUGAUGAGAACACGAGAACCAGUGCAAGGCUUCAUGUGGAAGGUGCUGCUCUCGAGCUCAUCAAACACAUGGAGAACAUUGAGGUACCAGAAUCCUAUGCUGGCGAGUUUGAGGUCGAGUUAUCUCGUGAAGAUGCUGAGGGCAGCUGGCUCUUUGGAGACAAAGUUCUCUCACCCAGCAAUAAAUACAUCAUAUCCUCACGUCGAGGAAGACACACUUUGUCUGUCAAGGAUGUCAGGAAAGAGGACCAGGGAAAAUACACCUUUGUAUGUGGAGAUCUGAAGACCAGUGCCUCACUAAAAAUGAAACUGCGUCCAGUGACACUGAUGCAGCCCCUGACUGAUCUGAUAGUCUGUGAGGGUGAUAUUGCUCAGCUGGAGGUCAGGUUCUCCCAAGAGAAUGUUGAGGGAACCUGGAUGAAGAAUGGCCAGGCCAUUUCUGCCUCAGAACGUAUCCACAUUGUCAUUGACAAGAUGGUUCACAAGCUGCUGGUGGAGAAUGUCAGCACAGAAGAUGCUGCCUUGUACUCUUUUGUGGUUCCUGCCCAGGACAUCUCCACCUCAGGCAAACUCAGUGUUCAAACUAUCGACAUUGUAGUGCCACUGAAGGAUGUAUCCUCAAUUGAAGGCACAAAGGCUGUCCUGGAGGCUAAGAUCUCUGCCCAGGACAUCAGCUCUGUCAAAUGGUACCAUAAUGACAAACUGUUGACACCCAGUGACCGAAUCCAAAUGGUGGCAAAGGGAGCAAAGCAGCGGCUGGUCUUCACCAGAACCUUUGCAUCUGAUCAGGGUCACUAUAAACUAGUUGUUGGCAAGGUUGACACCAGCUGUAGCCUGACUGUUGAAGAGGUACACAUUGUGAAACACAUGGAGGACAAAGUGUGUUCAGAGUCCCAGAAUGUGACGUUUAAUGUUGAAGUCUCUCACCCUGGAAUUGACUCAAUCUGGACAUUCAGGAACCAGCAAAUCAAACCUGGACCCAAGUCCAAGAUUGAGUCCAAGGGAAAGGCUUACUCUCUGACAGUCAUUGACGCCAUGAAAGAUGAGGAGGGCCAGUACAUGUUUCAUGCUGGUGAAAAGACAUCUAGUGCCAAGCUUACUGUCUCUGGUGGAGCCAUUACACGGCCCCUGCAGGAUGUGACAGUGGCGGAGUCUCAGACUGCUGAGCUUGAGUGUGAAGUUGCAAAUGCCAAUGCUGAGGGCAAGUGGCUUAAGGAGGGCCAGCCCAUUGACUUCAAUGAGAAUGUGGUGAGUGAGGUGAACGGGGCCAUCAGGCGCCUCAUCAUCAACAUUACCAGGCCACAGGAUGUCGGAGAGUAUACCUACCAGGUGGCCAACUCCAAAACUACAGCUAAUCUCAGGGUGGAGGGAGUGAAGAUCAAGAAAACUCUGAGGAACCAGACUGUGACGGAGACCCAGGAAGCAGUGUUCACGCUAGAGCUCACACACCCAGAUGUGAAAGGAUCCCAGUGGAUUAAGAAUGGGGUGGAACUGCAAAACAGCGAAAAGUACGAGAUCAUCUCCAGUGGCGUGGUCCAGACGCUGAAGGUGAAGGACUGCAACAUACAGGACGAGUCUGUUUACUCCUUCAAACUUGGAAAACUUUCUGCCAAUGCCAGACUCAACGUAGAGAAAAUCAAAAUCGUGAAGAAGAUAAAAGAUGCAACGUCUCUGUUGGAUGGCACAGCCUCCUUUGAGAUGAGCCUCUCACAUGACAACAUCCCUGUUAGGUGGAUGUUUAAAGGUUUGGAGCUGACGUCAAGUGAGAAGUGCAAGAUUCUGUCUGAGAGGAAAGCACACAAACUGAUCCUGAAGAAUCUGGACAGCAGCGAUGCAGGAGAGUACGUGGCUGUGGUUGGACACUUGCAGUGCAGUGCCGUGCUCACCGUGGAGGCUCUGCAGGUCACUAAACCCAUGAAAAGUGUGGAGGUACCAGAGACUCAAGUGGCCACAUUCGAGUGUGAAGUCUCCCACUUCAAUGUGCCGUCCACCUGGCUGAAGAACGGAGUGGAGAUUGAGAUGAGUGACAAGUUCAGGAUUGUGGUUCAGGGAAAACUCCAUCAGCUGAAGAUCAUGAACACCAGCAGAGACGACUCUGCAGAGUACACCUUCGUUUGUGGCAACGACCAAGUGUCUGCAACACUUACCGUCAACCCGGUUCUGAUCACCUCCAUGCUGAAGGACCUGAAUGCCCAAGAGAGAGACACUAUCACCUUUGAGGUCACCGUCAACUAUGAAGGCAUCACGUACAAAUGGCUGAAGAACGGCGUGGAAAUUAAGUCAUCGGACAGGUGCCAGGUCCGCAGCCGGCAGCUUACGCACUCCCUCACCAUCCGAAAUGUUCACUUUGGAGACGGGGGAGAGUACAAGUUUGUGGCUGGCUCUGGUGCCACCACUGCUAAUCUCUUUGUUGAAGCUCGUGUGAUUGAAUUCACCAAGAAGAUCAAGGACAUAAAGAUCACAGAGAAGAAGAAGGCGGUUUUUGAGUGUGAGGUUUCUGAGCCAAACAUCCAGGUGAUGUGGAUGAAGGAUGGUCAGGAGAUGGACAUGUCUGAGGAAAGGUAUAUUGUGACAGCAGAGAAGUAUGUUCACCGCCUCGUGAUCCAGACGGUUCGAAUGUCUGAUGCUGGGGAAUAUUCAGUGGUAGCUGGAUCAAGUGUCUCCAAGGCCCGGCUCACUGUGGAGGGUCGCGACAUUCGGAUCUCGGAACCUCCUGAGCGGGAAAUUACGGUUCUGGAGAAACACCGUGCAACCUUUGAGUUUGAAGUGAAUGAAGAAGAUGUGGAGGGUCACUGGCUGAAGAAUGGUGUGGAGAUCCAGUUCUCGAUGGAAGACAGAUUUAACUACGUGACCAUCAGGAAGCUGCAUCGCCUCACCAUCUCAGAGACCUACAGGAGUGAUGCUGGGGAGUACACCUUCAUCGCUGGCAAAAAUAGAAGCACCAUGCAGCUUCGAAUAAACAUCCCUGAGCCUCCUCAGAUCCUUCGCCACAUGGAGCCCCAGUCGGUGGAGGCUGGAAAACCAGCUCGCUUCUCAGUCCAGGUGAGCGGUGUUCCCCAGCCUCAGGUCUUCUGGUACAAAAACUCCCAGGCUCUCUCCGCUGGCUUCAAGUGCAAGUUCCUGCACGAUGGCAACGAGCACACACUGCUGCUCAUCGAGGUCUUUCCUGAAGACGCUGCUGUCUACACCUGUGAGGCCAAGAACGAGUAUGGCACUGCCACAAGCACUGCAACACUCAAUGUUGAAGUUUCAGAGGUGGUUUCUCCAGACUCCCCCGCUACUGUUGCUCCACCUGUCAUCAUCUCACCCAUUGCCAGCACUUCAGCCUGCGAGGGUGCACCAGCUUGCUUCCAGUGCAAAGUCCGUGGAGAUGAUGUGAAGAUAAGCUGGUUCCACAAGAAAACGGAAGUCAAACAGUCCGAAUUCUUCAGGAUAUCUCAGUUUGAUGACAGUUGUCAGCUGGAGAUCUCCAGGGUUUAUCCAGAGGAUGACGGCGAGUAUACCUGCAUGGCCACAAACAAUGGAGGGACAGUAUCCUGCUCUGCAACUCUUACAUUAGACGGACAAAAGCAAACCUGGGACAGAUCUGCCACCACCAACAUCACUCGCCUAAAGAUACCUUCAAUUUGCCAAAAGCAUUUCAUCCAACCAAUCACAAGCUGUACAGUGCCUCAUAGGGGGGUGGCCCACUUUUAUGCGUGUGUAGCUAGCAUGCCAAAAUCAGAAAUAAGCUGGUUCCACAACCAACACUCGGUUCAGCCUAACAAGAAUGAAAACACUGCCACUCUCAUCGUAGUGGAUGCUUUCUACUAGCAUGCAGGCCAGUACUCCUGUAAGACUGCUAAUACUGCUGAACAGGCCACGUGCUCAGCCACACUCACCAUAAACGAAGAAGUGACUCACGUGAGAGAGCAGGCUGAAACCAAGACUGAGCUGGAAGUCAAAGAAUUUGAAACCAUCAUCACCACUGUGGAAGAACAAGAGGAAACCUACUACACUGGUGUCCAGUUACCACAAAAAACUAAAACGCUUGAACUCAAGCCAGAUUCCAAACUUUACUCUUCCACUUUAGAGAAAAAAAAAGAAAAGCCUGUUUUCCUUACUCAGCUCUCCGGAGCAGCUGUAAACACUGGGGAAACUGCCAGGUUUACAGUUAAAGUAUCUGGCUUUCCAAAGCCAACUGUGCAAUGGUCUCACAAUGGAAAGGUUGUAAAGAGCUCUUCUGUAUACAAGCUGAUAGAGGAGAAGGAUGAAUACACACUGGUAAUCACCCAAGUCACAUCUGAGUAUGAGGGCAAGUACUCAUGCACUGCCACGAAUAGAUUUGGCCAGACGACAUGCACCACAUACCUGGAGGUGAAAAAGCCUGAAGCCAGCCAGGCAGAGAAAUGGGUUGAGAAGAUGUUUAAGCUCACAGGUCAGCCUGCUAGUUUCACACUUCAGAUACAACCCGUGAGGUGCUCAGAAGGAACAGAGGCUUCUUUUAAUUACAAAGUCAGUGGUGAUCCGGUCCCUGAUAUAAAGUGGUUCAAGGGGCCUUUCCAGAUCCAGCCCAGUAGAAACUGUAUCAUUAGAACCAAUUCAGAUGGAUCUGGUUUCAUCAUUAUUAAGAAUGCCAAACAAGAGGACAGUGGCUUAUACACGUGUAAAGCCUCCAACCAGUUUGGUGAGACUGCUUGUAGUGCAGAGCUUGUUGUAUUCAAAGAAUCAGUCUCUGCUUCUCACAAACAGGAGGCAGCCAUUCAGAAGAAAGGUUACAAGGUUUUAGUGACAGAACAAGCAACAGAGUCACGCUUGUACCAGGUCAGCCUCCCAGGCCAGGAUAAAGCUAAGUCAGAUCAGAUGGUUUACACCAUCGGCACAGAAGAUCGGCAGAUUAUUCCCAGCGAGCAAGUGAGCUCCCUUAGAGAAGUAGAUAUCUCCACUGCCACUGUGUACUGUGAGAGGGUUACCCACCAGGCAGCAAUACUUCAGGCACAUGAGACAGAGGAACGGGUGUCUGUGGUUCCUACUCACCCAGACCAAGUGUCAGCUGUUCCUGCGAAACAGCUUCACAUGGCAGCAUUCACAUCAUCUGUUGAAGAGAGUCAGGACCUCACAGAGCAGCACUGUGAUGAUAUUCAAAGGCCAGAUCUCAUUGAGCUUCAGGCAGUCAGUGAAAAAAAGUCAAAACACAUGUUAGCUGUUGUUGAGGAGCUCACACCACUUUCUGCUGUUAGCACAGAGCCACUGGGUGACAGGAAGUCUGCUACUGUCAAAAUCACUUCAGAACCUAAACAUCUAGUCAGUGGUCAUCAAGUGAAAACACAACUGUCAAUCCUGAAAGAGGAGUCUCAAGAGAUCCCCAAACCACAAGAAGAGAUGGGUUAUAAGGUUAAGGAAGGUAUUAAGAUUUUAUAUUCGGCCCAGUCCACAGAAAAGCAGGUGCUUGCAGAGGGUCACACAACUGAGUUAGCAACAGCAGAAUCUGCUGUUAAGUCUUCAAUUAGAAAAGAACAUAAGCCACCUGUCACAGCUUUAGUUAAUGAGUCUAAGCAAACUCUUUGGAAGGAGUCAGAAUUCUCCAUUCAGAGGCCUGCUGAGGAAGCAGCCCAUACCUGUAAAGAUACGAUGAUGAAAGCAGCUCUAACUGCUGAAGAGACACAAAUGCUGCAGGGUGAGUCCACACAGUUGCUUCCUAGUCUAGACAGUGCCAUGUCCAUUAAGUCCGAGGUAGAAGGAAAGCAGUUGUUACACCUGCAGGUUAUAACAGAACAGGACCUCCUUCCAUCUGAGAAAAGACUAACAUAUGAAAAACCAACACCAGAACAUGCAGGGACCAGAAAGAGUCCCACUUUGCUACAUACUGUUAGUCAGGAUGAGCAGAGAACAGUAGUUUGUGAGGCCACAUCAGAGUUUGACUCCAAGGCAGACACUAUAACCAUAGAGCACCAGAAAGAGGCCCCUACCCUGCUGCAUCUCCAGUCAACCCACCCUGUGGAGGUCCUACCCAAAGAGGGCAUUCUCACAGUUGAGAAGCCUGACCAGCUGGUGGCAAUGCAGAAACAAGAAAAGGCAAGAAGCCAUGCAGCUCUUUCAGAAGAGAAACGAGAGCUCACAGCCGAUUUUUACUCAGAACUGGAUUUGUCCUUGUCUGGAGUUCAGUCUCAGUCUCGUACUGAGCCCAAGCCACAAAGUAUCCUCCAACUGUGCUACCAGCCUGUGCAGUUGUCAAAAGAGACACCAGUUAGCACAGAGUGCAAGCAUCAGCGAGCUCUACUACAGAAGGAGGAUCGCUGGAACGUGAUGCAUGUCACUUCUGUGACAGAUGGACAGGCUUUGGAGGAGGGUCACACAGAUCAUCUAACAGCUAUAGACAAAUUCACAUGUCAGACAACCGUAGAGCCAAAAGUACCCACCGAGCCAAUCCAGAUUGAGGAGAAAGAGAUCUCCACUGAGAGUAGUGUCUUUCUAAAGGCAGCAGAACAGGACUUUGCUGUUCAGAUUCAAGAGGGUCAGUCAGUCAGGCAGUCAGUAAUGAUGGACGAGAAGCGAGUGCUGACAGGUGAAUUCUCUCAAGAGAUCACCAAGUCUGAGACCACCAAAGUUGCUGUUAAUGCACAGCAAAAAUUGUCCCUUUUGGCACCAGAAUCUAAAGAUAUUACAGCUCUGCCUAAAGAGAUGACAUUUGUGAUCCAGAUCCCUAAAUCAUUCAGUUCAAACAUACAAUGUCAGCUCAGAGAUGCUCUUCAGUCUGCUGUAGCCAGUGAACAGCCAGUGUUACUGGCUGAAGUUGUGGGAUACCUACACGCUGUAGAAGUACAGGAGGUCAAGGUUCAAAGAGAGCCCAAGUGGGCUAUGUUCACAUAUCUGAUCACAACAACAGGUGCCCCUGUGGAGAUCACUCUAGCUUUUGAGGGUGAAUACCCUCAGACAGCUGACCUCAGGACUGAGGUUCAGGCAGCAUUUCACUCCAUGGUAUAUCAGGAGUCCCAUGUUCUUACUUCAGAACAGCAAGGUACUAUGCAACUAGACAAACCUCAGAGGGCACAAGUCACCUCAGCUCGCUCUAGCGAAACAGUGUCAUCCAUGGUGAAGACUGUGAGCGUGACAGAGAGCACAGCGGAUUUUACUGCUGUUAAAUCUCAUUCUGCAUCACUUCAAACUGAGUCUAAAAUGGCAGUUGAGCAUGCUACAUUGGAGGAACGGGUUGUAGUGCAGGAAUCCAUGGACACAAAGGUAAAACGGUCAUCCCAUAUCAAAAUUCAAACUGAAGGUCACAUGGCUUCUGAGCAGUCAGAGCAAGUUUCAAGACAGGAGGUGAGGUCAACAAUCAUUACAAGUCAAGAAAAAGAUGUAGGAGUGUCAAUCAUUACCACGUCUACUACCACUGAGCAGGCAGUGGAUGUCAGCAUUUCCAAAGAGGGCAUCGAAGUAUCCAGGCCAGAACUGAGAGAAUACCCUGUAAUUGUUAAUUCUCUCAAUGACAUGCUGAUAGAAGAAGAUAGUAGAGUAACCUUCAGCACUACCAUUAAGUACGUCACAAAGGUAAACUGGUUUUUCAAUGGGCAAUUGGUGCAAUCUGGCAAAGAGUUCAAGUGUUCCAAAGACCAUGACACAUACACAAUGGUUAUCAACAAAGUUGUCAAGGAGAGGCAUCAAGGAGAAUAUGUUUGUGAGGCUGAGAAUGAAGCCGGCAGGACAACAACAUCUUCAAGGCUCACUGUGGUCUCAAGAGUGCCCCCUGUCUUUAGGCAGAAAAUCACACCUCUGGAGAUAAAUGUCGGCAGUCACACCAAGUUUGAAUGUGAGAUUGAAGAAGCUCCAGACGUGACAUUCAAAUGGUACAAAUCUGGCACCGAAAUCAGACAGAGUGAAAAGUAUCGGAUCGUCAGCUGCCACACUAGUUCCACUUUAGAGCUCCUGAACCCUGUCAAAGCUGAUAGUGGAGAAUACACCUGCAAAGCUUCAAAUCAACACGGCACAGACAGCUGCACUGCCUCGCUCAUUGUCACCGAGAUGUACCCACCAGUAUUUGUAUCAAAACCAGACCCAAUGACUUUAUAUGUGGGAAAACAAGCUGUGUUCCAGUGCUCACUUACUGGAUCCUCGCCUAUGGAAGUUGUCUGGCACAAGGACAACAUAACAAUUUCCUCUGAAAGGAACUAUGUCAUGAAAUGUGAAAAGAACAAGUAUUCCCUUCACAUUAAAAGUCUUGAACUGACUGAUCAGGGAGUGUACCUGUGCAAGGCUUCCAACAGUGUUGGUGUAGCUACUUUUGCAGUAGAACUCAAGGUUAUUGACAAGCCCCGGUUUGUUACGGUCAUUGAGCCAGUAUCUGCAGCUGUUAAUGACCCACUGAGGCUGGAGUGCCACGUGAAUGAGGACACUGGUGUGGCUGUCACCUGGACCAGGGAUGGCAAAAAAGUCCACCAGAGUAUGGAGUGUAAACUGUCCUUUGAGGACAAGGUCGCUGUUCUGGAGAUCCCCAAGUCCAAACUAAAGGACUCAGGGAAAUAUGUAUGCACAGCUGCAAAUGAGGCUGGCAGCUCCUCCUGUGAGGCUGUGGUAACAGUUCAAGAGCCCCCUGCCUUUGUGAAGAAAAUGGAAUCUAAGCUUACAUGGAAACAGGGUAUAGCUGCACGCUUACAAUGCACAAUCAAAGGAUCGCCUGAACUUCACAUCCAGUGGUUCUGGAAUGAAAGAGAGCUGAGUAAUGGAGACAAAUAUAAAAUAUCUUUCAAGACUGGAGUUGCUACUGUGGAGAUAAUGAACCUUCUGGUCACAGACAGUGGCAGAUACACCUGUGAGGUAUCAAAUAAUGCUGGGAGUGAAAGCUGCAGUACUCUUUUAGCUGUUAAAGAGCCACCGUGCAUUAGAAAAGACCUGCAGACAGUAGAGGCAGUGAAGGGAGCAGCUGCUCACCUGGAGUGCGAGGUCACAGGAACAGCUCCUUUUGAAAUCACUUGGUUAAAAAAUAAGAAACCCAUCACCAGUGAUCAGAAGUAUAAAUUGAUUUCCCAAGAUUCGAUAGCAAGGCUGGAGAUUCAAACAUUUGACACUACAGAUAUUGGAGAUUAUCAGUGUGUCAUAUCAAAUGAUGUGGGAAAAGUCACCACUAAGGCUAUGGCUAAACUUAAAGAUCCACCAACUUUCUCAAAAAGGGUUGAGAGUGUUACAGCAGUCUUGGGAAAUACAGUAAAACUACAAGGAAUGAUUAAGGGUUCAACUCCCAUCACUGUGAAAUGGAUAAAAGACUCCAAGAUGCUAAGAGAUGACGAUCCAAAUAUCAAGAUGGUUUUUGAGAACGGUGUUGUUAGUUUGUCGAUAACAACAGUUGCCAUCAGCCAUGGUGGCAAGUAUUCAUGCCAAGCGGAGAACGAGGCUGGGCAACAAAAGUGUGAAGCGAUCUUGACUGUGCAAGAACCUGCCAGGAUUGUAGAGCCUGCAGAGUCCAUUAGUGUGACGGCAGGGGACUCAGCCACAUUGGAGUGCACAGUCUCUGGAAGCCCAGAUCUCAAAGUGAAGUGGUUUAAAGAUGGGAAGGAGAUCAUUAGUGGCCGUAAAUAUAAGAUGACUCUGAAGGAUAAUAUUGCCACCCUGAAAAUUCUUACUGCAGAAAAAGGAGAUACUUCAGAGUAUAAAAUGGAAGUGGCGAAUAAAGUUGGGAAAGACCAGUGCACGUGUUCAGUCACUGUCUUAGAUCGGAUAAUGCCUCCAGCUUUCACCAAGUCGCUGAAAAGAGUUGACGGUAACAUUGAUAAUCCUGUCUCCAUGGAUUGCAAGGUGUCUGGGUCACAGCCCAUGACCGUGACUUGGUUCAAAGACGACCAGGAGAUUGUUUCUGGAGACAAAUUCCAGCCUGAAUUUAAAGACAGCUCUGCUAUAUUGAGAAUCAUGUGGCUAGAAAAGGCUGACUCUGGUGUUUAUAAAUGCAGAGCCACCAACUCAGCUGGCUUUAAAGAAACCAGUGGCACGCUCUAUGUGAAAGAACCCCCAGCGUUCACAGUGAAACCACACGACCAGGAUGUUAUUCCAGGAACUACAGUUUCCUUAAGAACAGCAUUCACUGGAACAGCUCCUUUAACUGUGAAGUGGUUCAGGGAAGAAAAAGAGAUAAUUACAGGGGGCACUUAUUUCAUUAAAAAAGAUGCCUCUUCAAGCUCUUUGGAGCUUCACUCUGUAAAGCCCACUGAUACCUCGAAAUACACGUGCGAAGUAUCCAAUGAUGCUGGGAAGGUAGACUGCACAGUAGUCCUCUUUGUGAAAGAACCUCCCGUGUUUGUGAGGAAACCCGAGGCAACCAAACUCAUCACCAGUGGUGACUCUGCCGGGCUGGAGUGCAAAGUAACUGGCAGCCCAGUCAUCAGUUUCAAAUGGUUCAAGGAUGAAAUGGAGAUCAGUGCCAGUUCUAAAUACACAAUGAGCUUGAUCGACUUGAUGGCAACUCUAGAAAUAGCUAAUUGUACAGUGGAGGACAGUGGAGAUUAUGUCUGUGUGGCAUCAAGUGAGGCUGGAAGUGACCGUUGCACCUGCACAGUUAUAGUCAAAGAACCACCAUUGUUUCUGCGUAGCUUGGAGCACAAGGACGUGGUAAAAGGUUCUGAGCUGACGCUAGAGUGCCAAGUCUCUGGUUCUGCUCCUUUUACUGUGUCAUUUUAUAAAAACUCCAAAUUGAUUCGGAACGACAAAAGACACAGGAUUACUGUGAAAGAGGACCUGCUAGCACUACAGGUUCUGGCAGUAGAAACAGGAGAUGUUGGUUUGUACCAGUGUAGUGUUGAGAAUGAAGUGGGAAGGGCCUCCUGUGAUUGUCACGUAACGCUAAAAGAACCACCAUCAUUUGUUCGAAAGCUGGAGAACCUCAGCUCAUUGGCUGGCAGCGAGGUUUCUCUCAUUUGCAGUCUGAAAGGCUCUGAACCCAUAUCUGUGGCCUGGCUAAAAGACAACCAUGAGCUCAAAGAGGCUGAAAACAUUCAGAUUACAUAUGAGAACAAGACUGCGCUACUGCAGAUCACCAACUUACAGAGCAGUCACUGUGGUAAAUACUCUUGCCAGGUGCAGAAUCAGGCUGGCAGCCAGACAUGCUCUGCUGUGCUGACAGUCAAAGAACCAGCAAAAAUCACAGAAGAAGUAAAGUCUAUCAGUGUGACUCAGGGGGAUCCAGCUACUCUGGAAGCCAGGUUCUCAGGCACAAAACCCUUGAAAGUCAGAUGGCUAAAGGCUGGCAAGGAGCUGACCUCAGGCCAGAGAUAUAAAGUACAGAGCAAAGAUACCAGUUCUGUGUUGAAGAUUAUUAAAACUCAGAAAAGUGACGGUGGUGAAUAUAUCUUUGAGGUUUCAAACGAUGUUGGACAAAGUUCAUGUGAUGCCACACUCACCAUUCUCGAAUCCCCAUGCAUUCUUGAAAAACCUGAAUCCAUAAAUGUUUUGCCUGGCUCAAAAGUCCAAUUUAGUAUACUGUUCUCUGGCACACCACCACUCACCACCAAAUGGUUUAAAAACAAUAAAGAGAUCCUGUCCAGUGCUGACUGGUCUGUGAUCAAAGAUAACACCUCGAGCACACUGGAACUCUUCUUUGCAAAAACCACAGAUUCUGGAGACUAUGUCUGCCAAAUACAGAACGAUGUUGGCUCCGCUUCAUGCCAAGCAACACUCUUUGUCAAAGUGCCUCCAAAGUUUACACAGAUCCCAGCCCGUGUGUCUGUAGUUUGUCCUGGUCAAAGUAAGGUUUUUGAGUGCCAGGUGACCGGCACACCAGAGAUUGACAUCUACUGGUUCAAAGAAGGCUCUGAAAUCAGCCCAACUGAUCACUAUAAGAUGGCCUUUGUCAACUCUGUGGCAACACUGGAAGUCUGUGGGGCUGAGGUUAAACAUAGUGGGCUUUACUAUUGCGAAGCUCGUAAUGAAGCUGGCAGUGAGAGCUGCAGCAUGGAGCUGAAGGUCAAAGAACCACCAUCAUUUAUUAGAGAACUGGCUCGAGCUGAUGUUGUGAAGGGCUCCACUGCCAUUUUAGAAUGUCAAGUUGCUGGGACGGGUCCGUUUGAGAUAACAUGGCACAAAGAUGGAAAGGAGCUCAAACCCAGUGCUAAACAUGCCUUCUCUCAGUUAAAUGACACUGUGUGUCUUGAAGUGCACAAAUGUGAUGCUGUAGAUAUUGGUGAAUAUCAGUGCACUGUUGCUAACGAGGUGGAAAGCUGUACUUGUAAGACUACACUAAGCCUCAAAGAACCACCAACAUUCAUCAAGACAAUUGAGAACACUGCUAUUGUUCUGGGUAAAAUGGCAGAGUUUCAGUGCAUUGUGAAAGGCUCUCCCAUCAUCUCUGUACAGUGGAAAAAAGAUGAGAAUUGGAUAUUGGAGGAUCCAAAGAUUCAGAGAACAUUUGAAAACAAUGUGGCUACACUCCGGAUUCCUGCCUGUGAGGCGAUACACAGUGGCAAAUACACCUGCCAGGUGGUAAAUGAGGCUGGGCAGGAUAAGUGUUUUGCCACCCUCACAGUGCAAGUGCCUCCGCAGAUCACAGAGAAACCUGAGGUGGUAAAGGUUACAGUUGGAGAUCCAGUCAGUCUGGACUGUAAGGUUACAGGCUCCCCUGAACUCAGGGUGAAAUGGAUGAAAGAUGGCAGGGAGCUCAAGUCAAUCAGGCAGCACAAGCUGAUCUUUGAGAACAAUAUCAGCAGCUUAAAGAUUCAGGCUGCGCAGAAGGAGGAUGAAGGAGAGUAUGUCUUUGAGGUGGUAAACUACAUCAGUAGCUGUACCUGCAAAGUCAAGCUAAUUGUAUUAGAGCAAGUAAUUGGCCCAAGCUUCAUCAAACCCCUGGUAGACAUGCACGAGAUAUUGGGGUCCUUUGUUCAGAUAUGUUGCAAAAUAUCUGGUUCUCUCCCCAUCUCUGUGGAAUGGAAGAAAGAUGGAACCAAAAUCUCUAGUGGUCUAAAACACAAGCUCAUUCAGCAGGACAACUCUGUGUCCAUUGAAAUUGAACAGCUAGAGAGAUCUGAUGCAGGGUUAUACUCUUGCAAACUGACUAACACAGCAGGAAGCUGUGAAUGCAGUGGGUCCAUCGCGGUCAAAGAACCUCCAAGCUUUGUGACAGUGCCCGAGUCGCAGACAGCUCUACCCAAAGCCACUGCACGCUUCAAAGGCACUUUUAAGGGAACUCCUCCCUUCACAGUCAAAUGGUUUAAGGAUGACACAGAGCUUAUGACUGGGCCUACUUGUUUAAUAGGGCUGGAUGGGCUGUCCUGUUUCUUAGAGCUCUAUUCAGUGGGUGUCACACAGAGUGGAGUCUACGCUUGCCAAGUCAGCAAUGAUGCUGGCUCCGUACACUGUAGUGCAAACCUGACAGUAAAAGAACCACCUGAAUUUCUGCUGAAACCCCCUGCCAAUAAGUUUGUGAAGCAGGGUGAGUCACUCCGCCUGGAGUGCAAAGUCAGUGGCACAGUCCCUCUGAAAAUUACCUGGUACAAAAACGACACCAAAGUUACAGACGGUGGCAACUACAGGACGUCCUUUGUUGACUCAGUAGCAGUGCUAGAACUGGUCUCCACUAGUUUUGAGGAUGAUGGAGUUUACACCUGUGAGGCUCAGAAUGAUGCUGGCAGUGUGAGCUGCAGCACUACACUUACCAUUAAAGACCCCCCAUCUUUUGUCAAAAUACCCCAGCCUGUUGAAGGGCUGAAGGGUAAGGACGUAAGUUUGUACUGCGAGAUGAGUGGUACAGCUCCAUUCCAGAUCACCUGGUUUAAAGACAGGAAACCUCUCAUGGAGAGCAGGAAGUUUAAGCUGGUGAGCGAGGGCAGCUCAGCCACACUGCAUGUCAUUGGAAUAGAGCCCUCAGACGCCGGCGAAUACGAGUGCAAAGUGUCAAACAGUGUAGGAAGCGAUACCUGCCACACAUCAAUUAAACUCAGAGAGCCACCAUCAUUUGUGAAGAGACUGUCAAACAUGACAGUGAUACUGGGAGGGGAGGUGACCCUUGUGGCCACUGUUAAAGGCUCUGAACCCAUUACUGUGUCCUGGGUUCAAGACAAGGAUCACAUUCUCAGGGACAGUGACAACAGGAAAAUCACCUAUGAAAACAACCAGGUGGCAGUUAAAAUCUUUAACGCUGAUGCAACUACGGCAGGCAAAUAUACCUGCCAACUCAGAAACGAUGCUGGGAGUGUGGAGUGUUUCGCUAACUUGACUGUUCUAGAGCCUGCUAAAAUAGUGGACAAGCCCGAUGCUCUGAGUGUGACGGCAGGUGAUAUGGCUGCCCUGGAGGUCAAAGUGUGUGGAACCCCAGAGCUCAUACCCAAGUGGUUCAAAGAUGGUGCUGAGCUGGCUUCUGGUAGAAAAUACAAAAUCUCAUUUUCCCGGAUGAUUUCCAGCCUGAAUGUGCUGUCUGCUGAGAAAGUUGACUCUGGAGAAUACACAUUUGAGAUUAUGAAUGAAGUUGGGAAGGACCUGAGUAAAAUCAAUCUCACUGUUUUAGAUAAGACAAUUCCUCCAACAUUCUCACGGAAACUGAAAGACUGUACCACUGUUGUUGGAAAACCUUUAGAAAUGGAGUGCAAAGUGUCAGGCUCAUCUCCUUUUACCAUUUCAUGGUACCACAAUGACGAGGAGAUAAAGAGUGGGCCAAAUUAUGAGAUUUCAUUCAGUGACAACAACUGUACACUAAAGGUGCUCACGCUGAAGCUGGCUGACUCUGGAGCGUACAAAUGUAAGGCUGUCAACAAGGCAGGAACCACAGAAACUACAGCCUUCCUGGUUGUUCGAGAACCUCCAACUUUUGUGGUGCCACCGCAGCCAGUGGAGGCCAUGCCAGGCUCUAACGUGACGUUCUCAGCCAUGGUGAAAGGCAGUGCCCCUCUCAAACUCAAGUGGUUCAGAGGGACAAAAGAGAUCGUAGCUGGACAUGGCUACGAUUUCUCCCUGGAUGAUAACAAAGUUCUUUUAGAGCUUUACAACGUGGAUAAAUCUCAUGCUGGAGAGUACACCUGUCAGAUCAUUAAUGAUGCAGGAAAAGAAAGCUAUCCAGUGAAUCUCACUGUCAAAGAGCCAGCAACUUUCUCAAAGAAGCUGAAGGACAUAUCAGUUGAGAAGGGCAAACCAUUAACUCUGGAGUGUACAUACACGGGCACCCCCAUGAUCACUGUGAGCUGGUACAAAGAUGGCCAGCAGAUCUUUGCUUCAUACAAAUACAACAUUACCACAACAGAAAGCUCCUGCAUCUUAGAGUGUCUCAGCACUGAUGACAAGGAGGCUGCAGGAAGAUACUGCUGCCAAGUGUGCAAUGAUGCUGGGAAAGACACGUGUGAGGCAGUGGUUUCUAUCCUCGAGCCACCAUAUUUUACUGAGUCACUAGAGCCCAUGGAGGUGACAGCUGGAGAUGCUGUUUGUCUGAAAUGUCAGGUUGCAGGCACACCUGAGAUCAAAGUGUCCUGGUUCAAGGCUGAUGGCAAAGUCAGGUCUAGCCCCACCUGCAAGCUGGAGUACACAAAGGGUGUUGCCUGUUUGAAGCUAAGUAAAGCCACCAAGUCCGAUAUCGGAGAGUACACCUGCAAGGCAGAGAACAGGAUUGGCUCUGCUUCCUCCAGCUGCAGACUCAAUGUGCUAGAAGCUAAAACGCCACCAUCUUUCCCAAAGAAGAUCACCAGCCUACAGCAAACUGAGGGCCAGCCAGUGCGCUUUGAGUGCCGCGUGGCUGGCUCAUUGCCCAUUGAGGUGUCCUGGCUGAAAGACGGCAAACCUCUGAGUCAGGGGGAGGAAUUCUCCAUGCUGUAUGAUGAUAACACAGCUGUUCUGCAGAUCAACAACAGUGAGAUGAGGCACUCUGGGGAGUACACCUGCGUGGCUACCAACAGUGUGGGCUCAGCUUCAUGCAGAGCCAAGCUCACUCUGCAAGAACCCAGAUACCCUCCAGUAUUUGACAGGAAGUUGUCACUACAGGAGGUGACAGUGGGUGACAGCAUUGAGCUGGAAUGUCACAUGACUGGUUCUGCGCCCAUUAAAGUCACAUGGUCCAAAGACCACAAAGAUAUUCGCUCUGGGGGGAAUUAUAAGAUUAGCUGUGUGGAUAAUACACCUCACCUGACCAUUCUGAAGGCAGAUAAAUCAGACACAGGGAGAUACUUCUGCCACGCCUCUAAUGACAUGGGGAAGGACUCUUGUUCCUCUGAUAUCACUGUCAAAGAGCGCAAAAAUCCUCCAGUGUUCACCAAAAAGCCCUCAGAGCACAUCGAGGACAUGGAGGGCAAACUGGUGAAGAUUGAGGGCCGAGUCUCUGGGUCGCAGCCCAUGUCAGUCAGCUGGUUCAAAGAUGACACGGAGAUACAGAGUUCUGACAAAUAUGACAUCAGCUUUAAGAGUAAUGUGGCAGUGCUGUGCAUUAAGAACAGCCAAGUGAAUGACAGCGGAAGGUACUCGUGCCAGGCCUCUAAUGAAGCUGGAAAAGCCUCCUGUGAUGUCACUGUUGGCAUCUCAGAGGCCAAGAAGCCCCCAGUGUUUGACGUACCUCUUAAACCAGCAACUGUGGAUGAGGGCGAGAAGCUAAUUCUCAGGUGCCAUGUCUGUGGAUCUUCGCCUCUGAAGAUCCAGUGGAUGAAGGACAGGAAGGAGUUGACACCAUCCAGCAGCACUAGAAUCAGCUUUUCUGAUGGCACAGCAUGUCUGGAGAUCAGCACAGUCUCUAAACUCAAUGCUGGUGACUACCUCUGCAAGGCUACCAACGAGGCUGGCAGCGAAUUCUGCAAAGCCAAAGUCACUGUCAAAGAGAAACCUGGAGCAGCUCUGUCUCCUGCUGAAGCUCCAGCAGCUUCUCCGUCCAAAAAAAUGGACAAUCUGUUCUUCAUUGAAGAGCCUAAAACUGCACACGUUACCGAGAAGGGAACCGCCACCUUCAUCGCAAAGGUGGGUGGUGACCCCAUUCCCAGUGUGAAGUGGAUGAAAGGAAAGUGGAGGCAAGUGACCCACGGUGGCCGGAUCUCCAUUGAACAGAAGGGCCAAGAGGCCAAACUGGAGAUCAGAGAAGUGACGAAAUCGGACUCUGGUCAGUACAGAUGUGUCGCCUCCAACAAACAUGGCGAGAUCGAGUGCAGCACUGACAUGCACGUAGAGGAAAAGAAGGACGUAGCGAUGCUUGAGGGAGACCUUCGCGCUAAACUGAAGAAAACUCCAUCAAAGCAAAAGAGCCCACAGGAGGAAAAAGACAUUGACAUAGUUGAGCUGUUGAGAAACGUGGACCCAAAAGAGUAUGAGAAAUACGCCCGAAUGUAUGGAAUCACUGACUACCGAGGCCUACUGCAUGCAAUUGAGCAGCUCAAAAAAGAGAGAGCUGAAGAAAGUGGAAGACAAGAAGUAGACCGUGGAGACAGAGAGUCCGAUGAGGACAUGGCCAGACUGGUGGCUGACCUGCAGAAGAGGAUGGAACGGACUGAGCCUGUCACUGUGGUGAAGGACAUUUCCAAUCAAUCUGUCUUCAUUAAUGAAGAAGCAGUGUUCGAGUGUGAGAUCAAGAUCAACUACCCAGAGAUCACACUGUCCUGGUACAAAGGCACACAGAAACUAGAUACUAGUGACAAGUACAAUAUCACCAUCAGCGGCGACCGCCAUCUGCUCAGGGUCAAGAACUGCCAGUCAUCUGACCAGGGCAACUACAGGGUGGUGUGCGGGCCCCACAUAUCCAGCGCCAAGCUCAGUGUCAUGGAGGUGGAGGUUGAGAAACAUCUACAGGACACAAUGGGUAAGGAAGGCCAGUCAUGUACUAUGUCUUGUCAGAUGUCCAUCCCUAAUGUAGAGGCUCAGUGGUUUAAAAAUGGAAAGCAGUUAGAAAUGAAGGACAGGUACACAUCUGAAGUGAAACACAAGGUUCAGAAGCUACUGAUCAGAGACCUGAAGCCUGAAGACCAAGGAAGAUACACCUGCAAGUACCAACAGCUGGAGUCUUCAGCAGACCUCUGGGUGGAAGCUGAACAAAUUCAUUUCACCAAACGCAUCCACAACAUCGAAGUCAAUGAGCGACAGUCAGCCACCUUUGAGUGUGAAGUGUCCUUUGACAAUGCCAUUGUUUCAUGGUACAAAGACACCUGGGAACUGAAAGAGAGCCCUAAGUACAACUUCAGAAGCGAGGGCCGAAGACAUUUCAUGGUCAUUCAAAACGUGACUGUUGAAGACGAAGGCGUGUACUCAGUAAUUGUGAGGUUGGAACCCAGGGGAGAGGCUAAGAGCACAGCUGAGCUUUAUUUGUCUGGCAAAGAAAUUGAAUUAGCAAUGGUCCCCAUUGAUAUGCCAGAUUCCUCUGUUCAGAGGCCUGAAGUGCCUACGUCAGUUGCAAUUCAAGAAUCUUUUGAAUUCUAUCAUUAUGAAGAAGAGAUUGAAGAUAGAGUUGUAAGAGUUGCCAUUGAGGAGACGGUGGAGACCAAACAAGUUCAAAUGAGAGAGGAAAUCCCAACAAAAGAUGAACCCAAGCCUCAGGUACCAGCAGACUCCAAAGUAGUGGCCCCUAAAGCUAAGCCCGAAGCUGAGCCCAAGCCAAAACCAAAAGCAGAACCAGAACCAAAGCCAGUGCCUACACCCAAAGCAGAACCAGAACCAAAGCCAGUGCCUACACCCAAAGCAGAACCAGAACCAAAGCCAGUGCCUACACCCAAAGUAGAACCCAAGGUUAAACCUGAAGAAAUCCCUGAGCAGGAGCCUGAAGCUAAACCAGUACCAGUAAAGAAGGUGGUGACGCCACCAUCCAAAGUCCCUGAAGAAGCUGCAAAACCAGAUCCAUCAAAGACCAGGCGUAAGCCAGCUGAUACCAGGCUAGAACCAGACAAACCUAAACCAGAAGCUCGUAAACCCGAGCCUUCUCUAACAAAACAAGAACCAAAAGAACCUGCAGUGGUUCCCAAGCCUGAACCUGUGGUGAAAAAAUCAGAAGCAGAAAUAACAGCACCAAAGCCUGUGGUGCCAAAACCAGAACCCCCAGUGACCAAGCCAGAACCAACUCCUGCACCAAAGGAACCUACAAAAAAAGCUUGGAAGCUCGAACCUAAACCUGUACCUGAAAAAAGCUAUCAGAAGGUGUUUGAUGAGGUUGCUGUGUUGGAGCCUGAACCUGUGAGGCUUCCUGAGAAAAUAUCUGAAUCAGUACCUGAGAGACCCACGGAGAAAGUGCUGAAACCCAAGAAAGGCAUGAAGGAAAUUCCAAAGCUGGAGCCAGAAGAUUUACCUGAGAAAGUACCAGAAAAACCACGUGAGGAAAAAGUCCCAGAGGAGGCUGUUCCUAAGAGGAAGCCUGUAAAGGUUCCUCAGAAGGUGGUUAAAGAAGCUUUGAUUACUGAGAAGCAGACAUCUGUAAGCACUGAGGAAUUCAAAGUUGAGCUCAUUUCGAAGAAGCAAACAGAGAUGAUCUCUGCAGAGAAAACAGUUCACGUAAAGGCCCCUGAUAAAAUACCUGAUACUGUAUCUAAGGCCAAGCCUAAACAAGAGGUAGAGGAAAUUCUUCCUAAAGAUGAAUCCAAGGGGCCAGUCCAAGCACCAGGAGGAGUCAAGAAAGAGGGACAACCAACAGAGGAAGCAGGAAGAGGUAGAGGUAGAGGGCUGAAACCUAAGCAGACCCCAUCUCCUGGAGAGGGCAGGGGUCGGGGGCUGAGGCCUGGUGGGAAAGGACCACCACCACCAGAGGAACCUUUUGCAGGGUUCAAGCUCAAAGCUGUCCCUCUAAAGUUUAUCAAAAAGCUUCAGAACAUUGUUCUGCAGGAAGCCGAGUCUAUCGGCUCAUCUGCUGUCUUUGAAUGUGAGGUCUCACCUUCCACUGCUGUUACUUCUUGGAUGAAAGAUGGUAGUAAUCUUCGUGAGAGCCCCAAGCACAAGUUCACUUCGGAUGGCAAAGAUCGCAAAUUGAACAUCAUUGAUGUCCAGCUGUCUGACACUGGGGAAUAUACGUGCGUGGCCAAGAACGCUGGCAAAGAGAUAUCUUGCACCGCCAAGCUUAUCGUUGAAGAGCUACCUGUGAAAUGGAUCAAAGAACUGGAGGAGGAGACAUCAGCAAUCAAGGGUCAGCCUGUGUAUAUGACCUGCGAGCUGAACAAAGAGAGGGAUGUGAUAUGGAAGAAGAAUGGUGAGGUCCUCAAGAAAAAGGAGGGCAAGAUUCAGAUCAAUAUCAUUGGUAUGCAGCAUGCAGUGACCAUCCAGAACUCCACGGAGGAGGACGCCGGUGUUUUCUCGUGUGAAGUGGCUGGCCAGGAAGACGUUAAGACUACAACAAAUGUCAAAGUGAUUGAAAUUGUCAAAGACUGGAUAGUGAGACCACUGAGAGAUCAGCAUGUAAAACCAAAGGCUGCUGCAACAUUUAAAUGCGAGCUUUUCAAGGAAACUCCCAACUGGAAGUGGCUCAAAGGAGAGAAUGAAGUCCAGCCAUCUGACAAGAUUGAGAUCAAGAAGGAAGGAAAGGAGCUGACGCUCGUCAUUAAGAACUGCCAGCCUGAUGACGUAGCAGAAUAUGCACUGGAGGUGGAAGGACGCAUCUACACUGCCAAGCUAACACUUGGAGAGCGGGAGGCUGAGAUCCUAAAGCCUUUGGUCAGCGUCGAGGUGGUUGAGAAGGAAGAUGCCAUGUUUGAGACUGAGAUUUCUGAGGACGACAUUCCUGGGGAAUGGAAGCUCAAAGGAGAGGUUUUGACCAGAUCCCCUACAUGCGACAUCCAAAUGGAGGGUACAGUGCGUAGACUCAAGCUAAAAAACUGCCAGCUGGACCAGGCGGGAGAAGUGACUUACACGGCUCUGAACGCCAUAACCAGCGCCAUGCUUAAUGUCAAAGAAGUCGAAAUGGACUUUGUUGUCCCGCUGAAGGAUGUUUCUGUGCCAGAAAAGAAACAAGCAAAGUUUGAAUGCACCAUCACAAAAGAUGUUUUUAAAGUCAUGUGGUAUAAAGGGGCUGACAUCAUCACCCAAGACCAAAAAUAUGACAUCAUCGACGACGGAAAGAAGCACAUGCUGAUUAUAAACUGCUGUGAGUUUGAUGACGAGGAUGAAUACAUGAUUGAAGUUUUAGGCAAAACCUCAAAAGCUAGACUCACAGUGGAGGGUAUCAGGCUGAAAUUUAUCUCACCAAUAAAGGAUCAAACUGUAAAGGAAGGCAAAACAGCUCGCUUUGAGCUGGAGCUUUCUCAUGAGAACAUCCCCAUCACCUGGUACAAGAACGACAACAAAAUUCAUCCGAGCAGAACUGUUGUCAUUCAUGUGGAUGGAAAGAAGCAUGCACUAGAAAUGAGAGAAGUGACGCUAGAUGAUAUCUGCCAAAUUAAGGCUGAGGCCAAAGGAAUUCUUUCCAUGGCCAACCUGACAGUUAUAGAGGGAGAUCCGUACUUCACAGUUAAGCUGCAGGACUAUACUGCAGUGGAGAAAGAUGAGGUGGUUCUAGAUUGCGAGCUCAGCAAAGAUGUUGAUGUCAUGUGGUACCACAAUGAGGCCGAGAUCAAAGCUUCUAAGACGGUGAACAUUAAAGCCGAAGGCAAACGCAGAGUCCUCAUAAUCAAGAGAGUUGGGGACAAAGACAAAGGACAGUACCUAUGUGACUGUGGAACAGACAAGACGACAGCAACUCUUCACAUUGAAGCUCGUCACAUAAAGGUGGUUCGGCCGAUGUAUGGCGCUGAGGUGUUUGACGGAGAGACAGCUCGAUUUGAGGUUGAGCUCAGUGAAGAUGAUGUCCAUGGCCAGUGGAAACUGAAUGGAGAACUCCUCAGUCCAUCCACUGAUGUUGAAAUUGUGGAGGACGGUGCCAAACAUACUCUGGUCUUGUACAACUGCAGAGUACCUCAGACCGGCGAGGUCAUGUUCACUGCUGCUAAUGCCAAAUGUUCUGCUAACCUGAAAGUGAAGGAGGUCCCAGUGUCAUUCAUUACACCUCUGGCUGAUGUACACGUGUAUGAAAAGGAUGAAGCAAAAUUUGAACUAGAAAUUUCCCGGGAGCCCAAAAGCUUCCGUUGGCUGAAGGGAUCUCAAGAGUUGUCAACAGAUGACAAGUUUGAACUCCACGUGGAAGGAAAGAGACACAGUCUUAUUGUAAAAUCUGCCAGAUAUGAAGAUGAAGGUAAAUACAUGUUCGAGGCUGAAGAUAAGAGGACAUCCGGAAAGUUGAUUAUCAAAGGUAUUCGCCUUGCAUUUAUCAAGCCAAUAAGAGAUGUGACCGUAAAGGAACGUGAAACUGCAGAGUUCAGCGUUGAACUCUCUCAUGAAAAAAUCCCAGUCGUCUGGUACAAAAAUGAUGUCCGUUUGCACCCCAGCAAAGUGGUGCACAUGUCUGAGGAAGGAAAAGUGCACACGCUGGCCUUCAAGGAGGUCACAAUUGAUGACACCUCUAUGAUCAAAGUGGAGGCGAUGGGCAAGACUUCAGAGGCCAUGCUCACCGUUCUCGAGGGCGACCUGUACUUCACAGUGAAGCUCCAGAAUUACACCGCUGUUGAGAAAGAUGAGGUGAUUUUGUCCUGCGAGUUGAGUAAGGCCGCUGCUGAGGUCAAAUGGUUCAAAGAUGGCGAAGAAAUCUUUCCCUCCAAGAACAUUUCCUUCAAAUCUGAUGGCAAGAAACAUAUGUUGGUCAUCAAGAAGGCAGCAAAGAGCAACAUGGGCGCUUACAGCUGCGACUGUGGAACUGACAAAACUACCGCUGACCUUAACAUCGAAGAACGUGACAUCAAGGUCGUCCGCCCACUGCACAGCGUGGAAGUUACAGAGACCGAGACGGCGAAGUUUGAGACAGAGAUUUCUGAGGAGGACCUUCAUGCCACCUGGAAACUGAAGGGCGAGACACUUCAUCCAUCUGCUAAUGUGGAGAUCAAGGAGGAAGCAACCCGGCACUUGUUGAUCCUCUAUAACUGCAAAAUGGACAUGGCUGGAAGUGUUGACUUUGCAGCAGCGAAUGCCAAAUCCUCAGCUCAGCUCAGGGUCAAAGCCCGAGUGAUUGGCCUCCAGAGGCCUCUGAAGGACGUCACCGUGACUGCUGGGGAGACUGCCACCUUUGAGUGUGAGCUGUCAUACGAAGGCAUCGCUGUCGAGUGGUUCCUGGGGGGUACAAAGCUGGAGCCAAGCGAUAGAGUGGUGUUGAAGGCGGAGGGUAAAGUCCACACCCUGACUCUACGCAAUGUCGAGCAAAACGAAGCUGGACAAAUCAAACUCACAGCCAAAGACUUCCAGACUGAGGCCAGUCUUACUGUCAAAGAACCACCAGUGGAGUUCUCUAAGCCUCUGGAGGACCAGACAGUGGAAGAGGAAGCCACUGCCACACUCGAAUGUGAAGUUUCCAGGGAAAAUGCAGAAGUGCGAUGGUUCAGGGAUGGACAGGAGAUCCGCAAGACAAAGAAAUAUGAGAUGAUCAUUGACGGCUGCAAGCGAGCGCUGGUCAUCCACGACUGCACUUUGGACGACUCAAAGACAUAUGCUUGUGAUGCUAAAGACUUCAAAACCUCAUGCUUCCUCAAUGUUGAACCUCCACACAUUGAGUUCACAAAGCCACUCCACGACGUCGAGGUUGUAGAGAAGGAAUCUGCCAGGUUUGAAUGUGAAGUGUCCAGAGAAGACGUCAAAGUCCGCUGGUUUAAGGACGGAAAUGAAAUCAGAAAGGGAAAGAAAUACGAAAUUAUUGCACAAGGUCGCCAGCACAUCCUCAUCAUCCACAAGUCUGUGUUUGACGAUGAGGCUGAAUACGAAUGUGAUGCAAAGACCUCAAAGUCCUCUGGCAUGCUUACUGUCGUUGAGGAGGAGGCAAGGUUCACCAAGAACCUGUUCAAUGUGGAGGGAACUGAGACCGACAGUGUAAAACUUAUUUGUGAAGUCUCCAAACCCAGCGCAGACGUUAUCUGGUACAGAGGAGACAAGGAGCUGCCAGAGGGUGGCCGCUAUGAGCAAAUUGUAGAUGGGAAGAGAAGGAUACUCCUCAUCAAGGAUCUGAACAUGUCUGAUGCUGGAGAGUACAACUGCAGGCUAAGUCCCAGCAACAAAACGUCAGGAAAUCUCAAGAUUAAUGAAUUAGCUGCUGAGUUCAUCUCAAGGCCACAAAGCCUAGAAGUGGUGGAAGGAGAGAAGGCAGCGUUCACGUGCUCCGUAUCCAAGGAGACCUAUGAAGUCAAAUGGAUGAAGGAUGACGUGGAGCUCGAGGCCGGAGAGAAAUACCAGAUAGUCACCGAUGGCAAGAGACGAACCCUUGAAAUCAAGGACUGUGAACUUAAAGAUGAGGGUGGAUACAUAGUUAUGAUUGGACCAACUAGAGCCAGCGCCGACCUUACUGUGCUCGAGAGACUGAAAAUCAUCACUCCUCUAAAAGACACAGAGGGCAAAGAAGGUCAGGAGGUCGUCCUGAACUGUGAGGUCAACACAGAGGGAGCAAAGGCCAAGUGGCUGAAGAACGACGACACCAUAUUUGAGAGCAGCAAGUACGUAAUAACCCAGAGAGACAAUGUCUUCUCCCUGAGAAUCAAAGAUGUCCAGAAGGGAGACGAAUCUAACUACAGCAUCAACUUGACCAAUCAGAGAGGAGAGCAUGCCAAGAGCCACUGCAGCCUGACCAUCAGAGAGGAGAGUCUAAGAAUUGUGGUUCCCCCAGAGGACAUUGACACUCAGGAGAAGAGGACCAUCAGCUUCUCUUGUAAGGUCAACAGGCCCAAUGCCACUCUGAAGUGGAUGAAGGCCGGUGAGGAGAUUACCUUCAGCAAACGCAUUGUCUACAGAGUUGACAAAGACAAGCAUACGCUUACCAUCAAAGACUGCACCCUGGCCGAUGAGGGUGAAUACACAGCUGUAGCCGGAGAUGACAAAGCCACAGCAGAGCUCAUCAUCAGCGAGGCACCGACGGAUUUCACCAUGCAACUAAAAGACCAAACAAUCACCGAGUUCGAGGAUGCAGAAUUUACAUGCAAGUUGACCAAAGAGAAAGCUGAAGUCAAGUGGUACAGAAAUGGCCGAGAGAUCAGAGAAGGACCCAGAUACAUAUUUGAACGAGAUGGAAAGAUUUGCACUUUGCGCAUCAAGGAAUGCAGACCUGAUGAUGAAUGUGAAUAUGCCUGUGGUGUGGAGGAGAAGAAAUCCAGAGCCAGGCUUUUUGUUGAAGAGACCCCAGUGGAAAUCAUCAGACCCCCGCAGAACGUGUUUGAACCUCCAGGCUCGGACGUUGUGUUUGAGGUGGAACUCAACAAAGACAGAGUGGAGGUGAAGUGGUUGAGGAACAAUAUGACCGUUGUCCAGGGAGACAAAUACCAGAUGAUGAGCGAGGGUAAAGUCCACAGAUUGCAGGUCUGUGAGAUCAGACCUCGGGACCAGGGAGAGUACAGAGUCAUUGCCAAGGAUAAAGAUGCAAAGGCCAAGCUGGAACUGGCAGCUGUGCCACAGAUAAAGACCACUGACCAGAGCUACGUCACAGAUGUUGGAAAGCCUAUUAUCAUGGUCGUCCCCUACAGUGCCUAUCCACAAGCUGAAGCUGACUGGCUGUACAACAACCUGAGUCUGCAAAAGGACAACAUCUACACCUCAGCUGAGCACACAGAGUACCGAUUAAAGAACCCCAAGAAGGUCGACGAGGGCUCCUACAAGAUCAUCAUCAAAAACAAACAUGGAGCGGGAGAAGCUUUCAUCAACCUGAAUGUCAUUGAUGUCCCAGGACCUGUGAAGAACCUCCAGGUGACUGACACUGCAGAUGGUGAGAUCAGCCUCGCAUGGGAGGAGCCUGAGAGCGAUGGCGGCAGUAAAGUCAUCGGCUACGUAGUGGAGAGACGUGAUGUGAAACGUAAGACCUGGACACUGGCCACCGACCAUGCCGAAAGUCCUGAAUACACAGUGACCGGCCUCCAGAAGGACUCCAAGUACCUAUUCAGAGUCUGUGCCCGAAACCGGGUUGGCAGUGGACCCACUGUCGAGACUGACGAAGCUGUGCAAGCUAAGAACAAGUUUGAUGUUCCUGAAGCUCCUCUGAAUGUGAUUGUGGGAAACGUCACCAAGUUUGGCUGCACUCUGUCUUGGGAGCCUCCCACGUCAGAUGGAGGCUCUCCCAUUACCUCUUAUAUCAUUGAGCUCCGCGACAGGACGUCAGUGAAGUGGUCUCCUGUCCUGGUGACCAAACCUGAUGACCUCAGUGCCAUCAUUAAUGAUGUAAUUGAGAAUAAAGAGUACAUUUUUAGAGUGAAAGCUGAGAACAGAGCCGGUGUCGGCAAACCCAGUGCUGCCUCACAGCCCGUCAAAAUCAUGGAUCCAAUCGAGCGUCCCAGCCCCCCUCUGAACCUAUCCUGGCAGGACCAGAACAAGAGCUCAGUGCAGCUCACCUGGGAGACUCCACUGAAGAACGGAGGCAGCAUGAUCACCGGAUACAUCAUUGAACGCUGUGAGGACGGUUCUGACAAGUGGCUCCGCUGCAACGCCCGUCUCUGCCCUGACCUCUUCUACAAGGUGUCAGGUCUGAAAUAUGGGACUAAGUACAACUACAGAGUGUUGGCUGAAAAUGCUGCCGGAGUCUCUGAGCCUUCAAACAUCAUCGGACCUCUGCUAGCUGACGACCCACAUGUUGGUCCAAGCUUUGACCUGAGUGCUUUUAAAGAUGGCCUGGAAGUGAUUGUUCCCCAGCCUCUGACCAUCAGAGUCCCCAUAACUGGAUAUCCAAUACCUGUUGCUAAGUGGACCUUCGGAGAGAAGGAGCUAUCCAGUGUGGAUAAUGAGCGGGUUUUCCUCAUGACAAAGUCAACAUUUACAGAACUAAUGGUCACUCCGAGUGUCCGUCCAGACAAAGGCAUCUACACGCUACAUCUGGAGAAUGAUGUCACAUCGGUCUCUGGAGAGAUUGAAGUCAAUGUUAUUGCUGCACCCAGUGCUCCAAAGGACUUCAAGGUCCUCGAGGUGACUCGGCAGCAUGUCCACCUGAGCUGGGAGGCUCCAGAGCAUGAUGGAGGAAGUCCUCUGAUUGGCUACCAGGUGGAGAAACGAGAUGUGUCCCGCAAGACCUGGGUCAAGGUGGCCACAGGGAUCCAGGAUCUGGAGUUCACCGUUACUGACGUGGUUGAAGGGAAGGAGUAUUUGUUCAGAGUCACCGCCUGCAACAAAUGUGGACCGGGAGAGCCAGCAUAUAUUGACGAGCCAGUUAACGUCUCCUCUCCUGCAACUGUCCCCGACCCUCCAGAAAACCUGAGGUGGAGGGACAAGUCAGCCAGUGGCAUCUUCCUGACCUGGGAGCCGCCAAAGUAUGAUGGCGGAAGCGGCAUCCGGGGCUACAAUGUUGAACGCUGUCAGAGAGGAACAGAUAAGUGGGAGCCCUGUGGGGACUUGGUACCUGAGCUGAAGUGCCAGGUGACGAAUCUUAUUGAGGGUCAGUGGUACUCUUACAGAAUCAGAGCCCUGAACCGACUUGGAGCCAGCCGGCCCUGCAAAGCCACUGAUGAGAUCCAGGCUGUUGAUCCUAAAGAGCCUCCAGAGAUCCAGCUGGAUGCCAAGCUUCUGGCUGGUCUGACUGCUAAGGCUGGCAGCAAGAUUGAACUUCCUGCUGAUGUGACAGGUAAGCCUGAGCCACGAGUCAAGUGGACCAAAGCCGACCUGGUCCUCAAACCAGACGACAGGGUGUCCAUUGACACCAAGCCAGGACACUCCACGGUCACCAUCGCCAAGACAAAGAGAGAUGACAGUUCCACUUAUAUCAUCGAAGCCACCAACAGCAGCGGUCGUGCCACUGCCACUGUGGAUGUCAACAUCCUUGAUAAGCCUGGUCCUCCUGCUGCUUUUGACAUUUCUGAAAUCACCAAUGAGUCCUGCUUUCUGGCUUGGAACCCUCCACGUGAUGAUGGUGGCUCCAAAGUUACCAACUAUAUUGUUGAACGGCGAGCUGCUGAUAGUGAGAUCUGGCACAGACUGUCCUCCACUGUGAAGCAGACCACAUACAAAGCUACCAGUCUGAUCAAGUUCAAGGACUACAUCUUCAGAGUAUUUGCUGAAAACCAGUUUGGUGUUGGUCCAGCUGCUGAACACACACCAAUCACUGCCAAAUACCCCUUUGAUACUCCCGGGGCUCCUUACAAGCUGGAGGCUUCAGAUAUUGCAAAGGACUCUCUGAAUCUGAACUGGUAUGAGCCUGAUGAGGAUGGAGGAAGCCCAAUUACUGGAUAUUGGGUGGAGAGAUACGAAGCUGACCAUGACAAGUGGAUAAGAUGCAACAAGCUGCCAGUCAAAGACACAAACUACAGGGUCAAAGGUCUUCCAACCAGGAAGAAGUAUAAGUUCCGAGUCCUUGCUGAGAAUCUGGCCGGAACUGGAAAACCCAGCAAGGAGACAGAUCCGAUCCUUGUUAAAGAUCCUAUUGACCCUCCAUGGCCCCCUGGCAAACCCACAGUGAAGGACGUAGCUAAGACGUCAUGCUUCCUAAUGUGGACCAAACCAGAGCAUGAUGGCGGAGCAAGGAUCGAUAGCUAUGUCAUUGAGAUGCUAAAGAGCGGCACCACGGACUGGAUCCGCGUGGCAGAGAACAUCACCAUCCUGGAAUAUUUCCUAAAGGGCCUGAUGGAGAAGCAGGAGUACUCGUUUAGAGUGCGAGCUGUUAACGUGGCUGGAGAGAGCGAACCCAGUGAACCCAGUGACCCAGUGCUCUGCAAAGAGAGACUCAACCCUCCCUCAGCUCCACGCUGGUUAGAGGUUGUCAACAUCAGCAGGAACAGUGCUGAGCUGAAAUGGGCAGCUCCUGAGCGCAAUGGAGGUUCAGCCAUCACCAACUAUAUUGUGGAGAAACGAGAUGUGAGGCGUAAAGGUUGGCAGACUGUGGAUACCACAGUCAAAGAGCUCAAGUGCGACGUGAAACCGCUCAAUGAAGGAUCGCUUUAUGUGUUCCGUGUUGCUGCUGAGAACGCUGUGGGUGUCGGACCCUUCUGUGAGAUGGAGGACUCUGUGCUGGCAAAAGACACUUUCACUACUCCUGGCCCACCAUACGCUCUCGCUGUCAGUGCUGUGACCAAAAGAUAUGUGGACUUGCAGUGGGAGGCACCGAAAAACGAUGGUGGAAGACCCAUCCUCAGGUAUUCCAUUGAGAAAAAAGAGAAGCUUGGAACUCGCUGGGUGAAAUGUGGGAAGACUUCGGGUCCAGACUGUAAGUACAGGGUAACAGACGUCAUUGAGGGAACAGAGGUUCAGUUCCAGGUCCGAGCUGAGAACGAGGCUGGCAGUGGACACCCAAGUGAACCCACCGAGAUUCUCACCAUAGAAGAUCCAACAGGCAUCCCAUCACCACCCAUUGAAUUACACGUGACUGGAGCCAGCCGAGACUUCCUGGCAAUUGCCUGGAAACCUCCACAAACAGAUGGCGGUGCCCCUGUCAGAGGAUACCACAUUGAGAUGUGCGAGGCUGGAACUGAGAAGUGGAUGAGGGUGAACUCCCGUCCAGUGAAGGAGCUCAAGUACCGCGUAGAGGAGGGUGUGACCCCUGAAAAGGAGUACAUUCUGAGAGUGAGGGCCGUUAACGCUAUCGGAGAGAGCGAACCGUCGGACAUCUCUGAAAAUGUCUUUGCCAAAGACUCUGACUGCAACCCAACUCUGGAAUUCCAGACUCUGGAUCUAGUUGUUGUGGAAACAGAAAAGCUGCACAUUCCAGUUCCCUUUAGAGCAGUCCCCUUACCUAGAAUCACCUGGCACAAAGAUGGCAAAGAGCUGAAGGCGGAUGAACGCCUUGGCUUUAGGUCAGAGUAUACCUCCUGUCACCUGGAGAUUGACAGCAGUCUUCAUGCCGAUGCUGGAGUGUACAAAGUGACACUAGAAAACAAGCUGGGAAGUGCCAGUGCCACCAUCAAUGUCAAAGUCAUCGGGCUUCCUGGUCCUUGCAAGGAAAUUGUGGCUUCUGAGAUCACAAAGAGCUCCUGUAAAGUUUCAUGGGAUCCACCAGAUUAUGAUGGUGGUAGUCCAGUUCUUCACUAUGUCUUGCAGCGGCGUGAGGCUGGCAGGAGGACAUACGUCAACAUAAUGUCAGGAGAGUGCAAGGUGAGCUGGGUGGUCAAAGAUCUCAUCCCCAGUGGAGAGUACUACUUCAGGGUCCAGGCUGUUAACAAGAUUGGAGGAGGAGAGUUCAUCGAGCUCCGCAACCCAGUCAUCGCCGAGGACCAGAAACAUGCUCCUGACCCACCAGUGGAUGUGGAGACCCACAACCCCACAUCCAGUACUGUUACUCUAACCUGGAAGGCUCCCAUGUAUGAUGGUGGCUCCAAAAUCAUGGGCUACAUCCUAGAGAAGCAGCAGAAAGGAGAGGACAAGUGGGAGAGGUGCAAUGACUUCCUGGUGCCUGUACUAUCCUACACCGUCAGAGGAUUGACAGAAGGAAAGAACUACACCUUUAGAGUAAGAGCUGAAAAUGCUGCUGGGAUCAGUGAGCCAUCACGCAACACGCCAUUUAUCAAGGCCGCCGAUACCAUUGAUUCUCCAAAGGUUUUCCUGAGUGGCAGCUUGCAGUCUGGUCUCAGCGUGAAGCGAGGUUACGAGAUCUGCCUGGAUGCCAACAUUUCAGGAUCUCCGUACCCUCAGAUCACCUGGUACUGGAACAACCAAUCAAUUCGACCUGAGCCACUCCGGAAGAGACCUGAAAAACCCCUGAAGAAGAAGGAGGAGGAAGUUCCAGAACCAGAGGUGGAGGAGCCAGACUACCCCACCAUAAAUGAACGCCUGGCCAUCGACAAUAGCCACAAGGGUGUAUCCUCUAUCAUUAUCAGGGACUCGAUUCGCCCUGAUCAUGGUGUCUACAUGGUGAAGGUGGAGAACGACCAUGGCAUUGCCUCGGCAACCUGCGAGGUCAACGUACUCGAUACUCCCGGGCCUCCAGUGAACUUUAGAUUCGAGGAGGUGAGGAAGAACUCUGUGAUCUGCAAGUGGGAUCCCCCGCUGGAUGAUGGUGGCAGCGAGAUUCUCAACUACACCCUGGAACAGAAAGACAACUCCAAGCUGGAGAUUGGUUGGAGCACCGUUACCGCAAUAUUGAAAGGAUGUCGUUACUUGGUGCCCAAACUCAUUGAGAAGAAGGAGUACAUCUUUAGGGUCGUGGCUGAGAACAAGUAUGGUGCAGGCCCACCCUGUGUCUCCAAACCGGUCAUUGCCAAGAAUCCUUUCGAACCUCCCGAAGCACCUGAUAAACCACAAGUUGAUGACAUCACAGCCAAUAGCAUGCUGGUCACAUGGAAUGAACCAAAUGAUAAUGGCAGCCCCAUCUUGGGAUACUGGGUGGAGCGCCGUGAGAUCAACAGCUCACACUGGGCACGUGUAAAUAGGAACAUCAUCCCUGUCCCUGAGCUAAAUGUUGAAGGUCUGAUCGAGGGGCUGACUUACAUCUUUAGAGUGGCUGCCGAAAACCAGGCCGGCCCUGGAAAGUUCAGUGUUCCCUCUGAACCCAAGACUGCCCAGCCAGCUAUUUUGCCUCCAGGUCCUCCAGUUGCCCGAGUGGCAGCAACUACUGACCACUCCAUCGAAGUUGAGUGGGACCCGCCUGCUGACAAUGGAGGUGGGGAAAUCCUGGGAUAUCACGUUGAUAAGGCUAUGGCUGGUACAAAGGACUGGUCGAGAUCUACGGAACGUCCAUGGAAGACUCGGAACUUCACUGUUUAUGGAGUCAGAGAGGGAGCAAAGUACAUGGUCAGAGUCAUUGCCUGUAAUGCUGCUGGAGAGGGAACACCAGGAUUCACAGAGUCUGUAUUUGUCAGAAAUCCUGCAGAGAUCCCUGUAAUUGAAUUGGAUCUGUCUGUCAAGAAUGGCGUCGUGAUCAGAGCUGGAGAAAACCUCCUUAUACCUGCUACAGUCACAGGUAAACCCUACCCAGCCAUCACCUGGACCAAGGAUGAUGGCAAACCUGACAAAGACCGUGUGGAGAUCCUCACUGAGGACAACAACAGCAUCUUCUCAGUCAAGAAUGUUCAGAGGAAAGACUGCGGAAAAUAUCAAAUCUCCGCUUGCAACCCCAGUGGCACCAAGUCUGCAUGGACCAGAGUAGAGGUCAUGGAUGUCCCUGGACCUGUCACAGACCUGAAGCCUGUUGUUGUCACUCGUAAGAUGAUCUUUCUGAACUGGGAUGACCCUGAAGACGAUGGAGGCAGUGACUUAACCGGCUUCCUCGUGGAGCGAAGAGAUCCCAAGAUGCACACAUGGAGGCAACCUGUUGAAACCACCUCGUCCAAGUGUGAGUGUGUGGGCAUUAUGGAGGGACAAGAAUACCUGUUCCGUGUCAUCGCCAAGAACAAAUACGGCCUGGGCCCACCCGUUGAACUAGGACCCAUCAAGGCUGUAGACCCACAGGGCCCGCCAUCAUAUCCUGAGAAGUUCCACUACACUGAACGCACAAAGAACUCCAUCACGUUCGCCUGGAAACCACCACGUAAUGAUGGCGGCAGCCCUAUCAUUGGUUACUUUGUUGAGAAAAAGAGGCAGGACCAGCAGGCCUUUGAGCCCUGCAACACUGAGAUCUGUCCCAACAUGACUAUGACUGUGGAGGGCCUGGAUGAUGCCUGGAUGUACGAGUUCAGAAUCAAGUGUGCCAACCUUAUUGGAGAGAGUGAGCCAUCCAUCCCACUGACUGUGGUUAUCCAAGAUGAUGAAGUGUCUCCUGAGAUUCACAUGCUGAAGCAGUUCAAAGGGGACACCAUUACUGUGAAGAAGGGUGAAUCCAUCGAGAUCCCAGCUGAUGUCCUGGGACUCCCCAUCCCUAAGAUCGAGUGGUCUAAGGAUGACGUAGUGAUCGAGAAGCCUACUGAGACUCUACUGAUGGAGACAAAUGUGACUGGCAGAAUGAAUUGCAAGACCAUGCUGUCCAUCCCAGCAGCCAACAGGAGGGACCGUGGCAGUUACACUGUGGCUGCCUCCAACAACAUGGGUUCAGCCAAGCACACGGUCUAUGUCAUGGUGCUUGACCGACCAACUCCACCAAGGAAUGUGACAGUAUCCAAUAUCAGGGGUGAGUCCUGCUACCUCAACUGGGACGCACCACUUGAUAAUGGCGGAAGUGAACUGACCAACUACAUCAUUGAGAAGAAGGAAGUGGUAACAGAGGUGCCUGAGUGGGAGGAGGUUACAAAUAGCAUAAUUGAGAGAAAAUAUGGGGUCUGGAACCUGGAAAACAAAAAGACCUACCUUUUCCGGGUACGGGCUGAGAACCGCUACGGUAAAUCUGAUCCCUGCACAACUGAGGAAGUUCAUAUUAUAGACCCCUUCGGCCUUCCUGGCCCACCAGAGAAACCAACAAUCGCAGAGUACUGCAAGACCUCCAUGACUCUAACCUGGGAACCUCCCAGAGAUAAUGGAGGCUCCACGAUUAUUGGUUACUGGCUGGAAAAAAGGGAGAAAGGCACUGCUUACUGGGCUAAAGUCAAUAAGAUGCCCAUCACAAAGAGGGGCAUGAAAGGCUGGGAGUACCAGGUGACACGUCUGUUUGAAGGAACAGAGUACGAGUUCAGAGUCGCAGCCUGUAAUUCAGCAGGAACCGGACCUUUCAGUGGACCAUCUGACUCUGCCUUUGCUGUUGACCCUCUCACUCCUCCAAGCAUGCCUGCUGCUCCUGAGGUGGCUGAUAAGACAAAACACAAUGUCACACUCUCCUGGAAACCACCAGAGAGUGAUGGUGGCAGUCCCAUCAAGGGCUACAUUAUCCAGAUACAGGAUGAGGGGACAUCAGAGUGGGUGAGAGUAAAUGAUCCUGAAACCCUGCACCCCACUACUGAGUUUACAGUGCCAAGCCUCCGCGAGCUGAAGCGCUACCGCUUCAGGAUCAUUGCUGUCAAUGACAUUGGAGAGUCUGAUCCCAGCCCCCGCACUAGUGAAGUUCUUAUUGAGGAUGUCCAACUUGCACCUUCAAUCACACUUGAUGUGAUGGCAGAUGACCUGGUUUCCAUCCGUGCUGGAGAUCCCAUUAGAAUCCCCACCACCAUCAAAGGCCGGCCCACUCCUAAGGUAACCUGGGACUUUGACGGCAAAGCCAAGACGCACAAGAAAAACAAACUCCACACACUGCCUGUGGACUCUGAGGUGGAGUCCACAGACACCACUUCUGUUGUGACUAUACCUGUCAGUCUGAGGAGUCACUCUGGACGUUACACCAUCACAGCCAAGAACAAGUCUGGACAGAAACACCUCAACAUCAGGGUCAUUGUCCUCGAUGUUCCCGGACCUCCAAAGGACUUAAAGAUUACUGACAUCACCCGAUCAACCAUGAGGCUGAUCUGGAAGCUCCCCGAUACAGAUGGAGGAGAGCGAAUCAAGAGUUACUUUAUUGAGAAGAAAUCUGUCACCGACAAGGCCUGGACCAAGGUUAAUGUAGCCUGUGCUAGCCAGGCCUAUGUGGUGCCAGGACUGCUAGAGGGUCAGGACUACCUGUUCAGAGUGCGAGCAGAGAACCGAUUGGGAUUCGGCCCAUUCACUGUCACCACUGAACCUGCCCGGGCCAGAGACCCCAUCUACCCACCUGACCCCCCCACCAAGCUGAAGGUUAACCUGGUGACAAAGAACACUGUCACCUUGAGCUGGGAGGCUCCCAAAAAUAACGGUGGCUCUCCUGUGAAGCAUUACAUCAUUGAACGAUUGAGCUGGGACACCACCGGCAAGGAGAAAGAGACCUGGAAACAGUGCAACAAGAGAGAUGUGGAAGAGCUCACCUUCGUGGUAGAGGAUCUCAAAGAGGGAGGAGAAUAUGAGUUCAGAGUAAAAGCUGUAAAUGCUGCUGGACCCAGCCGACCCUCUGCCACCAUUGGACCCAUGGUCAUCAAGGAUCAGACAUGUCCGCCCACUAUUGAACUACGUGAGGCUAUGGAGGGAGAGGAGGGCUGUGACAUCAGCAUUGUUGCGAAAGUUAGUGGCUGUCCAUUCCCCAGCCUCGUUUGGCACAAAGCCAGUCUGGACAAACCUGAGGAGAAGUCUGCCAUUCAGUAUGACCAACAUAUCAACAAACUAGUAACCCAGGAUAAGUGCACCCUUCUAAUACAGCAAGCCAGCAGGCAUGACAGCUCACUCUACAGCCUGACAGCCACUAAUAGUCUGGGCACUGUUUGCAAGGACAUCAAGCUCUUAGUGUUUGGACCUCCCGGUCCCCCAGUCGGACCAAUCAAGUUCACGGAGGUGUUUGCAGAAAGAAUAGGCCUCGCCUGGAACCCUCCCAUCGAUGACGGUGGAUCUAAGAUCACCAACUACGUGGUUGAGAAGCGCGAGGAGAACAGGAAAUCCUGGGUCCAUGUCUCCAAUGAUCCCAAAGAGUGCACCUAUGUGGUAACCCGGCUGACAGAGAACCAUGAGUAUGAGUUCAGAGUCAUGGCUCAAAACAAGUUUGGAGUAGGCCCACCACUGGUCAGUGAUCCAGAGAAGGCCAGAAAUCUCUUCACUGUCCCCGGUCAGUGUGAAAAGCCCACUGUGACAGAAGUCUGUCUGGAGUCAAUGACUGUCAACUGGGAAGAACCCAAGUACGAUGGCGGGUCCCCCAUCACUGGCUACAUCAUCGAGAAGAAGGAGACCACUGCCAAGCGCUGGAUCCGUGUCAACCGUGAGCCCAUUAGGGCACUGCCACUGGGCAACAACUGGGAUGUCACUGGCCUACUGGAAGGGGCCGUAUACCAGUUCAGGGUCAUUGCUGUCAAUGCUGCUGGCUGUGGACUGCCCAGUAUACCUUCUGACCCCAUACUCUGCAGAGACCCCAUCAAGCCUCCUGGACCGCCCACUCCAAAGGUAACAGACUGGACAAAGUCUACAGUUGAGCUCGAGUGGAUACCGCCUCUGGUGGACGGAGGGUCAAAAGUCACAGGCUACAUUGUGGAGUUCAAGGAGGUGAACAAGGAGGAAGAGGAGAAGAAAGCAAAGGAUACUGAGAUCAGAGGAACUAAAUUUGUGGUGGCUGGUCUUAAGGAAGGUGGUCUGUACCGCUUCAGAGUCCGAGCUGUGAAUGCUGCUGGAGUAGGAGACCCUGGAUUAGUGUCUGAGCUAAUUGAGGUCAAAGACAGAACAAUUCCUCCUGAGAUGGAUCUUGACGCCUCAGUGAAGGAGAAAAUCGUAGUCCAUGCCGGUGGCACCAUCCGCAUUAUCGCCUACGUGUCCGGCAAACCUACCCCACAGAUCACUUGGUGCCGAGAUGACAGUGAGGUGCCCAAAGAGGCCGUGGUGGAGACGACAGGCAUCUCUAAUUCACUGGUCAUUAAGAACUGCAGACGCCAACACCAGGGCAUUUAUACACUAAGUGCAAAGAACGAGGGCGGAGAGAGGAAGAAGGCGGUCAUUGUUGAGGUCCUGGACGUUCCUGGACCAGUUGGUCUUCCCUUCACUGGAGAGAACCUGACCAAUGACUCCUGCAAGCUGACCUGGUACUCCCCUGAGGACGAUGGCGGCUCAGCCAUUACCAACUAUAUUAUUGAGAAGAGAGAGUCAGACCGCAUGGGUUGGACCUCUGUAUCUUACACAGUGACAAGAAACAAUGCUGUAGUACAAGGACUCAUUGAUGGCAAAGGCUACUUCUUCAGAAUUGCAGCUGAGAACAUCAUAGGCAUGGGACCUUUCGUCGAGACCGACAAGAUGGUUCUCAUCAAAGAUCCCAUCUCUGUCCCAGAGCGUCCUGAGGAUCUAAUCAUCACAGCUAUUACCAAAGACUCCAUCUCUGUCACCUGGAGACCACCCAAAUAUGAUGGUGGUGCAGAUGUGAUCAGCUAUGUCCUUGAGUCCCGAAUGAUAGGCCAUGACAACUUUGUGAGAGUAGGCAGAGAGGACAAGCUGAUGGACAGAAGGUUCACACUAACUGGGCUGAAGGAAGGCUCAAGCCAUGAGUUCAGAGUCUCAGCUGUCAACCAGGUGGGACAAGGCAAACCAUCGUUUGCCACCAAACCUGUGCAGUGCAAGGAUGAACUUGAGCCACCGACUCUGGACCUGGACUUCAGGGAAAAGCUCAUGGUAAAGGUGGGAGACAACUGCAUGCUGUCGGGACGCUACAGUGGCAAACCGGCCCCUGCUAUCACCUGGACAAAGAAUGAUGAGGACCUGAAGGCAGAUGAGGACAUCAGCCUCCACAGCACCACCCACCACCUCAGCCUCAACAUCAGCAAGGCCAAGAGAGAACACAGCGGCCGCUAUUGUGUCAGCAUAGAGAAUGCUGCUGGCACUCGCUCGGGAAUCUGCACCAUCACUGUGGUCGACCGUCCUCAGCCACCAGAGGGACCCGUAGAGUUCAACGAAGUCUACAGGAAUUACAUGGUAAUCUCCUGGAAGCCGCCUCUGGAUGACGGAGGCUGUGCUGUCUCCAACUACAUCAUUGAGAAGAGAGAUACCAACAGAGACCUAUGGAUGCCUGUCACCUCAUCCUGUACCAGAACCACCUGCAGAGUGCCAAAGCUAAUCGAGGGCCGGGAGUACAUCAUUCGUAUAAUGGCUCAAAACAUCUAUGGCAUCAGUGACCCUCUUCUGUCUGCAGAGACUAAAGCUAGAGACAUUUUCAAGACACCAGAUGCUCCCAAGCAGCCUCUGGUGAAGGAAGUUUACCAUGACUCUGCCCUAAUCAGCUGGGAGCCGCCUGCUGAUGGAGGGAAACCAAUCACAGGCUACAUUGUGGAGAGGAAGGAGACCAUGGCCAACAGGUGGGUUCGCUGCAACACAGAAAGAAUCCAUCCUAAGGUGGAGUAUUGGGUGACUGACCUCCUGAAAGGCUGCGAGUAUGAGUUCAGGGUCAGUGCUGAGAAUGAAGUGGGAGCUGGAGACCCAAGCCCACCAUCUAAACCUGUCUUUGCCAAAGAUCCCAUUGUGAAACCUAGUCCGCCAGUGAACCUAAAGGCUAUCGACUUUACCAAGGAGUCAGUUACCCUGUCAUGGGAGCCACCUACCGACACUGGCAGAGGAAAAAUCUUUGGAUACUUGCUGGAGUUCCAGGCAGCUGGAAAGGAGGAAUGGCACAAGGUGAACCAGACUCCAGACUCCUGCAAAGAAACCAAGUUUAAGGUUAUCAACUUGGAAGAUGGUGUUUUGUACCGCUUCAGAGUCAUGGCUGUCAACGCUGCUGGGGAGUCCAACCCAGCCAACAUUACUGAGCCAAUUAGAGUACAGGACAGACUUGAGCCUCCAGAGUUGAUUCUAGAUGCCGGAAUGACCCGAGAAAUUAAGGCCAUGGCUGGCACUCAUAUUGCUCUGAUAGCCGGCAUCAAAGGUGUCCCAUUUCCUACUGUCACCUGGAAGAAGAAUGACGCAGAGGUUCCCCCUCGGGCAGAUAUCGAAACCAACCAGACAGGCACCAAGCUGGAGAUGAGGUUCUGCCAUCGUGGUGACUGUGGAGAUUACACCCUAACUGUGGAGAAUCCAGCUGGAACCAAGACUGUCACCUGCACUGUGCUAGUUCUUGACAAACCUGGUCCUGUCCAGCACCUCCGUGUGUCUGAUGUCAGGAGUGACUCUGCCUACCUGUCCUGGAAAGAUCCAGAGGAUAAUGGUGGUACUCGCAUCACUAACUUUGUGGUAGAGAAGAAAGACACAGCUUCCACUCAGUGGGUCCCUGUCUGCUCUACAUCAAAGAAGCGCAGCAUGAUGUUGAAGCACCUGAUGGAGGGCACGUCCUACUCGUUUAGAGUUGCCGCUGAAAACCAGUUUGGCCGCAGCGAAUAUGUCGAGACACCAAAGGCCAUCAAGGCAAUGAACCCGCUCUUCCCUCCUGGUCCUCCCAAAGACCUGCAUCAUGUUGAUGUGGACAAGACUGAGGUAUGGUUAGCAUGGAACUGGCCUGAUCGCAAUGGAGGAAGUGAAAUCACAGGCUUUCUGGUAGAGUACCAGGAAGAGGGAGAGAAAGAGUGGUAUGAAUGGAAAACCGUCAGCAUCCCUGAGAGUCAUGUGACUGGUCUGGAGGAAGGAAAAACCUACCGCUUCAGAGUGAGGGCUGAGAAUGCCAUUGGCCUCAGCAGACCUGAUACCACAGUGCCUAUCCUCUGCCAGGAGAAACUAGUGCCCCCAAUUGUUGAAGUUGAUGUUAAACUCACUGAGGGCAUCAUUGUGAAGGCCGGGACUACCAUCAGACUGCCAGCUAUAAUGAGAGGAAUCCCUGUCCCAACUGCCAAGUGGUCCAUCGAAGGAGAGGAGAUCACCAGCCAGGGCAACAUUAAGAUUGACACUGAUAAUUUCUCCACUAUUCUCAGCAUUAAUGAGUGCACCAGAAACCACACUGGAACCUACCUGCUCACUGUGUCCAACCCAGCAGGAACCAAGACGGUGGCCUUAAAUGUCACUGUACUCGAUGUUCCAGCUGCUCCGAUUGGACCUGUCAACAUACUGGAGGUCAUGCCAGAUUCCAUGACAAUUGAAUGGCGUCCUCCUAAAGAUGAUGGUGGGACCCCUAUAACCAAUUACAUUGUGGAGAAAAGAGAGUCCAACAAAGAAACAUGGGGAGGUGUGAGUUCUGGUAGCCUUGCCACGAAGCUCCGGAUCACUCGCCUUCAGAAAGGAGUAGAAUAUGUAGUUCGCAUUCGUGCUGAGAACAAGAUGGGCAUUGGUGCCCCUCUGGAGAGCAAGCCCACUGUUGCUGAGCACUCCUUCAUGCCCCCUAGUGCACCUGGUAAGCCACAAUCCUAUGAUACCUCGGAGGAUGCUGUUACACUUGGCUGGACUAUGCCCCUAACUGAUGGUGGCAGUCAGAUCACUGGCUACAUCAUUGAGCGCAGACACAAGGGAGGAAAGUGGAUCCGUGUCAACAAGACACCUUGCAAGGACCUGAGGUACCGAGUCCUGGGCCUCUACGAGGGCAGCGAGUAUGAGUUCAGAGUAUUUGCUGAAAAUAUUGCUGGAUAUAGUGGCCCCUCCCCCAUCUCUGACCCCUGCAAGCCCUGCAGGCCCAUCACUGUCCCGAGUCCCCCUGUCAAUCCUAAAGUUAAAGAUUACAGCAGGGCCACUGCUGACCUGGUGUGGACCAAACCUACCAAAGACGGAGGCAGCCCAAUCCUUGGUUACACUGUGGAGAUGAAGAAAGCUAGCGCUGAAGAAUGGAAAAAAGUCAACCUGGAUGACUUGAUCAAGCAGUGUGCCUACAGGGUGAAGGCUCUGGAAGAGGGUGUGACCUAUAGAUUCAGAGUCUUUGCUACAAACAUGAUUGGAGACGGGGAGCCGAGAGAAAUCCCAGAAUCAGUCACUGCUCAGGAUAUUCUUAUACCUCCAGAGAUUGAGAUGGAGGCCACUUGUCGAGAUUGUGUUACUGUGCGUGUUGGACACAACAUCAACAUCAUUGGUUACAUCAAGGCUCGCCCUGAUCCUGAAGUUUUUUGGUCAAAAGAAGAGACUAUUCUAGAGAACAGCAAACGUGUUACCAUCCUGCAGAAUCUUCCUUUAGUCCACCUAAAGAUCAAGGAAGCUACAAGGAAUGACCAUGGCAAAUAUAUUCUGAAAGCUUCAAAUGAAGGUGGUGAGGCUUCCCGCACAAUCACCGUUAAUGUGCUAGACCGACCCAGCCACUGCCAGAAUCUGAAUGUAACCUAUGUCACCAAGGACUCAUGCAUGAUCAACUGGGAGAGCCCUAAGGACAAUGGUGGAUCCGAGAUCACCAACUACAUUGUGGAGUGCAGAGAGCCUAGUAUUAGCAUGUGGUCUAUGAUCUCUUCCCACUGCACUAAUCGUAAGAUCAAGGCAAAGCUGAUGGAAGGCCAUGAGUACCUGUUCCGUGUCUGUGCUGAGAACAAAAUAGGACCAGGACCCUCCGUGGAGACCAAAACUCCUACAUUGGCCAUUGACCCUAUUGACAAGCCCGGUGAGCCUGAGAACUUCAGAGCAAUUGACAUUGGUAAGAACUAUGUCAAUUUGAGGUGGCGGAAGCCUGACUAUGAUGGUGGAAGCCCCCAUCUGUCCUACAACCUGGAGUGUAAAACUAAAGAUGCGGAGCAGUGGGAAAAACUCAACACCACUACUCUCACAGACACCUUCUUUUUGGCUGAUAAGUGUGUGGAAAAUCAGACGUACACCUUCAGAGUGCAGACUGUCAGUGAAGGAGGUGAGAGUGCCUGGGUAAAACUUGCAGAUAUUCUGGUGAGGGAGGAGAUCCAGAAGCCUGUCAUUGACCUGAAGUUGGCUGGAACACUGACAGUAAAAGCUGGAGAGUCAGUCAGGAUGGAGGCUGCUCUGAGAGGAAAGCCCCAGCCUGAGGUUAAAUGGAUGAAAGAUAAGGCUACUGGAGACAAUCCCAGAAUAAGCUAUGAAACUGGCCCAGACUACUCAAAAUUUCUGAUGACUAAGUCCAAGCGUAGUGACACAGGAAAAUACAUUAUCACUGCCACCAACUCGGCCGGGACUUUCACAGCAUAUGCCAAUGUUAAUGUCCUGGACAUUCCCGGCCCAGUGAGAGACCUGAGGGUUACUGGCAUCGGAGCUGACAAGUGCAGAGUGGUUUGGGAUGCUCCAGAGGAUGAUGGAGGUUGUGAGGUGGACAGCUACAUUCUAGAGAAAUGUGAAACCAGGAGGAUGGUUUGGUCCACAUAUUCAGCCUCUGUGGUCACACCAUACUGCAAUGUCAGUCGUUUGGUGGAGGGCAAUGAAUACAUAUUCAGAGUGAGGGCAGAAAACAAGAUGGGAACUGGCCCUGCCAUGGAGAGUAAGCCUGUAACUGUCAAGACUCAGUUCAACAAACCUGGACCCCCUGAAGCCCCUGAAGUCACCAAGGUGAGUAAAGAUGAGAUGACUGUGGUCUGGGCUCCUCCUGAGAAUGAUGGCGGAAAGUCAAUCACUGGCUACAUCCUUGAAAGGAAAGAGAAGAGGGCAGUGCGCUGGGUGCCCUGCACUAAGAGCCCAAUCUCUGAGAGACGCAUGAAAGUAACCAACUUGAUUCCAAACCAUGAGUACCAGUUCAGAGUGAGAGCUGAGAAUGAUGUCGGUCUGGGAGAUCCCAGUAAACCUUGCAGACCAGUUGCAGCCAAAGAUCCUAUUGAGCCACCUGGUCCCCCUGCAGCCCUGAAGGUGGCCGACAGCACAAAAACCUCUAUCACUCUGUCCUGGUCUAAACCUGUCUAUGACGGUGGCGCCCCCAUUAUUGGCUAUAGCUUGGACCUGAGGCUGAAAAGUGAGGCGGACCCUGAGAAUCCCACAGUGGGCUGGAAGAGAAUUGAUACUCAUGGACCACUGGUGCUCACAGAAUUUACUAUUGGCCAGCUUGAUGAAAAGCAGGAGUAUGAGUUCAAGGUGUCAGCCCAAAACCAGGUGGGCUGGGGACGCCAUGCUUAUUUGAAGGAGGCAGUGUCUCCCAAGGAGAUCCUGGAGGCUCCAGAAAUUGAGCUGGAUGCCAGUCUGAGGAAAGGCCUUUCUGUGAGGGCUGGUUGUCCUAUAAGGCUUUUCGCCGUGAUCAGAGGAAGGCCUGCCCCCAAGGUUACGUGGAAGCGGUUGGGUGUGGACAAUGUAGUCCGCCGAGGUCACGUGGACCAGGUUGACACCAUGUCCUUCCUUGUUAUCCCUGAGAGCACCAGAGAGGAUUCUGGAAAAUAUUCACUCACUCUGUCCAACUCAGCUGGAGAGAAAGCAAUAUUUGUCCGUGUCAAAGUCCUUGACACACCUGGGCCGGUUGGCAGCCUGGAUGCCACUGACAUCACCAAAACAACAGCUCAACUCUCCUGGUUGCCACCAGAGAAUGACGGAGGCAGCCCCAUCCUCAAUUACGUUGUGGAGAAACGAGAGGUUGAUAGGAAGACCUGGACCAAGUGCAUAGAGGACCUGAAGAAGACUAGCUUCAAGGUCACCAACCUCACACCUGGCAUUGAGUAUUACUUCAGAGUCAUGGCCUGCAACAAGUAUGGCAUUGGAGUUCCUCAGGACUCACCCAGGUCCUACUUGGCUGUUGACCCAAUCAGUGAGCCAGACCCUCCAAAGAAGAUGGACGUGUUAGAGAUCACCAAGAACAGUGCUACACUGGGCUGGCUAAAACCACUCAGGGAUGGAGGUGCCAAAAUCAAUGGUUAUGUGGUGGAUUACCAGGAGGAGGGUGCACCUGAGGACAAAUGGACACCAUAUUCUGUGGUCAAAGACCUGACUAUCGUGGUAGUUGGUCUGAAAGAAGGAAAGAAGUAUAAGUUCAGAGUGGCUGCUAGGAACUCAGUGGGAGUCAGUUUGGCUCGAGAGGCUGAGGGAAUGUUUGAAGUUAAGGAGCAGCUCAUGGCUCCAAAGAUAAUCAUGCCUGACAUUGUGACAGUCAGAGCUGGAUCCAAGAUGACGAUUGAGGCUAUUGUGGCAGGUAAACCUGCUCCCGUCUGCAAGUGGAAGCAGGGCAAUGAGGAUGUGCUGACCUCUGAUCGCCUGUCCAUUGUAAAGACGCUGACAACUACCACACUUAUUAUAAAGAAUGUAACAAGAAAGGAUAGUGGUUACUACAGCCUGUCAGCUGAGAACAGUACUGCCAAGAUUAAUCAGAUCCUCAAAGUCAUCGUCAUGGACAUCCCUGGACCCCCUGAAGCUCCUUUGGAGAUCACUGAACUGGACAUAGAUGCGUGCACACUGCUCUGGAACUCGCCACAGGAGGAUGGUGGUAGCAACAUCACCAACUACAUUGUAGAGAAGUGUGAUGUUAGCCAGGGUGAUUGGGUCACCAUUUCUACAUCUUGCACAAAGACGAGCUUCAGAAUGACCAAACUGACACCUGGCAAAGAGUACAGCUUCCGUGUUCGUGCUGAAAACAGGUUUGGCGUCUCUGAGCCUACCUACUCUGAGAGGAUGAUUGCCAGAUAUCCAUUUGAUCCUCCGAGUGAACCCAGAAACCUGCAGAUAAACAAGGUCAACAAGGAUUUCGUCAUCCUAUCAUGGGAGCGUCCCAGCACUGAUGGUGGGAGCCCCAUCACUGGAUAUUGCAUUGAAAAGAAGGAGAGGAAUAGCCUUCUGUGGGUAAAGGCUAAUGAGACUCUGGUCAAAGCCACUCAGUACACCUGCACAGGCCUGAUUGAAGGCCUGGAGUACAGCUUCAGGGUGUCAGCACAAAACCAGGCUGGACAGGGCAAACCUUGUAAACAGACAGACUUCAUCACUGCCAGGACUGCUGUCGACCCACCAGGAAAACCCGAGCCCAUGGAUGUGACCAAGAACACUGUAUCAUUAGUGUGGGGCCGUCCAAAGCAUGACGGUGGCAGCAAGUUGAUUGGCUACUACGUGGAAUACACAAAGCUUCCAGAAGAGAAGUGGACUCGCUGCAAUGCCAACUGCAUGAACAUCCAGACAGAGAACUAUGUGGUGACUAACCUAGAGGAGGGUCAACAAUACCAGUUUAGAGUCAUCGCCAAGACCGCAAUUAACAUCAGCCUUCCAUCCGAGCUAUCUGACCCUAUUCCUGUCAUCGCAGAGAAUGUUGCUCCUCGUGUGGAAGUGGGUGUUAACAUGAAAAACCUGAUUGUGGUGAAAGCUGGAGAAAAUGUCUUCCUGGAUGCUGAGGUCUUUGGCAAACCACUUCCCAAAGUGAGCUGGAAGAAGGAUGGAGUACCUCUGGUCCUUGCUGAGGGAAUGAAGAUGUCACAAAAGAAACAUGUUCAUCUGCUGGAGCUAUACUCUGUCACCAGGAAAGAGACUGGGGACUACACUAUCACAGCUGAAAAUGUCAAUGGCACCAAGUACGCCACCAUAAAGGUCAAAGUACUCGACAAACCAGGCCCUCCAGCCUCAGUGAAAAUUACUAAGGUGUUUGCUGACCGUGUUAAGCUGCGAUGGGAGCCACCACUUGCAGAUGGCGGUUCUGAAAUCACUAACUACAUCAUUGAGAAGCGUGAGACUAGCAGGGCCAACUGGGCACUGGUCACCUCAAACAUCCAUGGACACAUCACUGACUGUUCAGUGGAGAAGCUUAUUGAAGGACAUGAAUAUCAGUUCCGAGUCAGUGCUGAGAACCAGUAUGGUGUGGGAGAUCCCAUUAUGACUGACGGUGUCACGGUCAAGAAUCCUUAUGAUGUUCCUGGUCCAUGUGAGCCACCUGUCAUCACCAACAUCACAAAGAACUCCAUGACAGUCAGCUGGAAGGCUCCAGCCAAUGAUGGCAAGUCUCCCAUCCUUGGCUACAUGUUGGAGAAACGUGAGGCCACUGAGCUGAGCUGGGCUAAGGUUAACCGCCGACCAGUCAUUGAUAGGACCAUUAAGGCCACUCAACUGACUGAGGGCUCUGAAUAUGAGUUCAGAGUAAUUGCUAUAAACAAGGCUGGUCUUGGGAAACCCAGCGACGCUUCAAAUGGUGCCCUGGCUGUUGACCCUGUCUAUCCUCCCGGGCCACCUGCCUUCCCCAAGGUGGUGGACUCUACCAAGACGUCAAUUAGCCUUAGCUGGACCAAACCAGCAUAUGAUGGUGGCUGUGAGAUCAUUGGAUACUUGGUUGAAUGCAAGCGAGUUGAUGCAGAGAGCUGGACAAGAUGCAAUGUGCCAAAGAAACUCCAGGCCACAAAAUUCUUGCUGACAGGCCUGAUGGACAACACUGAGUACCAGUUCAGAGUCACGGCUGUUAACAAGAUUGGCUACAGUGAGCCCAGCGAGGUGCCUGGAAACUACAUGCCUAAGGAUAUCCUAAUUGCUCCUGAAGCUGAGCUUGACGCUGACCUGAGAAAAGCUUUGGUUCUGCGAGCUGGAGUAACCAUGAGGCUCUAUGUACCACUGAGAGGACGCCCAGCACCGAAGGUGACAUGGACUAAAGUUGAUGCUAAUUUGAAGGAAAGGCAAGGACUACUGAUCAAGACAUCGGACUGGGACACCCUACUGAUGAUUGAGGAUGUUAACAGAUAUGAUUCUGGCAAAUAUGUUCUGUCACUGGAGAACAGCAGUGGCUCUAAGAGCUACACCAUCGUAGUAAAGGUCCUUGAUUCUCCAGGCCCACCCUUAAACCUGACUGUGAAGGAAACCUCCAGAACCCAUGCCUGCAUCACCUGGGAUGCCCCACUGAUUGAUGGUGGUAGUCCAGUUAAGAACUACAUCGUAGAGAAACGUUUGGCUGAGAGGAAAGCCUGGACCUGUGUGUCAGCAGAUUGUCCUAAGAUUUCCUUCAGGAUCACCAACCUGGAGGCAGGACAGGCCUACUGCUUCAGAGUUCUAGCUGAAAAUGCAUACGGCAUUGGAGAAGGCUGUGAGACCCCAGGCAGCAUCAGGGCCUCUGAGCAACCUGGUCCAGUGACAGACUUCAAAGCUCAGAAGACUACAAAGAACUCUAUCACCCUGUCCUGGAAGAAGCCAAUCAAUGAUGGUGGAAGUUAUAUUACUGCAUACAUCCUGGAGCAGGGUGAAGGUGAGGAGAAGUGGAAGCAGAUCGUGAAAGGCAAGAAUACCUCACACACUAUUGGAGAACUGACAGAAGGCAAGGAGUAUUCUUUCAGGGUCAAGGCACUCAACGAGUCUGGAGAGGGACCACCCACUGAGCUCACUGCUGUUGCAAAGGACCAAUUUGUGCUACCCGACUGCAACUUAAGCAAUCUGCACGAUGGCUGCUGUGUGGUUAAGGAGGGCAGCACAACACGCAUUAACAUCCCCAUCACUGGAGUUCCAAACCCCACUGCUACCUGGAAGAAGGGCGAUAUGGGACUGGGUGAUACUGGCCGGAUGUGUGUUGAAGCAUCUCAGGGCAUCACCACCUUACUGAUUCGAGACUGCCAGAGAGGAGAUGCUGACACCUACACUAUAAACGUCAGGAACAGUGCUGGCUCAAAGGACUGCAAGUUCCAGCUGAAGGUGGUUGGCAAACCCGGUAUCUGCACUGGACCCAUUACAUUUGAUGAGAUAACUGCCGAUGCCAUCACACUAGAGUGGGGACCACCCAAAGAUGAUGGUGGUGCAGAGGUGUCUAAUUACAUUGUGGAGAAGAGGAGAACAACAGAUAACAAGUGGGCUACAGUGGCUUCUGCCAUCCAGAAGACCACCAUGAGAGUGAUCAGACUCCACGAAGGGAUAGAAUACAUCUUUAGAGUGUUCGCUGAGAACAAGUAUGGGGUUGGAGAACAUCUGAGGUCUGACCCAGUCGUUGCCCAGCAUCCUUUCAAUGUUCCCGGGGCACCUGCUCCACCAGAAAUUGUGAGCAUCAGGCAUGAAUCAGCCAUCUUGACUUGGGUUGAUCCAAAGGACACUGGUGGUGCCCCAGUUACUGGAUAUCACAUAGAGUAUAAGGAAAAGAACAGUCUGAUGUGGAAGCGGGCAAGUAAGACUCCUCUGAGAGUAAAAGAAUGUAGAGUCACUGGACUGACAGAAGGAUUAGAAUAUGAGUUCAGGGUAAUGGCCAUGAACAUGGCUGGCCUGGGAAAGGCUAGCAAAGUAACUGAGGCCGUGGUUGCCCUGGAUCCUAUUGAUCCUCCUGGCAAGCCUGAAGUAAUCAGUAUCACCAGGAGCACAGUCACUCUGAUGUGGACAGCUCCCAAAUAUGACGGUGGCUACAAGCUUACUGGUUAUAUCAUAGAGAAACUUGAGGCCAGUGGUAAGGCCUGGAUGAAAGCAAAUCAUGUCAACAUUCAGGGCUGUGCUUUUACCGUCACUGACCUGACUGAAGGAUCCCAGUAUGAAUUUAGAGUCAGAGCCAGGAAUGCUGCAGGUGCCAUCAGUAUUCCUUCAGAGCCUACUCCGCUUUUGACCUGCAAGGAUGAAUAUGAGCCCCCAACCAUCACUAUUGACCCAGAAAUGAAAGAUGGUAUAGCCAUCAGAGCAGGAGACACAAUUGUAAUCUCAGCUUCUAAAAUUGUGGGCAAACCUCCACCUACUGCAGCGUGGUCCAAGGGAGGACGUGAGUUGAAGACUUCUGACAUUGUCACCAUCACCAGUACCCCAACCUCCUCUACUCUGGCUAUUAAGUACGCAAGUCGGAAGAACACAGGGGAGUACACUAUCACUGCCAGCAACCCCUUUGGCAUUAAGGAAGAACAUGUUAAGGUGAAGGUCUUAGAUGUUCCUGGACCUCCAGGCCCAAUUGAAGCCAGUAACAUUUCAGCCGAAAAGUGUACCCUGACCUGGCUUCCACCGGAGGAGGAUGGAGGCUCUUCUAUCAAAUCCUACAUCCUUGAGAAGAGAGAAACCAGCCGACUACAGUGGACCAAACUAGCUGAAAAUGUCGUGGAUUGCAGACACGUAGUCAGCAAACUGAUUAAAGGCAACGAAUACAUUUUCAGAGUGUCUGCUGUGAACCAGUAUGGCACAGGAGAUUCAACCCAGUCUGGUCCAGUCAAAAUGGUUGAUAGUUUCUCCCCACCAGGUCCGCCCUCAACCCCAGACAUUGAUAAUGUUAGUAGGAAUGCUGUCACCAUUUCAUGGAAGAGACCAGUACGAGAUGGGGGAAGUGACAUUAGAGGAUACUGUGUUGAGAGGAAAGAGAGAAAAGGACUGAGAUGGGUCAGAGCCUGUAAGCGGACUAUCCCUGACCUGCGGUUUAAGGUGCAAGGCCUGAGUGAGGGAGUAGAGUACGAGUUUAGAGUCACUGCUGAGAACAAGGCUGGAUUUGGGGAGCCAAGUGAACCAUCGCGCCCUGUCAUGACAAAAGAUAUUGUGUAUCCACCCGGUCCCCCAUCCAACCCUAGAAUUACAGAAACCACCAAAACCUCAGCCACAUUCACCUGGGGCCGACCCCACUAUGAUGGUGGUCUUGAAGUAGAGGGCUACAUUGUUGAAUAUAAAAAGGAAGGACAUGAUGAUUGGGAGACAGAGACACAGUACCCACUGAAAGCUUCAGAAUACGUGAUUGGUAAACUUCAAAAAGGAGGCAAAUACCACUUCAGGGUUAGUGCUGUAAACUCUGAGGGAAUAGGCGAGCCUGCGGAGGUUGAGAAAGUGACUGAAUUGGUGGACCAGGAGAUGUUGCCAGACUUUGAGCUGGAUGCUGAACUCAGAAGAACUCUGGUAGUUAGGGUUCGUGCUUCAAUCCGUAUGUUUGUUCCUAUCAAGGGCCGUCCUGUCCCUGAAGUCACAUGGAGUAAAGAUGAUACUAACCUGAAAACACGUGCACAUAUUGACACCACAGAGUCAUACACUCUUCUGGUUAUUCCUGACUGCACAAGAUAUGAUGCUGGAAAGUACCACCUUUGUCUAGAGAAUGUUGCUGGAAAGAAGACUGGGUUUGUUAAUGUGAAAGUUCUGGAUACACCAGGACCACCAGUCAAUCUCAAACCUAGAGAGAUCGCGAAGAACAGCAUCACCCUACAGUGGGAAAUUCCCAUUAUUGACGGUGGUUCUAAGAUUCGUAACUACAUUAUUGAGAAAAGAGCAGCCACUAAGAAGGCCUACACAGUGCUUAGCACCACAUGGCAGAAGUGUUCCUUCAAGAUUCCAGACCUCGAGGAGGGAGCUUACUACUAUUUCCGUGUCUCAGCUGAGAAUGACCUGGGUGUGGGUGAGCCAGCUGAAACCCCAGAGCCAAUCAGGGUAUCCCAGGCCCCCUCUGCCCCAGAAAAUUUGUAUGUCACCGAUGUUACCUCUGAUAGUGCCAGCCUUGCAUGGACCAAGCCUUUACAUGAUGGUGGCAGCUUGAUCACUGGGUAUGUCAUUGAGGCUCAAAAGAAGGACACUGAUCAGUGGGUCCAUGUGGCCACCAUUAAGGCUCUGGAUUAUACUGUUACAGAUCUAAUUGAGGGUGCUGAAUAUACCUUCCGUAUAAUGGCAGUCAAUGCAUCAGGCAGGAGUGAUCCCCGUGAGAGCAGACCAGCUGUUAUCAAAGAGCAGACUUCUGCUCCUUCAUUUGACCUGCGUGGGGUCUACCAGAAAACGAUCAUUGCUAAGGCAGGAGAUCGGUUGAAGGUGGAGAUUCCAGUGUUGGGCAAACCAAGGCCUGUAGUUUCAUGGAAGAAAGGAGAUACAGUGGUCAAGGAGACACAAAGACUCAACAUUGAAACUACACUAACAUCAACUAUUCUCAACAUCAAUGAGAUAAAAAGGACAGAUGGAGGCCAGUAUUCUAUGACUGGUAAAAACAUGCUGGGGACAAUGACAGAGACAAUCACAAUCCUGGUUCAUGACAUUCCUGGACCUCCAACUGGUCCUAUUAAGCUGGAAGAAAUUUCAUGUGAUUAUGUGCUGAUGUCCUGGGACCCACCAGAAAAUGAUGGAGGUGUUCCUAUUAACAACUAUAUUGUUGAGAUGCGGGAGACCACUGGUACUUCAUGGGUAGAGCUGGCAGCUACAGUCAUCCGCACCACAUUUAAGGCAGCCAGACUCACUACUGGAACUCAGUAUCAGUUCCGCAUCAAGGCCCAGAACAGAUAUGGGAUUGGACCAAGCAUUAUCUCUGAACCAGUGGUAGCUGUCUAUCCAUUUGAUGUACCAAGCCAGCCUGGCACUCCCGUGGUCACCUCUUUCAACAAGGAUGCUAUGACCCUUAGUUGGAAUGAGCCAUCCUCUGAUGGAGGUAGUGCCAUUCUGGGCUAUCAUGUGGAAAGGAAAGAGAAAAACAGUAUUCUGUGGCAGAGGAUCAGCAAAGCCCUUGUUGUUGGAAAUCUAUUUAAAUCAACAGGCCUUAUUGAUGGAAUUGCAUAUGAACACCGUGUUAUUGCUGAAAAUAUGGCUGGUCUCAGCAAAGCCAGCAAACCCUCUGAGCCCAUGUAUGCUUUGGACCCAGUUGAUCCACCAGGCAGGCCAGUAGCACUAAAUAUUACUAGGCAUGAAGUGACCUUGUCAUGGACCAAGCCAGAGGGAGAUGGAGGAUUUUCUAUUACUGGAUACACUGUAGAGAGGAGGGAGAUGCCCAAUGGACGUUGGCUCAAAGCAAACUUCAACAACAUUCUGGAAACUAUCUACACAGUCAGUGGUCUAACUGAAGAUGCAACCUAUGAAUUCCGUGUGUUUGCUAGGAACUCAGCUGGUGCUGUUAGUGCUCCAUCCCAGUCAUCUGAAGCAAUCUUGUGCAGAGAUGACAUUGAAGAGCCCCGGCUUGAUGUAGAUGCAUCAUAUAGCAGCACUGUUGUUGUCAUGGCAGGAGAGGUAUUCAAGCUGGAAGCCAGUGUAACUGGAAGGCCAAUCCCAUCUCUGGUAUGGACCAAAGAAGGAAAAGAGCUUGAGGAUACAGCCAAAAUUGAGAUAAAAACAUCCGAGUUCCACACAACUUUAACAAACAAAGAUUCGCUCAGGAGGGAUGGUGGUGCUUUCACUUUGAUUGCGAGCAAUCCUGGUGGCUUUGCUAAGUUCAUAUACAAUGUCAAGGUGUUAGAUAGACCAGGACCUCCCAACUCCCUCACUGUAACAGAUGUUACUGCUGAGAAAUGUGUCCUUAAUUGGCUCCAUCCAACACAUGAUGGUGGUGCCAAGAUUGAGUACUUUAUCAUUCAGAGACGAGAGACCAGCAGGUUGGCUUGGACAAAUGUGGCCACAGACCUUCAAGCUAAUAGGUUCAAGGUCACCAAGCUUCUAAAGGGCAAUGAAUACAUUUUCAGAGUUAUGGCUGUUAACAAGUAUGGUGUGGGUGAACCUGUGGAGUCGGAACCUGUCAUCUGUGCCAACCCCUAUGUACCCAGUGACCCACCACAGCAGCCUGAAGUCACCAUAAUCACCAAGGACUCUAUGGUUGUCUGCUGGGAUCGCCCUGAACAUGAUGGUGGCAGUAGAAUAAACACAUACAUAAUUGAAAGACGGGACAAAACUGGCCUGCGCUGGGUGAAGUGCAACAAGAGGACUGUAACUGACUUGCGAUUCAAAGUCUCAGGCCUCACACCAGGGCAUGAAUAUGAAUUCAGAGUUCUUGCUGAGAAUAAUGCUGGGCUAAGUCAGCCCAGUCCUUCCAGUCCAUUCUACAAAGCCAUUGACACCAUCUUCCAACCUGGACCUCCAGGGAACCCCAGAGUGCUGGACACAACCAAGUCUUCUAUCACACUUGCAUGGAACAAGCCUGUCUAUGAUGGUGGUUCAGAAAUCACUGGUUACAUAGUGGAGACCUGCCUGCCUGAGGAGGAUGAAUGGACAAUUCACACUCCCAAGAAUGGUUGGACAGCCACUUCUUUCACCAUCACCAAUUUGAGGGAAAACCAAGAGUAUAAAAUCAAUAUUUCUGCCACUAAUUGUGAAGGAGUGGGAGAGCCUGCAGCUGUUCCUGGAACACCCAAGGCUGAAGACAGACUAGUUCCUCCAGAAAUUGAACUUGGAGCAGAACUACGUAAGGUGGUCUGCAUCAGAGCCUGCAGCACACUCAGACUUUUUGUCCCUAUCAAGGGAAGACCAGCACCUGAAAUAAAAUGGUCUAGAGAGCAUGGAGAAUCUCUAGAUAAAGCUAACAUUGAAAUCACCUCAUCAUUCACCACUCUUCAGGUAGAAAAUGUUGACAGAUUCGAUGGGGGUAAAUACAUUGUGACUGUAGAGAAUGCCUCAGGAAGUAAGACAGCCUUUGUUAAUGUCAGAGUGCUAGACAGUCCUGGAGCGCCUCAAAAUCUGAUUGUCAGGGAGGUCACUAGAGAUUCAGUUUCUCUUGCUUGGGAUGCUCCUGUCAUUGAUGGUGGUUCCAGAGUCCGCAAUUACAUUGUGGAGAAGCGUGAAUCAACCAGAAAGGCUUAUUCAACUGUGUGUGCCAGCUGCCAUAAGUCAAGUUGGAAAGUUGGAGACCUAGAGGAGGGAAAGAUGUACUUCUUCAGAAUUUUGGCUGAAAAUGAAUAUGGCAUUGGCCUCCCAGUAGAGACUCUUGAACCAAUUAAAGCAUCAGAGAGGCCUCUUCCCCCAGGCAAAGUGUCUCUUCGUGAAGUUACCAGCAAAAGUGUCACAUUAAGUUGGGAAAAGCCUGACCAUGACGGUGGAAGCAGAAUCACUGGCUAUAUAGUUGAGAUGCAGGGAAAAGGCAGUGAGAAGUGGACCCAGGUCAUGGUUGUAAAAAGCAAUGAAGCUCAUGUUACUGGCCUUACACAGGGAGAAGAGUAUACAUUCCGUAUUUCAGCCGUUAAUGAAAAGGGAGUCAGUGACCCCCGCUCUCUCAAUGUACCUGUGGUUGCCAAGGAUCUGGUCAUCUCACCAACCUUCAAACUUCUUUUCAGCACAUUUAGUGUGCUAGCAGGGGAUGAUCUGAAAAUAGAUGUACCAUAUGCUGCCCAUCCCAAGGCUACAGCAACUUGGCUCAAAGAUGGUGUUGCUCUCAAAGAGACGACAAGAGUGAAUGCAGAUACCACAGACAAAAAUCUUCUCCUGGUUAUUAAGGAGGCUUGCAGAGAUGAUGUGGGAACAUAUACUGUCAAACUUACUAACACAGCUGGAGAGGCAUCUACAGAUAUCAGUGUUAUUGUUUUAGAUAAGCCUGGACCUCCAACUGGCCCAAUUAAGCUAGAUGAGGUCACUGCUGAUAGCGUGAUCCUGUCCUGGGAUCCACCUCAGUAUGAUGGCGGUUGUGCCAUCAAUAAUUACAUCGUUGAGAAGAGAGACACAUCUACCACUAACUGGCAGAUUGUGUCAGCUACAGUAGCCAGAACCACUAUCAAGGCAGCACGUCUGAAAACUGGAUCUGAGUACCAAUUCAGGAUUGCUGCAGAGAACAGAUAUGGCAAAUCUUCAGCCCUGUUAUCUGAUACUAUUGUUGCUCAGUAUCCUUUUGAGGUUCCUAGUUCACCACGUUCUGUUACCGUUCAGUCAACCACCAAGGAAAGUAUGGUGGUUGUAUGGGAAAAACCCAGCAAUGAUGGUGGAAGCAAGAUUUUGGGAUACCAUUUAGAGCUAAAAGAGAGAAACAAUAUAUUGUGGGUGAAACAGAACAAACAACUUGUCCCAGAAACAAGAUUCAAGGUUAUUGGCCUGGAGGAGGGUAUUGAAUAUGAGUUCAGAGUUUAUGCUGAGAACAUUGUUGGCCUCAGCAAAGCCAGCAAAGUGAGUGAAAUACAAGUUGCCCGAGAUCCUUGUGACAGACCAGGAAAACCAGAAGCUGUCAUUGUAACACGAAACCAAGUGACACUAAGAUGGACAAAACCCCAAUAUGAUGGUGGAAUCAAGAUCACAGGUUAUAUUAUUGAGAAGAAGGAGGGAGCUGGUCGGUGGAUGAAGGCCAGUUUCACCAACAUCACUGAAACAGAAUUUGUUGUCACAGGACUUAUUGAGAAUCAGAUUUAUGAAUUCCGUGUCAUUGCCAAAAAUGCAGCAGGUGUUUUUAGCCAGCCAUCUGAUUCUACUGGAGCCAUCACUGCCAAGGAUGAGGUGGAUCCACCCAAAAUUGACUUGGAAGCUAAAUACUCCCAAGCUGUGGUAGUUAAUGCUGGAGAGACAUUUAAACUUGAGGCUGCUGUUUAUGGUAAACCCGUACCCACAAUUCACUGGCUGAAAGAGGGCCAGGAGAUCACCGAAGCAGCUCGCUUAGAGCUUAAGAACACAGAUUUUACAGCUUGUCUGGUUGUUAAAGAAGCCAUCCGUGUUGAUGGAGGUCAGUACAUACUUCUAGUAAAGAAUGUUGGAGGAGAGAAAUCUGUUAACAUUAAUGUUAAGGUUUUAGACAGACCUGGUGCACCCGAAGGCCCUAUAUCCAUUUAUGGUGUCACUAAUGAAAAAUGCUCAAUUUCCUGGAAACCUCCCUUGCAAGAUGGAGGAAGUGAUGUUUCCCAUUAUAUUGUUGAGAGGAGGGAAACCAGCAGAUUGGUUUGGACUGUAGUUGAACCAAAAGUUCAGACACUGAACUUGAAGAUCACCAAAUUACUUCCUGGUAAUGAAUAUAUUUUCAGAGUGAUUCCUGUUAACAAAUAUGGAGUUGGAGAGCCACUGGAAUCUGAGCCAAUGGUUGCCAGGAAUCCAUUUGUCACUCCCAACCCACCAACAAAUGUGGAAGUUUCCACAAUCACCAAAGACUCUAUGGUGGUGACCUGGGAGAGACCAACUAAUGAUGGUGGCAGCCCAAUCCAGGGAUACAUUGUUGAGAAACGUGACAAGGAUGGUGUGCGAUGGACUAGAUGCAACAAGCGCAAUAUUAGUGAGCUGCGCUUUAGAGUAACAGGGCUUCUUGAAAACCAUAGCUAUGAAUUCAGAGUUGCUGCUGAGAAUGCUGCAGGUGUUGGCAUGCCUAGUGCACCAACAGUGUACUACAAAGCACUGGAUCCUGUCUUCAAACCAGGCCCACCAAACAACCCCAAGGUGGUAGACACAUCUAGAUCCACUGUUUCCCUAACAUGGGGCAAACCCAUCUAUGACGGUGGCUGCGAGGUUCAGUCUUACAUUGUAGAGGCAUGCAAUGGUGCAUCUGAUGAGUGGUUUAUGUGUACUCCACCAACUGGAAUCAUGGACACAAAAUAUACUGUGAAAAAACUUCUGGAAAAGCAUGAGUACCAAUUUAGAGUGUGUGCAAUCAACAAGGUUGGUGUUGGUGAGCAUGCUGAUGUUCCUGGAAAAAUUCUUUUGGAGGAGAAACUUGAAGCACCUGAUCUUGAUCUUGAUGCAGAUAUGAGAAAGAUGAUCAACAUCAGAGCAGCAAGUACGCUCAGAUUGUUUGUUCCUGUAAGGGGUCGUCCAGCUCCGGAGGUGAAAUGGGGCAAGGCUGAUGGUGAGAUUAAGGAGACUGCUCAGAUUGACAAUACAGGCAGCUAUGCAUCACUUGUCAUUGAGAAUGUUGACAGAUUUGAUAGUGGCAAGUACACCCUGACUGCUGAGAAUGCUAGUGGAGUAAAAUCAGUCUUCAUAAGUGUCAGAGUCCUGGACUCCCCUAGUCCACCAACUAACUUCGUGGUGAAAGAGAUUACCAAGAAUUCUGUCACUCUCACAUGGGAGCCUCCACAUCUGGAUGGUGGCUCAAAGAUUAAGCACUAUAUUGUUGAAAAGCGUGAGAGCACCAGGAAAGUGUACUCUCCCAUCACUACAUGUAACAAGAUGUCAUGGAAAGUUGAACCUCUUCCAGAGGGUGGAAUCUUUUUCUUUAGAGUAUUGGCUGAGAAUGAAUAUGGUGUGGGUCUCCCUGCUAAAACUAUAGAACCAGUUAAGAUAUCUGAGAAACCUCAGCCACCCGGCAAGGUCAGUGUUGUUGACGUUACUCACAGCACUGUAACUUUAACUUGGGAAAAGCCUCUGCACGACGGUGGUAGUAGAAUCACCCACUAUGAAGUUGAACUAGCUCCCAAGGACAGUGAAACUUGGUCUAUAUGUGCUAGUGUGAAAGCACUGGAAACAUUAGUGACAAACCUUCUCAAGGGAGAGGAGUACCAGUUCAGAGUUGUUGCUGUAAAUGACAAGGGCAAAAGUGACCCGCGACAGUUGGCUCAUUCAGUUGUAGCAAAGGACCUUGUUAUUGAACCUGCUGUUAGACCCAAGGCAAGUUCUUAUAGUGUCCAGGUGGGGUAUGACCUCAAGAUAGAUGUCCCAGUCGCUGGUCACCCUAAACCAAUUAUCACCUGGACCAAAGAUGGCGUAGCCCUUAAGCAGACUACCAGAGUCAAUGUCACCGACUCAGCACAAACUACCACUCUUACCAUAAAGGAUGCUACCAGAGAAGAUGGAGGUAUGUACACUAUCAGUGUCUCCAAUGACCUUGGUUCAAAGAAUGCAACUGUAGAGGUGAUCACCUUGGACAAACCAGGCCCACCCACAGGCCCUGUAAAGUUGGAGGAUAUCAGUGCUGAGAGCAUCACCCUCAGCUGGGAACCUCCUACAUACACAGGUGGUUGUCCAAUCUCAAACUAUGUGGUGGAGAAGAGAGACACAACCACAACAAACUGGUCGGUUGUGUCUGCCACUGUGGCUAGAACCACUCUAAAAGUCAGCAAUCUGAAGACAGGCACUGAGUACCAGUUCAGAAUUUAUGCUGAAAAUAGAUAUGGAAAGAGCUAUGCAAUUGAUUCACAGCCUGUUGUGGCACAGUAUCCAUUCCAGGAGCCAGGACCACCAGGAACACCAUUUGUUUCUUCAUACACUAAAGACUACAUGGUAGUUGAGUGGCAUAAACCCCCAAGUGAUGGUGGCAGUGCCAUCUUGGGCUACCAUCUGGAAAGGAAAGAAAGGAACAGUAUCCUCUGGACAAAGAUAAACAAAAUGCUCAUCCAAGAUUGUAGAUUCAAAUCUACUCCACUCGAGGAAGGCAUUGAGUAUGAGUAUAGAGUCUAUGCAGAGAACAUUGUUGGCAUUGGUGAGUGUAGCAAAGUGUCUGAGGUUUAUGUUGCCCGUGAUCCAUGUGAUCCUCCUAGCCGUCCUGAGGCUGUGAUUGUGACCAGGCACUCAGUGAAACUCAAGUGGAACCCCCCAGAGUACGAUGGUGGGAGUUUAGUUACAGGUUAUCUAGUAGAGAAACGUGAUCUUCCUGAAGGAAAAUGGAUGAAGGCUAGCUUCACAAACAUCAUUGAACAUGAAUUCACAGUUACUGGCCUGACAGAAGAUAGCAAAUAUGACUUCAGAGUAAUUGCAAAGAAUGCUGCAGGUGCCGUUAGCAAGCCCUCUGAGAGCACAGGGUCCAUAACUGCUAAGGAUGAAGUUGUCCCACCUAAGAGUGAGACAGAUCCUAUGUACAACCAGACCAUUGUCAUAAAUGCAGGAGAGACAUUCAAUCUUGAGGCCAGUGUGGAAGGAAAGCCUAUUCCAACUGCUCAGUGGUUCAAGGGGAAUCUUGAAGUUGAAAACUCAGCAAGAGUGGAGAUCAGAAACACAGAUUUUAAAGCUUUGCUUGUUGUAAAGGAUGCUAUCAGAGUUGAUGGUGGACAGUAUACUCUGGUUCUCACAAAUGUGGCAGGAAGUAAGACUAUCCCCUUCAGUGUGAAGGUUCUGGACAGACCAGGGCCUUCAGAAGGACCUCUUACUAUCAGCAAUGUUACUGAGGAAAAAUGCUCACUGUCAUGGCUGCCACCCAGGCAUGACGGAGGCGCCAGCAUUUCUCACUACAUCAUCCAGAAAAGAGAAACUAGCCGCUUGGCAUGGACUGUGGUCUGCAGUGAUUGUAAAGCUACCAUGUUUAAAGUUACAAAGCUACUGAAGGGAAAUGAGUACAUCUUCAGAGUCAUGGCUGUCAACAAAUAUGGCACAGGUGAGCCGCUUGAAUCAGCACCAGUUAUCAUGAGAAAUCCAUUUGUUCCACCUGGCGCACCUCAGGAUCUUGAGAUCACAAACAUCACCAGGGAUUCUAUGACUGUAUGUUGGAACCGUCCUGAGACAUCAGGAGGCAGUGACAUUGUUGGCUACAUUGUUGAGAAAAGAGACAGAGCAGGAGUGAGGUGGACCAAGUGCAACAAACGCAGAGUGACAGACUUGCGUUUCAGAGUAACAGGACUGACUGAGGACCAUGAAUAUGAAUUCAGGAUAUCUGCUGAGAAUGCAGCUGGAGUGGGCCAGCCAAGUCCAUCGACACCCUAUCUUAAGGCAUGUGACCCCACCUUUGAGCCAGGCUGUCCCACCAAUGUCCAUGUGGUAGACACUACUAGAGACUCCAUUAGUCUGGCUUGGCACAGACCUAUCUAUGAUGGUGGCUGUGAGAUUCAAGGCUACGCUGUGGAAAUAACCAAGGCUGAUGAGGAGGAAUGGGCCAUAUGCACCCCACCUUGUGGAGUCAAUGCUACCAAGUUUACCAUCAAAAAGUUGAUUGAACACCAAGAAUACAAGGUCCGCAUUUGUGCCAUCAACAAGGUGGGUGUUGGUGAGCCCACUGAGAUCCAGGGAGUCGUUAAACCUAUGGAUAAGAUUGACCCUCCAGAAGUGAUUCUGGAUUCAGAGCUCAGAAAGGGAAUAGUUGUCCGUGCAGGAGGCUCGAUGAGAGUCUGCAUUCCAUUCAAAGGCCGUCCUACUCCUGAGAUAAACUGGGCCAAAGAGGAUGGAGAGUUACCCAGUAAAGUUCAGAUUGAGACUGGUGAAGAUUACACACAGCUCUCAAUUGAAAUCUGUGACAAAUAUGAUGCUGGAAAGUACGUGCUCAAUUUAGAAAAUAGUGCUGGCACCAAAUCAGCUUUUGUUUCCGUUAAGGUGCUAGACACUCCAGGGGCUCCUUUAAACCUAACAGUAACAGACAUCAAGAGGGAAAGUGUGACUCUGACCUGGGAGCCUCCUCUUAUUGAUGGUGGUGCAAGAAUCAAGAAUUACCUUGUUGAAAAGAGGGAGUCCACAAGGAAGGUUUACUCUAAUGUGGACAACAAGUGCACAAAGACAAGCUAUCGUAUAACUGGCCUGACAGAGGGAACUAUAUAUUAUUUCAGAGUCUUAGCAGAGAAUGAGUUUGGUGUGGGACAGCCAGCUGAGACAGAAGAAUCAGUAAAAACAUCUGAGCCCCCCCUGCCUGUGGGUAAGGUCACGUUGACCGAAGUGACAAAAACAACUGCUUCACUCUCCUGGGAGAAGCCAGAUUAUGAUGGAGGUAGCAGAAUCAUUGGUUACUACAUUGAGAUGCAGCCUGUGGGCUCAGAGGAAUGGGUGGUAGCUGCCACAUGCAAAACUUGUGAAGGCACUGUCACAGGCCUCAGUGCAGGACACGAGUACCUAUUUAGAAUCUUAGCCUUCAAUGAGAAGGGCAAGAGUGACCCUAGACCUUUGGCUGCGCCAGUCACUGCUAAAGAUAUAACCAUUGAACCCAAAUUCAAGAUUCAAUUUAACACUUAUAGUUUACAGCACGGUGAGGAUUUGAAGAUUGAGAUUCCAGUGAUUGGACGACCUGUUCCCAAGGUUGAAUGGAAGAAGGAUGGACAAGCUCUUAAAGAGACAACAAGAAUUAAUGUUUCCAGCACAUUGUCAUGCACUAAGCUGUACAUCAAAGAUGCAAAUAAGGAGGACUCUGGCAAAUACACUGUCACAGCCACCAGUAGCAUUGGAACAGCUACAGAGGAGAUUACUGUUAUUAUUCUUGAUAAGCCUGGGCCACCCACAGGCCCUGUAAAGAUAGAAGAGGUGAGCUCUAAUUAUAUCACUCUGUCUUGGGAGCCACCAGAGUAUACCGGAGGCUGUCCCAUCAAUAAUUACAUCGUGGAGAAGAGAGAUACUACCACCACAGCAUGGCAGAUUGUUUCUGCUACUAUUGCCAGGACAACCAUCAAAGUCACCAAGUUGAAGACUGGUGUUGAAUAUCAAUUCAGAGUGUCAGCUGAAAAUAGGUACGGGAAGAGUUCUGCAAUUGUCUCUCCUGCUGUUAUUGCUCAGUAUCCAUUUAAUGAGCCUGCUGCCCCAGGAACACCAGUCAUUUCUUCUGUAACCAAGGAUAGCAUGGUUGUUGAAUGGAAACCUCCUACCAACAAUGGGGGCAGUCCAAUUCUUGGCUAUCACCUUGAGAGAAAAGAAAAGAAUAGCCUCUUGUGGACUAAAUUAAACAAGCUUCUAAUCCCAGACACACGUUUCAAAACUACAGAACUUGAAGAAGGUAUUGAGUAUGAAUUCAGGGUUUAUGCUGAAAAUAUUGCUGGUCUCAGCCCAGCUAGCAAGCUGUCUGAGAGCACAGUAGCAAGGGACCCUUGUGACCCACCAGGAACUCCUGAGCCUAUUGAAAUCACCAGAAACCAUGUGACACUCCAGUGGACCAAGCCCCAGUAUGAUGGAGGGAGUGCAAUUACUGGCUAUGUGAUUGAGAGAAGGAAGCACCCAGACACCCGCUGGAUGAAGGCCAGCUUCACUAACAUCAUUGAUACACAAUUUACACUUACUGCUCUGACUGAAGACUGUGUGUAUGAGUUCAGGGUCAUUGCCAGAAAUGCUGCUGGGAUUUUGAGCAAACCCUCUCAGAGCACAGGGGAAAUUACUGCCAAAGAUGAAAUUGAGGCUCCAGCAGCCACCAUGGAUUCAAAAUUCAAGGAUCUGACUAUUGUUCACGCAGGUGAGACAUUUGUCAUUGAUGCUGACUAUACUGGAAAGCCUUUGCCUGAGGUCAUUUGGUUAAAGGAUGGAAAAGAGAUAGACAAAGCCACACCAAGAAUGGAAAUCAAGACUACACUCACACGUACCAUCCUGACGGUCAAGGAUUGCAUCAGAGUGGAUGGUGGCCACUUUGUCCUCAAGCUUAUUAAUGUGGGAGGAGUCAAGAUGAUCCCAGUUAAUGUCAAAGUUCUGGAUAGACCUGGGCCUCCAGAUGGACCUCUAGAAGUCAAAGGGGUCACAGCUGAGAAAUGUUAUCUGCAUUGGAAUCAUCCCUCACAUGACGGUGGAGCUGGCAUCUCUCACUAUAUCAUUGAGAAGAGAGAGACUAGUCGUUUGUCAUGGACUGUGGUUGAGCCCAAGAUUCAGGCAAUCAGCUACAAAAUCACAAAACUAUUGCCUGGCAAUGAAUAUAUCUUUCGAGUUACUGCUGUAAAUAAAUAUGGUGUUGGCGAGCCUUUAGAAUCAGAAGCUGUUGUUGCUCGUAACCCUUUCACCACUCCCAGUGCCCCCUCAACCCCUGAGGUCGGUGCCAUCACUAAGGACUCCAUGGUGCUUUCCUGGGAGAGGCCCAAUGAUAAUGGAGGUGCAGAGAUUGAGGGAUAUGUCCUUGAAAAGCGUGAUAAAGAUGGUAUCAGAUGGACUAAAUGCAACAAGAAGAGGCUGAAUGACCUGCGAUUCAGAUGCACUGGUCUCACAGAGGGCCACUCUUAUGAAUUCAGGGUUUCGGCUGAAAAUGCUGCUGGUGUAGGAAAGCCUAGUGCACCAACUCCGUACAUCAAGGCCUGUGAUGCCACUUAUCCACCUGGACCCCCAAAUAAUCCAAAGGUCACUGACCAUUCAAGCACCACAGUUUCCCUUUCAUGGUCCAGGCCUAUAUAUGAUGGUGGUGCACAGAUCACUGGGUAUAUUAUCGAAAUGAAAGAGGCAACAGAUGAUGAAUGGAUCAUUUGCACACCACACACUGGCAUCCAAGCCACUAACUACACAGUAAAGAAACUUAAGGAGAAUGCGGAGUACAACUUCCGCAUAAGUGCUGUUAACUGUGAGGGAGUAGGAGAACAUGUAGAUUUGCCUUGUUCCGUGAUUGCUGCAGAGAAGCUGGAGGCUCCUGAAAUUGAAUUGGAUUGUGACCUAAGAAAGAUGGUCAACGUCCGUGCCUCUGCUACCUUGCGUCUGUUUGUGACAACCAGAGGGAAGCCUGAGCCUGAGGUCAGAUGGUCAAAGGCUGAUGGCACACUAAAUGAACGUGCCCAGAUAGAAGUCACAAGCUCUUACACAAUGCUGGUGAUUGAGAAUGUUGACAGAUUUGACACUGGCAAAUAUGUACUGACCCUUGAAAACCUCAGUGGCUCUAAAUCAGCCUUUAUUAAUGUCAGAGUUCUGGAUUCUCCUAGUGCUCCUACUAACCUCGAAGUUAAGGAUGUUAAAAGAAAUUCUGUCUCUCUCUCCUGGGAGCCUCCUCUAAUUGAUGGUGGGGCUAAGAUAUCCCAUUAUAUAGUGGAGAAGAGAGAACAGAAGAGAAUGGCUUUCACCAGUGUUUGCACUAACUGCGUCAGAAACUCCUACAUUAUUUCAGACCUGCAGGAAGGAGGCCGAUACUAUUUCCGUGUGUUAGCUGUGAAUGAACUCGGAGUAGGUCUGCCUGCAUCCACAGAUCAAGUUAAGGUGUCUGAGCCUCCUCUGCCUCCUGGUAAGAUUGUGGUGGUUGACAUUACUCGUCAUGCUGUUACACUCUCCUGGGAGAAACCUGAUCAUGAUGGAGGCAGUAAGAUUACAAACUAUAUUGUGGAGAUGCAGCCCAAGGGAGAUGACAAAUGGACGAUGUGCAGUGAAGUCAAAGCACUGGAAGCUACCAUUGAUGGACUCACAACUGGAGAGGAAUACUCCUUCAGGGUAACUGCUGUGAAUGAUAAGGGUAGAAGCGAUGCUAAGCCUCUGGCUACUCCUGUGGUGGUAAGGGACAUCACGAUGGAGCCCAUCAUCAACCUCUUAUUCACCACAUACAGUGUAAAAGCAGGAGACGAUUUGAAGAUUGACGUUCCCUUCAGAGGCAGACCACAGCCUGAGGUGUGCUGGAAGAAGGAUGGCCACAUGCUUAAGCAGACAACCAGGGUAAAUGUUCUUAAUUCAAAAACCUCAUCUAAGAUUGUCAUUAAGGAUGCCACGAAGGAGGAUGUAGGGAAGUAUGUGAUUACCCUGACUAACUCAGUUGGUACCAAGUCAGCUGAAAUCUCUGUUAUAAUCCUGGAUAAACCUGGACCACCUAGUAACAUUAAGGUUGAUGAGGUGAGCGCUGACUUUAUUUCUCUGUCUUGGGAUCCUCCAACCUAUGAUGGUGGUUGUCAGAUUAACAACUAUGUAGUUGAGAAGAGAGACACUACUACUACAACAUGGCAAAUCGUGUCAGCCACAGUGGCCAGAACAUCAAUAAAGGUUUCUCGACUUACUCAGGGGACAGAGUACCAGUUCCGCAUUGCAGCUGAGAACCGUUAUGGGAAGAGUCCUGCCAUAGAUUCUGCUCCUGUUGUUGCUCAGUAUCCAUUUGAGCCUCCUGGCCCUCCAACCAAACUUCAUGUUGUCCAUGCCACCAAAACUGGGAUGCUCGUGGUAUGGGGCAAACCUGCAAGUGAUGGUGGAAGUCCUGUUAUUGGUUAUCACAUUGAAAGCAAAGACCAAAGCAGCAUCUUGUGGACCAAGGUCAACAGAGGCCUGGUGACUGAGAACCAGUUUAAGAUGACAGGAAUGGAAGAAGGUCUGUUGUAUCAGUUCAGAGUGUAUGCUGAGAAUAUUGCUGGAAUUGGUCCAUGCACUAGGGCAAGUGACCCUGUGGCAGCCAGGGAUCCAUGUGAAGCUCCACAUAACCUUAGAGUCACAAACAUCACUAGAAACUCAGUUUCUCUUUAUUGGGAAAGACCUGAAUAUGUUGGCAGUGCAAAAAUUACUGGCUACAUUGUUGAGCGUCAAGAGCUUCCCAAUGGUCGCUGGCUGAAAUGCAACUUCACCAAUAUUCAAGACACUUACUUCGAUGUCACUGGUCUCACAGAAGAUGUCCGAUAUGAUUUCCGUGUUAUUGCUAAAAAUUCUGCUGAGCAAUUGAGUGCUCCUUCAGAAAGCACUGGACCCGUCACUGUCAAGGAUGAUGUAGACCCUCCCACCAUUAUACUGGAAGAUAAAUUCAGACAGUUGGUUGUCAUUAAGGCUGGAGAAAUCAUUAGAGUUGAUGCCGAAAUUACUGGGCGUCCACUCCCAGUUGUAUCAUGGUCUAAGGAUGGAAAGGAGAUUGAGGCCAAGGCCAGAUGUGAAAUCACAUCCACUAACUUCACAACUACACUCAUUGUCAAAGAUGCUAUCAGAAGGGACUCUGGACAGUAUGUUCUUACACUGCACAAUGUAGCUGGAACCAGAUCUGUGGCUAUCAACUGUAAGGUUCUGGACAGACCUGGACCUGCCUCAGGACCUUUAACAGUUUCUGGUCUCACAGCAGAGAAAUGCACCCUGUCAUGGGGACCACCUCAGGAAAAUGGUGGUGCUGAAAUUAUGCACUACAUUGUUGAGAAACGUGAGACCAGUCGUCUUGCCUGGACUCUUGUCUAUGGUGACAUGAAGGCAACUACCUGCAAAGUGACUAAACUGCUCAAAGGAAAUGAGUACAUCUUCCGAGUUAGGGGAGUCAACAAAUAUGGAGAUGGUGAAAGCCUGGAGAGUGAGCCAACAAAGGCCACUGAUCCAUUCACUGUCCCUUCAGCUCCCACUAAUGUCCAGGUCACCUCUGUUACAAGUGAGGCAAUGACCAUUUGCUGGGAAAGACCUGUUUCUGAUGGUGGCAGCAGUAUCGCUGGCUAUGUAAUUGAGAAGCGAGAGAAGACUGGCCUCCGCUGGUGCCGUGUCAACAAGAAACCUGUUUAUGACCUUAGAGUGAAAGCUUCACACCUUCGCGAGGGCUGUGAGUACGAAUACAGAGUUUUUGCAGAGAAUGCUGCUGGCCUCAGUGCUCCUAGCACUCCUUGCCCACUCACCAGGGCAGAAGACCCACAGUUUUUACCCUCACCUCCAGCUAAGCCUAGGAUAAUUGACUCCACAAAGACUACAGUCACCCUGUCAUGGAAUAAGCCACUUUUUGAUGGUGGAGCACCUGUGACUGGUUACAGAGUAGAAUACAGGAGGACAUUAGAUGAUGAAUGGAUUGUUGGAGUACAGAACACCAAAAACACAGAAUUUACAGUGGUGGGAUUGUCGCCUGGAGCUGAAUAUGUGUUUGUUGUCAAAUCCAUUAACAAGAUUGGAGUGAGUGAGCCCAGUCCUGAGUCAGACAAACAAGUUGCCAAAGAAAGAGAGGAGGAGCCAACCUUUGAUGUUAGCAAUGAAAUGAGAAAGACUCUUAUUGUAAAGGAUGGAAGCUCUUUCACAAUGAAAGUUCCUUUCAAAGGCAAACCCAUCCCUAGUGUUACUUGGGCUAAGGCUGAUGUAGACCUUAGAGUUCGUGCUGUAAUUGACACCACAGAUACCUUUACUUCCAUCACCUUAGAAAAAGCAACUCGGAAUGACUCUGGAAAAUACACUGUCACUCUAUCCAAUGUAGCUGGUACCUCCUCCUUGACGCUCACUGUCCGAGUUUUGGACUCACCUGGGCCUCCUAGUCAUAUAGAGGUCAAGGAAGUCACAAAGACCUCUGCUACUAUAACCUGGGAUACUCCUGAGAUUGAAGGAGGAGGACCAGUCAAGAAUUACCUUAUUGAUUACCGUGAGGCUAGCAAGAAAGGCUGGACUAGAUUGACUGACACAUGCCACAGACUGACAUACAAGGUGGCAGACCUGCAGGAGGGAGGAGUCUACUACUUCAGAGUGACAGGCGAGAAUGAAUAUGGUAUUGGUGUUCCUGCUGAGACCAAAGAGGGGACCAAGAUCACAGAAAAACCAAGUCCACCACCAAAACUGGGUGUAACGGAUGUAACCAAGGAAAGUGUGUCCUUGGCCUGGGCCAAGCCAGAACACGAUGGAGGCAGCAGAAUUACUAGCUACCUAGUAGAAGCACUGGAGAAUGGACAAGAGAAGUGGGUUAAAUGUGGUACAACAAAGUCCAUCCACUUCACAGUGUCUGGUCUGAGGGAGAAUGCGGAGUACUUCUUCAGAGUCAGAGCUGAGAACUAUGCUGGAUUCAGUGAUGCUAAGGAAAUGACUACUCCUGUAGUAGUCAAAGACCAGCUUGAAUCUCCUGAGAUCAACAUGAAGGACUUCCCCCACAACACAGUAUAUGUUAGAGCUGGAUCUACCCUAAAAUGUGAGAUUCCAUUGACAGGCCGGCCUUUACCUAAAGUGACUCUGUCCAAGGAUAAUGUGCUGCUCAAAUCAACAAUGAGGUUUAACUCAGAAGUCACUCCUGACAGCAUCAAGAUUACUCUGCGUGAGAGCAUUGCAGGAGACUCAGGCCGCUAUGAUAUCAUUGCCUCCAACUCCAGUGGAACCACCAAGUCCUUUGUAAAUAUAGUGGUUCUUGACCGCCCCAGUGUCCCACUUGGACCAGUGGAGCUGUAUGAUGUCACAGAAGACAGUGUGAGCUUAAAGUGGCUCCCACCAGCAUAUGAUGGUGGCAGUCCCAUCACCAACUACAUCAUCCAGAAGCGAGAGACAACUACAGCCAACUGGAUGGACGUGUCUUCCGCUGUGGCCCGCUGCACCAUGAAAAUUAUGAAGCUGACCACUGGCCUGGAGUACCAAUUCAGAAUUAGGGCAGAGAACAGAUAUGGAAUCAGUGAACAUAUUGACUCACCAGCUGUCACUGUCAGUCUUCCUUACACUAUACCAGAUGCACCAUCAACUCCAGAAAUUACUGCUGUAACCAGGGAAAGCAUUACUGUUGCAUGGAAGGAGCCAAAGUCAGAUGGAGGCAGCCAUGUGUUUGGUUACCAUCUCCAAAUGAAAGACAAAAACAGCAUCCUUUGGCAGAGAGUCAACAAAACAGUGAUCCGUGCCACACACUUUAAAGUCACCAACAUAAAUGCUGGACUUAUUUAUGAGUUCAAGGUAGCAGCAGAGAACUCUGCUGGAAUUAGUGCCUUCAGCAAGGUUUCUGAUGCUGUAUUGGCUAUUGAUGCCUGUGAGCCACCCCUAUACUUGCGCAUAACUGACAUCACUAAGAACUCCAUUAGUCUGGCCUGGCAGAAGCCUGAAUAUGAUGGUGGAUCCCCAAUAACUGGUUACAUGAUUGAGAAGAGAGAGGGUGUUAGCUCCAAAUGGUCUAAAGCUAACCUCACCAAUAUCACAGACACCCGCUUCAUUGUUACUGGCCUCACCCAGGAUGAAACGUAUGAGUUCCGAGUCAUGGCAAAGAAUGCAGUUGGUUCAGUGAGCAACCCGUCUAUCACUGUGGGACCAGCCACAUGUGUGGACACUUAUGGUGCCCCAGAGAUUGAAAUACCUCAGGAGUAUCUUAAUGAGGUCAAGCACAAGGCUGGCUCUAAUGUGGAACUCAAAUUUAAUAUAAGAGCCAAACCUGCUCCCAGUAUUGAGUGGUUUAAAGAUGGCAGAGAGCUUGAGCCUACUUCUCAGCUUUCUUUUAAACACACUUUCGAGUCCACAAGUGUGUUCCUGAAGGAAACAACUCGUCUUAACUCUGGAACCUAUGAAGUCAAGGUGAAGAACUCCCUCGGAUCGUCAUGUGCCAUUGUCAGGCUGCUCAUUCAAGAUAAGCCAGGCCCACCUGCUGGAGAAAUUCAGUUUAAGAAGGUGACAGCUGACAACAUCACCAUCAUGUGGUCCCCACCUGCUGAUGAAGGUGGUGCCAUGGUAACACAUUACAUUGUAGAAAAGCGGGAGACCAGCAGGGUAAUGUGGUCGAUUGUCUCAGAGAAACUGGUUGACUGCAUUGUGAAUGUGCCCAGACUCAUAAAGGGCAAUGAGUACAUCUUUAGAGUCCGUGGAGUCAACAAGUAUGGCAUUGGAGAGCCACUGGAGUCUGAGCCCAUUAUUGCCAAGAAUGCAUUUGUACCUCCCAGCGAGCCAUCUAAGCCUAAAGUUACUAUGAUCACUAAGUCUACCAUGACAGUAAUCUGGGAAAGACCAGCGUUGGAUGGAGGCAGUGAUAUUGAUGGCUACUAUCUAGAGAAAAGGGAGAAGAGGAGUCUGCAAUGGUUCAAGGUGGUGAAGGGCACUAUCAGAGACACCAGGCAGAAGGUGGCUAACCUGGUGGAGAACAAUGAGUACCAGUACAGAGUGUGUGCUGUCAACAAGGCUGGAGCAGGAAACUACUCUGAACCUUCUGAGCUCUAUAAAGCCUAUGACCCAAUAGAUCUACCAGGUGAACCCACUAAACUGCGUGUGAUUGACUCCACAAAGACAUCUAUCACACUUGGAUGGGAGAAGCCCGUCUAUGAUGGUGGCAGCGAAAUUACACACUAUAUUUUAGAGCAGAUGAAUACAGAGGACAAAGAAUGGGUGAUUUCCAACCCACAAGUCAAGACAUGUGAGUAUGUGGUGUCCCACCUCAAACCUGGCAUCUACUACUUCUUCAGAGUAUCUGCUGUCAACUGUAAAGGCAAAGGAGAAGACAUCAAAAUGUACCAGCCUGUGCAAGCCAAAGAUAUUUUAGAGGAGGCUGAUCUGGACUUAGAUGUUGCUAUGACAACUCAAUACACAGCAAAGGCUGGCCGUGAUGUGGAAGUCUUUAUCCCCCUAAAGGGUCGUCCUACACCAAAUGUCACCUGGCGCCGUGGUGACCGUAACAUGGCUGGUGAUAACCGCUACACAAUCACAAGCACUGAAAGAGCCACCACACUCCUCAUCCCCAAGGUCACCCGUGAUGACUGUGGAAAGUAUGUGCUGGAAAUUGAGAAUGGUGUUGGAGAACCUAAGAUAGUUACUGUUUCCCUUAAGGUUCUGGACAGUCCAUCCACCUGCCAGAAACUGAUGAUAAAGAAUGUCACAAGAGGAAAGCUGACACUAAGCUGGGAGCCUCCGCUCAUAGAUGGUGGCUCCCCUGUGACUAAUUACAUUGUCGAAAAGAAGGCCUCCACUAUGAAAGCUUAUCAAGUGAUUACUGAUGAGUGUUUAAAUACAAGUUACAAGGUGUCAGGGCUGGAGGAAGAUAUAGCUUACUUCUUCCGUGUGUCUGCUCAAAAUGAGUUUGGUGUGGGUGACCCUUGUGAAACCACUGAUGCUGUCCGAGCAACUGAAACUCCAGGAGCUGUUAAAGACCUAAUAAUGGUGGACUCCACAAAGAACUCUGUCACCCUUCAGUGGAGCAGACCUGACCACGAUGGUGGCAGCCACAUCACUGACUACAUAAUUGAGAAGAGAGCCCAGGAUGAAGUCAAAUGGACUUUAGCUGCUAAAUGCAAGCGGUGCAGCUGUGAAGUGACGGGACUCAAGGAAAAUACUAUCCUGGAUUUUAGAGUGUUUGCAAAGAAUGAGAAAGGCAACAGUGACUUCUCCCAAAUUGGUCCGAUCACAGUGAUGGACCUCAUCAUUCCACCUGAAGCCAACCUGAAUGAUUAUCCCAAUGGAGAGCUUGCUGUUCGUAUAGGUCAAAACAUCCAUAUUGAGUUACCAUUCAAGGGAAAACCAAGACCUACAAUCAGCUGGCUAAAGGAUAAUUUCCCACUGAAGGAAAGUGAGAAGAUUCGCUUUAGGACCACUGACAACAAGACUUCAGUUACAGUCAGAGGGGUUAAGAAAGAACAUGCUGGACAAUACACCUUGGUUCUGGAUAACAGAGUCAUUAAGAACUACUUUGACAUCAAUGUGAUCACUCUGGGACCCCCUUCAGUCCCUACCGGCCCCAUCCGUUUUGACGAGAUAAAAGCUCAGACUAUUAUUAUCUCCUGGGAUGAGCCGAAGGAAGAUGGAGGUGGCGAGAUCACCUGCUACAGUGUGGAGAAACGUGAAACCUCCCAGGCCAACUGGAAGAUGGUCUGCUCCAGUGUUGUCAGGACUACCUUUAAAAUUCCUAACCUGGUCAAAGGAACUCAGUACCAGUUCAGAGUCCGUGCAGAGAAUAAGUAUGGGGUCAGUGAGCCACUCAUCUCUUCAGAUGUUGUUGCCCAGCACCAGUACAAACCUCCAGGUCCUCCAGGAAAACCAGUUGCCUACAACAUCACCAGUGAUGGUAUGUCAAUAAAGUGGGAUGCCCCAGAUUUUGACGGGGGUUCCCCAGUCUUAGGUUAUCAUGUCGAGAAGAAGGACAGGAACAGCCUCUUAUGGCAGAAAGUGAAUUCCACAACCAUCUCCAACAGAGAGUACAGGAUAAUUGGUCUUGUGGAGGGUCUGGAGUACUCCUUUAGAGUCUAUGCAGAGAACAAUGCCGGACUCAGCCCUUGCAGUGAACAGAGCAAACAUGCGCUCGCUAUCUCCCCUGUUGAUCCACCCGGUACCCCAGUCUGCAUUGAUGUAACCAGAGACUCAGUCACCCUCCAAUGGGACAUUCCCAAGAGGGAUGGUGGAAGCAAAAUUGUAGCCUAUAGUGUGGAGAGGCGUCAAGGCAGAGGCAAAUGGCUACGGUGCAACUUCACUGAUAUCAGUGAGACCCAGUUCACUGUAACUGGUCUCUCACCUGGAGACAGAUUUGAGUUCAGAGUGAUUGCCAGGAAUGCUGUUGGCACAGUCAGCCCACCAUCCAACUCCUCUGGAUACAUAAUGACCAAGGAUGAGAGCAUUGCUCCUGAGAUUGAGUGGUCUCCAGACCAGGUGCUCACCCUGAGGGCUGGAGAUAAUGUCAGUCUCAGCUGCAAAAUCACCGGACGUCCAGUCCCACAGGUUCUUUGGUACAAGGAUGGUAAAGAGAUCGACAAGAGGACUAUGAUUGACAUUGAGAUUAAUACUGGCAUUGGCACCAGUAGUCUGUUUAUUCGCGAUUCUAACAGGAACCACCGUGGAAUUUACACUGUAGAGGCCAAAAAUAGCUCUGGAACCAAGAAAGCUGAUGUUAACGUUAGAGUCCAAGAUACCCCUGGACCCGUCGAGGGCCCAAUCCGUUUCACAGGCAUCACAGCUGAGAAGUGCACUGUGUGGUGGAGCCCACCAGAGAACGAUGGCUGUGCUGCCAUUACUCACUAUGUGGUGGAGAAAAGGGAGACAUCCAGGAUCACUUGGGCCUUGGUCACCUCCAAGUGUGAAGCUUGCUCUUAUAAUGCCACCAACCUCAUCAAAGGCAAUGAGUACCAGUUCAGAAUCUCUGCUGUCAACAAGUUUGGUGUCGGUAAACCACUGGACUCUGAUCCUAUAAUUGCGAAGAUGCAGUACACUGUUCCUGAUGCCCCUGGUACACCAGAUGCCACCCAUAUUACUGGAGACAGCAUAACGCUGUGUUGGACCAGGCCACGGUCAGAUGGAGGCAAUGAGAUUAAAUACUACAUCCUAGAGAGGAGAGAGAAGAAGAGCUUGCGCUGGGUUAAGGUCUCCUCCAAGAGGCCCAUUACAGAGUUAAGGCACCGUGUGACCAAACUUACUGAGGGCAAUGAGUAUGAGUUCCGUGUUAUGGCUGAAAAUGGUGCUGGUGUCGGACCAGCCAGCAGCACCUCCAGGCUCUUCAGAUGCAGAGAACCAACGAGUGCUCCCAGUGCUCCCACUGUAAUCAAGGUCAUUGACUCCACUAAGUCCUCUGUCACCCUGGAAUGGACCAAGCCAGUCUUUGAUGGUGGCAUGGAAAUAAUUGGCUACAAUAUAGAUAUGUGUAAGGCCAGUCUGGAGGAGUGGCACAGAGUCAACAGACAGAUUUGUAUUCACACCAGGUAUACUGUCACAGGUCUAGUACCUGGAGAACUCUACAAGUUCAGAGUCAGUGCUGUAAAUGGAUCAGGAGAGGGCGAAGCAUCAGUGAUGCCAAACCCUGUUCAGUCUUUGGACAGACUUACAUCUCCUGAAAUUGAUCUUGGUCCUGACUUCAAGCAAACUCAUAUUGUGAAGAAUGGAGGCACUGUAACCCUACAUAUUGCUUUCAGAGGAAAGCCAGCUCCUCUAGCCACGUGGUCUAAAUUAGACAGUGAGCUUCCGAUAAUGGCUGAUAUCAACACCACAGAUUCAUUUUCCACUCUGACCAUAGAGAACUGCACCAGGUAUGAGGCAGGCAAAUACACCCUGUCCCUGGAGAACAACAGUGGGCGCAAAUCCAUCACAUUCACUGUUAAAGUACUGGAUACUCCUGGACCUCCAGGAGCCAUAACCUUCAAAGAUAUUACUCGCGGAGCCUUGACAGUGAUGUGGGAUGCUCCUGCCAAUGACGGUGGAUCCCGAAUCCACCACUACAUUGUGGAUAAGCGUGAAGCAAGCCGCCUUGCCUGGCAAGAAGUCAGCACCAAGUGCUCACGGCAGAUGAUCAGAGUAACUGGUCUGGAAAUUGGUGUACCAUAUUUGUUCAGAGUGAUUGCCGUUAACCAUUAUGGCCAGGGAGAACCAAAAGAGAUGACUGAGCCUAUAAUUGCCACAGAAGAACCUGCGCCACCCAAGAGAUUGGAUGUUGUUGACACAACCAAUUCCACAGCCUCACUGGUAUGGCUAAAACCUGAGCAUGAUGGAGGCAGCCGCAUUAGAGGCUAUAUUGUUGAAUUCAGGGCUAAGGGCACUGAGCACUGGGUUGUUAGUGGAGAGACUAAGUCUCAGAAGAUGGUGGUAGAGGGUCUGAUUGAGAACACAGAGUAUGACUUUAGAGUCAAAGCCAAGAAUGAUGCUGGAAUUAGCGAACCUCAGGGCACCUUUAGCUCUGUGGUCAUAAAGGAGCCUUGCAUAGAACCAACUGCUGAUCUCAGCAGCAUCACCAACCAGCUCAUCACUUGCAAGACUUCCAACACCUUCACAAUUGAUGUCCCUAUCAGUGGCAGACCUGCACCUAAAGUUACCUGGAAACUGGAAGAGAUGAAGCUUAAGGAGACUGACAGAGUCUCCAUUAAGACCUCAAAGGAAAGAACCAUUUUGGUAGUGAAAGACAGCAAGAGAAGCGACAGCGGCAAGUACUACCUGACACUGGAGAAUGCUGCUGGUGUGAAGACAUUCACAGUCACUGUGGUCAUAGUUGGCAGACCAAGUCCACCCACAGGACCAGUGGAAAUUUCUGGAAUCUCUUCAGAGUCCUGCACCCUAUCUUGGUCUGAGCCAGCUGAUGAUGGUGGUACUGACAUCAGCAACUACAUUGUAGAAAAACGGGAAUCUGGCUCCGCUUCUUGGCAAGUGGUGAACUCCAGUGUGAAGAGAACCACGAUCAAAGUGACACAUCUCACCAAAUACAUGGAGUACACAUUUAGAGUCUGUGCUGAGAACAAGUUCGGAGUCAGCAAGUCCGUUGAGUCUGCCCCUGUUGUCAUUGAGCAUCCAUUUGUUCCACCAAGUCCUCCAACUCGCCCAGAUGUGAUAUUUAUAUCUGCCAAUGCCAUUAGCAUUAAAUGGGAUGUUCCAUAUGCUGAUGGUGGCAGCAAGGUGACAGGCUACUGGAUUGAGAAAAAGGAGAGGAACACGAUCCUGUGGGUAAGGGAGAACAAGCUACCCUGCCUGGAUUGCCAAUACAAGGUCUCGAACCUGAUUGAGGGGCUGGAGUAUCAGUUCAGGGUGUAUGCCAUGAACCUUGCUGGGCUCAGCAAAGCCAGCGAAGCCUCCAGACCUGUAGUGGCACUCAAUCCUGUUGAUCCUCCUGGCAAACCCGAGGUGACAGACAUCACCCGCUCUUCUGUGUCAUUGUGCUGGACGGUGCCCUUCAAUGAUGGUGGCAGUAAGAUCAUUGGUUACGUGGUGGAGAGAAAAGUCUACAGCACAGAUGAGUGGGAUGACAACCGCUGGCUCAAGUGCAACUAUACCACAAUCACAGAGAACUACUUCACCAUCACAAACCUAGGUGAAGGAGAGACCUAUGAAUACCGUGUCGUUGCCAAGAAUGCUGCUGGUGUUCAAAGUGUCCCUUCAGAGACCACUGGACCAGUCACAUGCAAGGAUGAAUAUUCUCCUCCCAAAGCUGAACUUGACAGCAAACUGAUAGGUGAGAUUGUCACUGUUACUGCUGGUUCUGACCUUGUCUUGGACGGUGCUGUGGGUGGUAAACCAGAGCCUACAGUGUACUGGUCAAAGGGCGACAAGAUUUUAGAGCUUGGAGAAAAAUAUUCACUGACCUACACUGCCACCAGAGCCAUGGCUGUGAUCAAGAGCUGUGACAGAUACGACACAGGUAGAUACAUUCUAACUGUCAAGAAUGCCAGUGGAAUUAAGACGGCAGCUGUCAGCGUUAAAGUUCUAGACACUCCUGGAGCUCCAGCUGAUAGGAUUGUAAUCAGCAGAGUCACAGAGGAAAAAUGUACAGUGUCUUGGAAGAUACCUCUGGAGGAUGGUGGAGAUCCUGUCACCCAUUACAUUGUGGAACGUCGUGAGACCAGCCGCCUCAACUGGGUCGUCAUGGAGACUGAGUGCAAGACCCUGUCAUGUGUCAGCACUAGGUUGAUUAAGAACAAUGAGUACAUCUUUAGGGUUAGAGGUGUCAAUAAGUAUGGGGCUGGAGUUCCUUUGGAAUCUGAUCCCAUCAUCGCCAGAAACGCUUACACAAUCCCCUCCCAGCCAGGCACACCAGAGGCCACUGCAGUGGGUAAGGAGCAUGUUAUCAUCGAGUGGCAGAAGCCUGAGAGUGAUGGAGGAAGCGAGCUCAAAAACUACAUAGUUGAAAAACGAGAGAAGAACAGUAGCAGGUGGACUCGAGUGAAUAAGACCUACACCAUCUAUGACACCCGUCUGAAGAUCACAGGCCUACUGGAGGGAAGCGAGUACCAGUUCAGAGUUACGGCAGUCAACUCUGCUGGAUACAGCCAGCCAAGUGACGCCUCAGUAUACAUCCUCUGUAAAGACCCCACAUACACCCCAGCUCCUCCAUCAGUGCCUCGCAUCACAGACACAACAAAACACAGCAUCACCAUGACUUGGACCAGGCCCAUGUAUGAUGGUGGAUCAGAUGUCACCGGCUACGUUGUGGAGAUCCUAGAGGAGGGUUCUGAGCAGUGGUACCGUGCCACUGCCAAAGCCCUCAAGACUAAUGAUUAUGUGGCUGCUGGUUUGGCUGCCAAUAAGAAGUACAGAUUCAGGGUUGCUGCCAUUAACAGCAAUGGGACUGGAGAGUUCAGUGAACCAAGUGCUGAAGUCGAACCACUUGAGAAAAUUGAAAUACCUGACUUGGAGCUGGCUGAUGACCUAAAGAAAACAGUGUGCCUCCGUGCUGGAGGUACUCUGCGCCUGUUUGUGUCUGUCACUGGUCGACCGACGCCAGUAGUGGCCUGGAGGAAGACGGGGGUGGAACUACAGAGCCGUGGUUAUAUUGAGACUACUGACAAGUACACAUCACUGGUAGUAGAGAAGGUUGAUCGCUACGACUCUGGAAAAUACAUUGUAGAGGCAGAGAACCCAUCUGGAAAAAAGACUGCCACCAUCCUUGUUAAAGUCUAUGACACUCCUGGUCCUCCAGGUUCAGUGAAAGUGAAAGACUACACCAAGGAAUCUGUUGUGAUCACCUGGGAUGUUCCAAGCAUUGAUGGUGGUGCUCAUGUCAGCAACUAUAUUAUAGAGAAGCGUGAGGCCAACAUGAAGUCCUAUAAGACUGUUACCACUGAGUGUAGGAAAACCCUGUACAGAAUCACUGGACUGGAGGAGGGUGUGUACUACUUUUUCAGAGUCCUGCCAGAGAAUAUCUAUGGUGUCGGUGAGCCCUGUGAGACAGCGGAGGCUGUGCUGGUGUGUGAAGUGCCCUCAGUGCCUGUGAAGCUUCAGAUUGUUGAUGUUUCCAAAUCUUCUGUCACCCUGCACUGGGAGAAGCCUUUGCAUGAUGGUGGCAGCAGAUUGACAGGCUACAUUAUUGAGGCCUGCAAAGUAGGCUCCGACAGAUGGAGUGCUGUGGCGACAGUUAAGGCCUCAGUGUCCCAGCACACCAUCCAGUCUCUGACAGAAAAUGACCAGUAUCUGUUCAGAAUCCGAGCCACGAACAGCAGGGGAGCCAGUGAAUCCACUGACAUUGUCACUCCAGUGAUCAUCCAAGAGAUCAAGGUUAUGCCCAAGAUUGACGUGACAAGUAUCCCUCAGAAGAUAGUUCAUGUGCAUCGUGGCAAACCCAUUGACCUCAACAUCCCAAUAAGGGGCAGACCACAGCCAGUCUGCUCGUGGUACUUUGGUGGUGUGAAGCUGAAGGACACCCUGGACCGCAUCAAGAUUGACAGCAACAGCAAAUAUACCCAUCUCGUCAUCCGUGAGACGACCAUCUCUGACACAGGAGACUACACACUAGAGGUGAAGAAUACCAUAGGCAUGGCAACUGAAGUUAUCAAGGUUAUCAUCCUGGACAAACCGAGUAUUCCUGUGGGUCCAGUAAAGAUCGAGGAAGUUGACGGUGUUUCAGUGACGGUUAGUUGGCAACCUCCAGAGAAUGAUGGUGGUGCCAAUGUCAGCGGAUAUGUCGUUGAGCAACGUGAUGCCCACCGGCCUGGCUGGACCACCGUCUCCGAGUCGGUGACAAGGCCUUGCUUUAAAUUCACUAGGCUCUCUGAAGGAACUGAGUACGUGUUCCGUGUUGCAGCCAUGAAUCGUUUUGGCAUUGGUGGCUUCCUGCAGUCUGAUGUGGUAGAAUGCAAGAGCGCCAAGACCAUCCCUGGACCCCCAAGCAGGCCAGAAGUGCUUGAUGUCACCCAUGAGGGCAUGACCCUGACCUGGAAACCACCUGAGGACAAUGGUGGCUCCACUAUUGCGGGCUAUAUCAUAGAACGUAAAGAGGCCCGUUCUGACAGGUGGUUGAGGAUCAACAAAAACCCUGUUACUAUGACCAGGUACCGUUCCUCCGGACUGAUUGAGGGCCUGGAGUAUGAACACCGUAUCACAGCCAUUAACUCUAGAGGGGCUGGGAAACCCAGCGAGAGUUCUGUCAUUACCAUCGCUUUAGACCCCAUUGAACCUCCAGGUCCUCCAGUUCAGGCCAGAGUCACAGACACUACCAGGACAUCUGUUUCUCUAGCUUGGCUUCCACCAGAAGAGGAGGGUGGUUCUGUCAUUACUGGCUACUUUAUUGAAAUGCAGAAGGUAGACCAGCUGGAAUGGACACUGUGUAACACAACUCCCACGAAGAUGUGCGAGUACAUCAUCACCCACAUGCCACAGGGGGCUGAAUACAAAUUUAGGAUCAUCGCCUGCAAUGCUGGUGGUUGUGGAGAAGCUGCUGAGAUUCCUGGAGUGGUUAAAGUCCAGGAGAUGCUUGAUUAUCCUGACUAUGAGCUGGAUCCUAAAUAUGAAGAGGGCUAUGUGGUCAGACAAGGUGGGGUCAUCCACCUGUCUGUACCCAUUAAGGGUAAACCCAUCCCUACAUGCAAGUGGACCAAGGAUGGUCGUGACAUCUCCCAUCGGGCCAUGAUUGCUACCCAUGAUGACAUCACUGAGCUGGUCAUCAAAGAGGCGCAUAAAGAUGACACUGGUACCUACGACUUGGUGCUGGAAAACAAAUGUGGCAGGAAGGCUGUUUAUAUCAAGGUGAAAGUGAUUGGUCGCCCUGAUGCCCCAGAAGGGCCUCUGGAAUUUGACGACAUUCAGGCCCGAUCAGUAAGAGUCAGUUGGAGGCCACCAUCAGAUGACGGUGGCACAGACAUCCUGGGAUACAUAGUGGAAAGGCGGGAGGUACCCAAAGCUGCCUGGUAUACAGUGGAUGCUCGAGUAAUUGGGAACUCUCUAGUGGUGAAGGGCCUAAAGGAGAAUGUGGAGUACCACUUCAGGGUUGCUGCUGAGAAUCAGUUUGGUGUCAGCAGAGCUUUAAAAUCUGACGAGUCUGUCACACCAAAGACUCCACUUUGCCCACCUGAACCUCCCAGCAACCCACCAGAGAUCAUGGAUGUUACCAAGUCCACAGUUUCUCUCUCCUGGGCCAGGCCCCGCGACGAUGGAGGCUCUCGUGUCACUGGAUAUUAUGUUGAAAGAAGGGAGGUUUCAACAGAGAAGUGGGUCCGCCACAACAAGACCCACAUCACCACCACCAUGUUCAAUGUCACUGGUCUCAUCCCUGAUGCAGAGUACAUGUUCAGAGUUGUCGCUCAAAAUGACAUUGGACAGAGUGAACCUGGUCCUGCUUCUGAAUCUGUAGUCUGCAAAGAUCCAUUUGACAAACCUAGCCAACCAGGAGAGAUUGACAUUGUCUCUGUCACUAAAGACUGUAUCACCAUCCACUGGCUCAGGCCUGAGCAUGAUGGUGGCAAGGAGAUCCUAGGUUACUGGAUUGAGUUCAGGCAGGCUGGAGAGAGUGCCUGGAAAAAAUGCAACAAGGAGCGCUCAAAGGAUCGUCAGUUCACCAUGGGUGGCUUAAUGGAAGCCACUGAGUAUGAGUUUAGAGUCUUUGCUGAGAACGAGACUGGACUCAGCCGACCUCGUCGCACACCUAUGGGCAUCAAGACCAAAUUGAGUGUUGGUGAGGCUCCAGCUUUGACAGAAGACAUCCAAGAUGUAACAACCAAACUUGGCGAGUCUGGCACUCUGACCUGUGGCAUUAUUGGCAGACCUCUGCCUGAGAUUAAGUGGUACCGCUUUGGCAAGGAACUGACCCAGAGCCGCAAGUACAAAAUGAGCUCAGAUGGUCGGAACCACUCCCUCAGCAUUCUAACAGAUGAACAGGAAGAUGAGGGCCUGUACACCUGCAGGGCAAUCAAUGAGGCUGGAGAGAUCGAGAGCAGUGGUAAACUGCGUUUACAGGCAGCUCCCCAGUUUCACCCUGGCUUUCCCCUGAAGGAAAAAUACUUUGCUGGGGCUGGCACUAGUCUCCGCCUUCAUGUCGUAUACAUUGGCCGUCCUAUCCCACAGAUCAUGUGGUUCUAUGGCAAGAAGCCUCUGAAUCCAUCUGAAAAUGUGAUCAUUGAAAACACAGAGAGCUACACCCACCUCGUGGUGAGGAAUGUUCAGAGAAAGACCAACGCUGGCCGCUAUAAGGUGCAGCUCAGCAAUUUCUUUGGAACUAUUGACACUGUGCUUCGUGUAGAAAUCCAAGACAAGCCAUGCAUGCCUGAGGGGCCCCUAAUUGUUGAAGCCCUGCUUAAGAGCUCAGUUGUCAUCAGCUGGAAGGCUCCCAAGGAUGAUGGAGGAUCAAUGAUUACCAACUACAUUGUGGAGAAACGGGAGGCCAAAGAAGGGGAACAGUGGUACCUGGUGUCCUCCUCUUUGUCUGGAACCACCUGCCGUGUCCUCAAUCUGACAGAGAAUGCUGGCUACUACUUCAGGGUUUCAGCUCAGAAUCAAUAUGGAGUCAGCGAGCCUCUAGAGAUCCCAUCAGUGGUUAUAAUCAAGAGUCCAUUUGAAAAACCUGGCAUCCCACAGCAGCCUUUCAUUAUCAGCUCCACAAAGGACUCUUGUGUUGUCUGUUGGAAGCCUCCAAGCAGCGAUGGUGGAGCUAAAAUCACAAGCUACUACCUGGAGAAACGUGAGAAGAAACAGAACAAGUGGAUGUCAGUAACUACCAAGAAGAUUGCAGAGACCAACUAUGAGGUCACAGGCUUGAUUGAAGGCUUCGAGUAUGAGUUCCGUGUCAAAUGUGAGAACAUGGGCGGUGAGAGUGAAUGGAGUGAGAUUUCUGAACCCAUCAUCCCCAAGUCUGACCAGGCUCCUCGCGCUCCCACAUUCAGGGAGGAGAUCAGAGACAUGACUGUCAAAUACCAUGCCAGUGCCACAUUUGUCACUAAGGUGUUGGGCUAUCCAAAGCCUGUUGUGAAAUGGUACCGUAGUGGAAAGGAGGUCCUGGCAGAUGGAACUAAGAUCAAAGCGCUGGAAUUCAAGGGAGGCUACUAUCAGCUUGUCAUCACUUCUGCUGAUGAGAAUGAUGCCACAGUUUACCAAGUCAGAGCAACUAAUUCCUCAGGAUCCAUCUCUACCACAGCCAACUUGGAGGUGGAAGUUCCUGCUAAGAUCCAUCUGCCUCAAGAGCUCCAAGGAAUGGGCGCAGUCCAUGCUGUCCGUGGUGAUCACGUCACCAUCAAGAUCCCCAUCUCUGGCAAACCUGAGCCAACAAUCACUUGGCAGAAAGGUCAGGAGAUCCUCUCCAACUCUCCUUAUCACCAAGUCAUCACCACAAGGUCUUUCACAUCCCUGGUAUUCCAGAAAGGAGUCCAGAGGAAAGAUACUGGCUACUACAUUAUUACUGCAAAGAACAGAUUUGGAAUGGACAAGCAAACCAUCGAGGUGAAUGUGGCUGACAUUCCUGAAGCACCAAAAGGCCUUGUGGUUAGUGAAAUUGCAAGGGAUUCUAUCACUCUUGUCUGGGAGCCCCCUGUCAGUGAUGGUGGAAGCAACAUUAUUAGCUACAUUGUAGAGAAGUGCCCCACCACCAGUGAUAGGUGGAUUCGUGCUGGACAAACUACUGACUGUAGUAUCACUAUCAUCAACAUAUUUGGAAAGACCAAAUACCAGUUCCGUGUUAUUGCCGAGAACCAGUUUGGUCUGAGCCCACCAUCUGAACCAACUGAGCCUAUCACCACAAAGGAAGACAAGUCUGUAAUUAGGAACUAUGAUGAGGAAGUGGACGAAACAAGAGAAAUUACUAAAGAGGAGGCUCUUUUCUACAAGGUGAAGGAGCUGUCCUCAAAGUACAUUAUCUCUGAGGAGCUUGCUCACUGCCAGUUUGGUGUGGUUCACCGUUGUAUUGAGAUUGCCACAAAGAAAACCUACAUGGCCAAGUUUAUCAAAGUCAAAGGAACUGAUCGUGAGUUAGUUUUAAGGGAAAUUGAAGCUCUUAAUGUGGGAAGGCACAAGAAUAUUGUCUACCUGCAUGAAUACUUUGAAAGCAUGGAGGAGAUCAUCCUUAUCUUUGAAUUCAUUUCUGGAGUUGACAUCUUUGAGCGGCUUGGCACCAGCAACUUUGAGCUUACAGAGCAGGAGAUUGUCAAGUACCUUAGACAAGUCUGCUCUGCUCUCAAGUUCCUGCAUUCCCACAACUUUGGCCACUUUGAUAUCCGCCCAGACAACAUUGUGUACACUACAAGGAAAAGUACCAACAUAAAGAUCAUUGAGAUGGGCCAGGCUAGGCUUCUGGUGCCGGGAGAAAACAUCAGAAUGCUCUUUUCAGCACCGGAGUACUGCGCCCCAGAGGUCCACCGCCAUGAUUUGGUCACAACGGCCACAGAUAUGUGGUCCGUUGGUGUUAUGGCCUAUGUUCUACUCAGUGGCCUUAAUCCAUUUGCAGCAGAGUCUACCACAAAGAUGAUUGAGAAUAUCAUCAACUGUGAGUAUGUCUUCGACAGUGAAGCAUUUAAGGAUAUCAGCCUGGAGGCUAUGGACUUUGUGGACAGACUUCUUGUCAAGGACAGGAAGCUUCGUAUGACAGCCCAUGAGGCUUUGGAGCACCCAUGGCUCAAGAUGAAAAUAGAGCAUAUUAGCAACAAGGCUAUCAGGACACUGAGACACAGAAGGUACUAUCAGACUCUGGUAAAGAGGGUUGAUACUAUUGUAUCAGCAGCUCGUGUGGCCUAUGGUGGUGCUUUCAAGAACCAGAGGGGAUUGGCUGUUGGUAAAGUGAAGAUUGGAACUGAGUGCCAUGGCUUCCGUGCUGGCCCAGUCAUGCAUGCCUCAGCUGAAGAAGGUGGUUAUGCAAGAUUCACUUGUAGCAUUGCCAAGUAUGACAAAAGUACACAGGUGUCAUGGUACUUUGGUAACUGCCAGCUACACACAAGCCACAAGUAUGAGAUUACUUAUAGUAAUGGCUUUGCCAGCAUCUACGUAAAGGACAUUGAAGAAAGUGAUGAUGGUGUGUACAGAUGCAAAGUGGUGAGUGAUGAUGGAGAAGACAGUGCUUAUGGAGAGCUUUUUGUCGAGACAGUGAGGAGUAUCAAAGAGUACUAUCUUAGCCGCUCCAUCAAGAAAUUAAGGAGGAGAGUUGACAAGACUAAGCUUCUGCAGAGACCACCAGAGUUCACUUUGCCUCUCUAUAACCGCACCGCUUUCAUUGGCGAAGAUGUGCGCUUUGGUGUUACUGUUACUGUGCAUCCAGAGCCUUGCAUAAUUUGGCUUAAGAAUGGUGAAAAAAUCAAGCCAGGUGAUAAUGACAGCAAGUACACCUUCACCAGUGAUAAGGGUCUAUACCAGCUCAUGAUCCAUAACCUGGACAUGACUGAUGAUGCUGAAUACACUGUUAUGGCCCACAACAAGUUUGGAGAAGACAGCUGCAAGGCCCGUCUCACUGUGGCACCACAUCCUGUGACGGAAGAAACUAUGAGGCCCAUGUUCAAACGUCUGCUAGCUAAUGUUGAGUGCAUGGAGGGACAGAGUGUCCACUUUGAGCUCAGAGUCUCAGGUGUACCACCUCCUACUCUUAAAUGGGAAAAGGAUGGUCAUCCACUACAGUUUGGUCCCAAGGUGGUUGUCAUACAGGAGGACGUUGACUCUCAUGUCCUUCACAUUAGAGAGACUCUACUUGAGGACUCUGGUGUUUACAAAGUUACUGCAACCAACUCUGCUGGCACCACCAGCUGUCAGGCAACAUUGAAGGUGGACCGCCUUACCUAUACAAGGAGAGAAUAUAGGAGUGAGGAAGAGAAAUACAUGCACAUACAGAAACAAAUUGAAAAGACCAACAAGAUGGCUCAGAAAAUCGUUGCUACUGAGGAGCUUGUACCUCUUAAUCCCACUGCUCAAGAAGCUCUCAAAUAUGCUGCAGAGAUUUACAAGCCAGCAGUGAGCACGAAGAAUGUUGAGGGUGAGUUUGACAUCACAGAGGAGAAGUCAGAGACCAAGAAGUUGGAGGAGGAGAGGAGGAUCUUCAUGCCCUAUGAAAUUCCUGAGCCUGUGGUUCAUGAUCCCAGAGUUCUUGAUGAGAACAAAGGUAUCAAACAGUUUGUACCUCUGUCAGAUAUGAAGUGGUACAGAAAGCUAAAAGAUCAAUAUGAGAUUUCAGAGAGGAUGGAGAGGAUUGUGCAGAAGAGACAGAAACGUAUUCGUUUGUCCAGAUGGGAACAGUUCUACGUCAUGCCCCUUCCUAGAAUCACUGACCAGUAUAGGCCAAGAUGGCGUAUUCCAAAACUCACUCUAGAUGAUCUGGAGACCGUCAGACCUGCACGCCGCUCUCCCAGUCCUGUGUCAGAGGCGUUGUUCAGAUCUAGGAGGAGAUCUCUGGGAGACCUUAGCGAUGAGGAGCUGAGGAUAACAGAGGAAGAAGAAGGAAUGAUGUUGGAGGAUGAACUGGAGCUUGGCUUUUCUGCCUCACCUGCUGGCAGCCCUGUACACAUUGAGCGACAUGCCAUGGAGCAUGAGGAAAGAAGGCAUGAAGGUAGACAUGAGACUGUUGAGGUUGCUGAGACAAAGAAGAAACGUACCAUCUCUCAGUAUAUGAGGAGGAGAAGGUCACUGUCACCCACUUACAUUGAGCUAAUGCGUCCAGUUUCAGAACUGAUAAGACAACCACAUGCUAGGCAUCCUGUGGAAGUAGAGGGAGAGAUUGUGGGGAGGAGGUCCCCUACCCCAGAGAGGACCCGACCACGUUCCCCCAGCCCCAUCAAGUCAGUUGAAAGAUCUUCACGCUCCUCUUCGAGGUUUGAGCGGUCUGCCCGUUUUGAUAUCAUGUCCCGUUACGAGGCCAGAAAGGCUGCUCUGAAAUCUGAAAGGAAGUAUCAGGUGGUCAGUCAGACACCUUUCAGUUUAGACCAUGCCCCGCGUGUCACUGUUAGGAUGCGUUCUCAUCGUAUCCCAGUUGGUCAAGAUACAAAAUUCACCCUAAAUGUACAAGCUAAACCAGAGGCUGAGGUCACGUGGUUCCACAAUGGAACUGCAAUCUCUGAAUCCAGUGAGAAAUUCAUCUUUACCAACAUGACUGGUGUCUUGUCCAUCACUAUUCUGGACUGUCAGGAAGAAGAUAGUGGCACGUAUCGCUGUGUAUGUUCCAACUCUAAGGGAGAGGCUUCAGACUAUGCUACCCUGGAGGUGUCAGGUGGUAGCUACACAACUUUCUCUUCUCGCCGCAAGGAUGAGGAAGCGCCCAAAACAUAUGUCCCUGAAGUCACUCGAACAGACCACUACCACAUCUCCCACUUCAAAGCUGGCUAUGCUUCACAGACCCACUUUGAGGUAGAAGAAACCAAAUCUAAGUUAACUGAAACACAUGAGGUUUUCACACAUGAGAGAUAUGGCGCCUCCUCUGAAAGGUACUCCUCUGCUGAGAGGUAUGACUCAUCUAUCAAGUAUGCUUCUGCUGAAUACCUGUCAUCUAGUUCAUCUUAUUCAUCUGACAAAUUUUCUCUGAGUGGGAAACACACCACAUCUGAAGCUAAACUGAAAUCAUCUACCACUGCUGGUGAUGAGGAAGUUUCUAUCCAGAAGGCAAAACUUUCUCUUCCAGCUAGAAUCCUCACUAAGCCUCAGUCUGUGACAGUUGAGGAGGGAGAGACUGUCAGAUUUACCUGUGAUAUUGAUGGUGAGCCUGCACCCACUGUGACAUGGAUACAUGAGAGCAGAACCAUUGUCUCAUCCCACCACAUUCAGGUCACCACAACUCAGUAUAAAUCCAGUUUGGAAAUCUCCUCUGUGACAGCCUCCCAUGAGGGCAGUUACACAGUAGUGGUAGAGAAUUCAGCAGGCAGACAGGAAGCUCAUUUUACUUUAACCAUCCAUAGACCAACCCCCAAGCAGGAAGUUAAAAUAGUCAAACCCCCUGAGCCAUCCGUGAAGUCACCCACUCCCAGUGUAAAGUCAUCUGCACCUUCAGUCACGUCCCCUGUUCCCUCCACAACCUCUGCUGUUCCCAGUGUGAAGUCACCAGAGCCUAGCACCAAAUCCAUUGAGACUUCAGUUACAUCACCAGCUUCAAGUAUAAAAUCUCCGGAACCAAGUGUGAAGUCACCAACACCAAGUGUGAAGUCUCCUGAACCCGAGGGGAUUAAGUCUCCUAAGAGCAUAAAGUCUCCUGAACCAACUGCACCUUCUCCUGCACAGACCUUAAAAUCACCGACUCCAGGUGUCAAAUCUCCUGAGCCUGAGGGACCUAAGUCACCACGAGGUCUAAAAUCUCCUGAGCUACGACUCAAGUCACCACCGCCAACUAAGACCCUGGGGACUGGAAAGUCACUGGAAUCUGAGGAAGUAAAAUCACCCCGGGGUAUCAAAUCUCCAGAACCUACAGGAAUCAAAAUGCCAAGAGGUGUCAAGUCCCCAGAACCUCCUGGACUCAAAACACCAAAAGGCAUCAAGUCCCCAGAACCAACAGGCAUCAAAUCACCAAGGGCUCUGAAGUCCCCUGAACCUGAAGGGAUCAAAUCACCACCCAGAAUGAAGUCUCCUCCUCCCACCAUGUCCCCCAAGAGAGUUGUAUCUCCACCCACUGUAAAAUCCCCAAUCCCAAAACCCCCCAAGGUCACGAGUCAGCUAACAGCAGAAGCCUGUGAGGGGUCAGUGAGGAUGUCCUGUGUUUGUGAGAGCUCCGUCAGAGAGGUGGUUUGGUAUGUCAAUGGGAGGAGGCUUUCACAAAGCAGUCACCUUGAGAUGCACUAUUCUGAGGGUUCUUGCAGCCUUGUGAUCCAUAAUUUAACAGACAAUGAUCAGGGAGAGUACACCUGUGAGAUGAAAUCAGAAGGAGGAGUAUCCAAGUCUUCUUUCAACUUCACUGGACAAGUGUUUCAGUCAAUUCGCAAGAAGAUUACAGCUUAUUGUGAACAGCAGCUGGGACUUCAAGGAUCAGUAUUGAUGAGUCAAAAGGAGUCAUCAUCAUCCUUGAGUUCAUCGGUGAUGAUGAAGAAAGAAAUCCAUACAAUGGAGGAGUCGUCUGCCUUUUCUUCUACUUCCCAGCAGGCAGUGAUGUCAUCCAUGACAGAUUCCCGCUCCUUCAGUAGCAUGGCAGCUGAAAUGAAGUUUGAGACCAUGUCCAUGUCCAGCAUGUCCUCCGUGUCAUCUGAGGCAUAUGCCAUGAGCUCCAGUAGCCUCAUGGAGAUGGCCUCCCACAUGGAGGGAUCACUUAGAGCUCUUGGUUCUGCUCCAAGGAUUGAAGCUCUGCCAGAGGACAUCAGCAUUGAGCCUGGCAAAGUCCUGACAGUCGCCUGUGCCUUCUCUGGUGAUGCCAGACACAUUGAGUGGUCGCACGACGGCAAAACGAUUGAGUUGACUGCUGCCGGACGCUUCCAUAUUGAGACCACUGAGGACUUGACCACGCUCAUUAUCACUGGGGUGAAGGAGGAGGAUGCUGGAAGCUACACCCUCAAACUGUCAAAUGAGCUGGGAUCUGAUACAGCAACUGUUCACAUUAGUAUUCGAUCGGUGUAAGAAAAAAAAACAACUCUUCAAAACUUCCCCUUUUUCCUUUUCUCAUGCGUUUUUAUUUAAUCAAGCAAAAGAAUCUACUUGAUAAAGAUCUGGAUUUCUGUUCUUGUAAAUAUGAACUAUUUUUGUACCUAUCUUGACAUUAAUUUUUGCCAAACUAGACUAAAGUCUAAAGGUGUUAUAAAAAUGUACCAUAUUGGAUAACUGUGACUUAGGAUUUUUGAUCCAUUAUUCUGUGACAUGUACAUAAUGUAUAUAGCCGAAUUUACCGGUUAUGGGAAGUGUAUGCAUUGUUAUUUAUGACAAUAAUAUUAACUAAAACAAAAUGAAACUGUAUAUGGUUUAACAGGAGAAAGUUCCAACAGGAACGAAUACUCUGUUAAACUAAGAAACUAAACUUUGUGCCUCAACGAUAAGUUGAAGUCUUAAGAUUGCCUCAACAGGUAGAGAGGCUCCCUGUUGAUGUUAACUCAAUCAGAGACAAAACUAUGAAUAUGCUGCUCUAGAGAGCAGUGCAUUAGCAUUGUGAAAGCAGUGUGAGAUCCUGAAUGCUGUUUGCAUUUACCCUCAUGUAAGCAGGAUGACUGGACCUCGCACUCCGACUGAUUCUGUCGUACUGCUAUUUCACUGACGUGCUCAGAGUGCAAGCGGCCUGCACUCCCUGAGCACAAGUGUUUCUUUUAUAUUUUGUGCUCUGCAUCUGGCAAACAACCACUGAUGAGACUUUUCAGUUGUACCACCAACCUGGCCAAUCACUUUAAAUAAGAGUCCCUCCUGUGCUUGUUUGCAGAAACAGAGCUCUCUCUUGGAGGUAUGCAGUGUGUUUGUGUGUUAGUUUUUAGAAGUUCUCCUGUCAGUCAAGGUGGGUGCGGCAAAGCAGAUGUAUGAAACCACCUACUGCUGCGUUCAACAACAAGUCCCACAUGUCGCCCUGCAGUUUAAGGGUUUGAUUGAAGUUUGAGUUGUAGUGUUGACUAUUUUCGCACCCUCCUUGAGUCUUUCCUCCAAUUAUUUCCUUAAUAAAGCAUGAUUAUCAGCACUACA